Molecule: messenger RNA, 94002 nt
Organism: Paramormyrops kingsleyae
Lineage: Eukaryota; Metazoa; Chordata; Actinopteri; Osteoglossiformes; Mormyridae
Source: RefSeq, a predicted model, not a curated record
GCCUGACCACCAUGUCUACUCAGGCACCAACAUUCAUACAGCCUCUGCAAAGCGUUGUGGCACUUGAGGGUGGUGCUGCAACGUUUGAGGCUCUAAUUAGUGGUGUUCCGGUUCCUGAGGUGAGCUGGUUUCGUGAUGGCCAGGUGCUUUCUGCUGCCACUCUGCCCGGCGCACAGAUCUCGUUCAGCGAUGGCCGCGCUGUUCUGAUGAUCCCCGCCGUGACAGCGGCACACAGUGGAAGGUUCUCUGUACGAGCCACCAAUGGUGCCGGACAAGCCACUAGCACCGCAGAACUACUUGUUACAGUGGAAACUGCACCUCCAAACUUCAUUCAGAGACUACAGAGUAUGACUGUGAGACAAGGAAGCCGAGUAAGAUUGGAUGUACGCGUUACAGGAAUCCCUACACCUGUGGUGAAGUUCUAUAGGGAGGGAGCUGAGAUUCAGAGCUCUGCUGACUUUCAAAUUGUUCAAGAAGGAGACCGUUACAGUUUGUUAAUUGCUGAGGCCUUUCCUGAGGAUUCUGGAACAUACUCCGUCAAUGCUACCAAUAGUAGUGGGCGUGCUACUUCUACUGCUGAACUGCUGGUUCAAGGUGAAGAGGAAGCAAUUCCUGCCAAGAAGUCAAAGACUGUUAUUUCCACUGCUCAAAUAUCUCAGACUCGACAGACACGAGUAGAGAAGAGAGCGAAAGCUUAUUAUCAGGCUACAGCCACCACUAUGAUGGAAGUCCAUGUGGAUGAAGGUGAUACUGCUCAGCAGCUGCUACACAAGGCUCCCCCAUCUGUGGCCCCAAAGCCAACUUCAAAGUCCCCAACAUCCUCACUAGUGUCAAAAGUUGCAGGCGCACGUCAACAGUCACCUUCUCCUGUGAGGCAUAUUAAAGGACCUACUCCACCUCCUGUAAGGUCAGUGUCUCCCUCUACAAGGCUGUCAGUCUCCCCUAUCAGACCAGUCAAAUCUCCGUUGAUGACCCGCAAGCAGAUUACGCCAGGCUCUGAUGUCCUCCCUCCCUGGAAGCAGGGAGAUUAUGUAGCUGAAUCCAGCUAUACUAGCAUGAUUGCCAGUGCCUCACGUGUCCAGACCUCUACCACUCAAGUGCAAAUGGAGCAGCGGUGGGAAGGCUAUGGGGUACAGCAGCAAGUAACUGGGAUUGUAGCGAAAGAGGCUGAAGGUGGAAAAAAGGCAGAGGCAGUGGCCACAGUCCUUGCUGCAGUUGACCUAGCACGCAUUCGAAAGCCUGCACAGGCAGAGGAGGGCCACGCAGAAGAGGAGAUCUUAGAGCCUGACUUAAAACGGCAGGCUCUGGACACUCAAGCUUCUAAAAUGAUCACCAUGACCAUGAAAACCGAAGCGCUACAAAUUCCCAGUUCCUCUCAAAUUGCUUCCGAUGAACAUAGGGUUCAGGUUUCACAGAUCCAAAGAAGUACAGAAACUACAACAACUCAUGUGGACACCUCGCUUGCACCAUCUCCAAUACCGCAUUUCACUGUUUCUAAAGUUACUGUUCCUAAACCUGACCAUAGCUAUGAGGUUUCCAUAGCAGGUUCUGCUAUUGCUUCACUGCAUAAAGAACUAUCUUCUACUUCUGCUGCUCAAAAGAUCAUCAGGCCUGUGAAGCCUCCUUCUCAUAAGAUUGUGGAGAUGAAAGCAAAGCAAGAGCCAACCCCAUCACCUUUUAAAGAUACCAGUGAAAGAUUUCAAAUGCAUUUUGGCACUCUCUCACAGACAGAGAUAGGCACUUCUUUUACAGGGGGCAUGGAGCAGAUACAUGAACAGUGGGAGAAACAGGCUGUUGAGGCUUCAACAAUCACCAUACCUGCACAGGAGACCGUGGCUCCUCCUACCCUUGUCAUUGGUUUGAAAAAUGUAACUGUCACUGAAGGAGAAUCUGUGACUUUGGAGUGCCAGAUAUCAGGUCACCCGACCCCGACGAUUAUGUGGUUUAGAGAAGACUAUAGGAUUGAGAGCUCUGUUGACUUCCAAAUCACUUAUGAGACUGGAUAUGCUCGUUUGGUUAUCCGUGAAGCUUUUGCAGAGGACAGUGGUCGUUUUACUUGCACAGCUACCAAUCAGGCUGGAACUGUCAGCACCUCCUGCUACCUACUUGUGAAAGUAUCAGAAGAAAUUGAUAGCAAGGAUACUUUCCCUGCUGCUCAUGUUUCUCUAAAUGGAACGGAGAAACCCUGGCCAGUUGAAGCAAAAGAAGAAAUUUUAGAGCUGACUACCAGUGCAGAGGCUAUGGCACCAUUCUUUGUAAAGAAACCAAUCGUACAGAAGUUAUUGGAAGGUGGUAGUGUGGUUUUUGAGUGUCAGAUUGGUGGUAGUCCCAAGCCUCAUAUUUACUGGAAGAAGGCUGGAGUUCCCCUUACUACUGGAUACAGAAACAAAGUGGUCUACAACAAGGAUAGUGGAGAGUGCAAGCUUGAGAUCUCCAUGGCAUUCGCUGACGAUGCAGGAGAAUACACUAUCUUUGCUAGGAAUCAGUUAGGAGAGGCUUCAGCGUCUACUACAUUGCUUGAGGAAGCGGAAUAUGAAACGUACAUGAAGAUGCAGGAAAUUACAUUCAAAACUGAAAUGACCACAAUGGUGCAAGAACCCAAAGUAGCAGAUGUCCCUCCAGCGAUUAUUAGUGAAUAUGAAAAAGAAGAGAUUCUUAUGCAGAAGAGGAUGGCCCAACAGAUGCAAACAAUGAAGACCUUUAUGACAGAGCAGGAAUUCCAAAUCUCUGCUUAUGAGGAAAGAAUUAUUCUUGAGAUCGAGUUCUACAUUGUUAGAAUUAGUUAUCAGGAGUUAGUGAAUGAAGAUGGGGAAGAGAUUAUUAUGAAUAUAUCUGAACAUGAAGCCAUAGCACCAACCUUCUACACCCCAGUGAAGAGCUACCGGGUUUUGGAGGGAAUGGGGGCUGCUUUCCACUGCAGAGUAGGAGGAAAUCCACUUCCUAAGAUUGCCUGGUACAAAGAUGGCAUGCGCAUCAAGCAUGGUGGCCGAUAUCAGAUGGAGGUUCUGCAGGAUGGGAGAGCUAGUCUCCGGAUUCCUGUUCUAUUGCCAGAAGAUGAAGGUGUCUAUACUGCCCUUGCGAGUAACAUGAAGGGAAAUUCUGUCAGCUCAGGCAAGUUAUACGUGGACCCUGCAACCACAGCUGUGGCUCAGUCAUAUUAUCUUCAGCCAGAUGCAAUCAGCAGAAUCAGUUCUACUUCCCCUCGCUCUUUGAGUCGGUCUCCCGGACGUUUUUCUGGCCGCUCUCCCACACGAAGACUAGAUGAGACAGAUGAGAGCCUGUUGGAAAGACUGUACAGACCUGUGUUUCUUGUGAAGCCCUUCUCCUUGAAGUGUUCUGAAGGAGAGACAGCCAGAUUUGAUGUGAAAGUUGUUGGCAGACCCAUGCCUGAGACUUUCUGGUUCCAUAAUGGGCAACAAAUAGUCAAUGACUACAACCAUAAGAUAGCAGUAAAGGAAGAUGGAACUCAGUCGUUAAUUAUUGUCCCAGCUAUGCCUCAUGACUCUGGGGAGUGGACUGUUGUAGCUCAAAACAGAGCUGGAAAAACAUCUGUGUCCAUGACUCUGACUGUUGAUGCAAAGGAAAACUUGGUGAAACCUACAUUUAUUGAGAAGUUAAAAAACAUUAGUGUUAAGGAAGGAACUUUGGUUGAGUUAGCUGUCAGAGCUAUUGGAAAUCCUCUUCCUGACAUUGUCUGGUUGAAAAACAGUGACAUUAUUUCCCCACAAAAGCAUCCUCAUAUCAGGAUUGAGGGCACUAAGAGAGAAGCUCACUUGAAGAUUUCAUCAGCUACUGGUACUGACAGUGCCUGGUACACAGCUACAGCUAUCAACAAAGCUGGAAGAGACACAACUCGCUGCAGAGUCAAUAUAGAGUUAGAAUUUCCUGAACCAGAGCCAGAGAGGAAGCUCAUCAUCCCAAAAGGAACAUAUAAGGCAAAGGAGAUUGCAGCUCCAGAGUUGGAGCCCCUGCAUCUUCGCUAUGGUCAAGAACAGUGGGAAGAAGGUGACCUGUAUGAUAAGGAGAAACAGCAGAAACCACAUUUCAAGAAGAAAGUCACAUCUGUCAGGCUAAAGCGUUUUGGUCCAGUACAUUUUGAAUGCAGACUGACACCUAUUGGUGACCCCACAAUGGUGGUUGAAUGGUUGCAUGAUGGCAAACCCUUGGAGGCUGCCAACAGGCUGCGUAUGAUCAAUGAAUUUGGCUAUUGCAGUCUUGAUUAUGAAGUUGCUUACUCACGAGAUAGUGGUGUUGUCACCUGCAGGGCAACAAAUAAGUUUGGAGUUGACCAGACUUCUGCUACCCUAAUUGUGAAGGAUGAGAAAGGCCUAGUGGAAGAAACUCAGUUGCCAGAGGGUAGGAAAGGAAUGCAAAGGAUUGAGGAGAUGGAGCGCAUGGCACAUGAAGGUGCCCUAGCAGGUGUAACAGCAGAAGAAAUAUUUGAGAAAACUAAGCCUGAGAUUGUACUGCUUCCUGAGCCUGUACGGGUCCUAGAAGGUGACACAGCCAGAUUCCGCUGCCGAGUGACUGGUUACCCCACACCAAAGGUCAACUGGUACCUAAAUGGACAGCUCAUCCGAAAGAGUAAGAGGUUCAGGCUUCGUUAUGAUGGUAUUUAUUACCUUGAAAUUACUGAUUGUAAAUCUUAUGAUUCUGGAGAGGUAAAAGUUAUAGCAGAAAACCCGGAAAGUGUGACUGAGCAUUGUGUGAAAUUUGAAAUACAGCAGAGAGAGGAUUUUAGGUCCAUCCUGCGGCGUGCUCCUGAUCUGAAGACCCCAGAAUCUGGUCCUUCGCCAGAUCGUGGUAGAGUGUCUUUUGAAGUUCAAAAGGUAGACGCACCUGCUGACACAACCCAGCCAAAAGAGAUAAUUAAACUAAAAAAAGCUGAAAGAGUUGUUCAUGAGAUAUCUUCAGAAGAGUCAGAGGAACUGAGAAGUAAAUUUAAACGCCGGACAGAAGAGGGUUACUAUGAAGCAAUAACUGCUGUAGAGCUCAAGUCUCGAAAGAAAGAUGAGUCCUAUGAGGACAUGCUGAGGAAGAAGAAAGAGGAACUUCUACAUUGGAUCAAAGAAAUCUCUGAUAAGGAGAAAAAAAUGGAAGAAGAAAGAGGCAAAGUGACUAUUCCAACAAUUAAACCAGAAAGAAUAGAACUUUCACCCAGCAUGGAAGCUCCUAAGAUCUUGGAACGAAUCCAGAGCCAGUCUGUUUUCCCAACUGAUGAAGUUCGUUUCCGUGUCAGAGUGGUAGGCAAACCUGACCCAGAAUGUCAGUGGUUCAAAAAUGGCAUUCUUCUAGAGAAGUCAGACCGUAUUUUCUGGUACUGGCCUGAAGAUAAUUUAUGUGAAUUAGUAAUCAGAGACAUCUCAAUUGAAGAUUCUGCUAGCAUUAUGGUCAAAGCUGUCAAUGUUGCUGGAGAAGCUUCAAGUCACGCAUUUCUGUUGGUUCAAGUCAAGCAAAUAGUUUCCUUUACUCAAGAACUUGAAGAUGCCAAUGCCAAAGAGAAGGACACCAUGGUGACAUUUGAGUGUGAAACCAGUGAGCCUUUUGUGAAAGUUAAAUGGUUGAAGAACAAUGUCGAGAUUUUUUCUGGAGACAAGUACAGAAUGCACUCAGACAGAAACGUACACUUCCUCUCUGUACUGAUAAUUGAAAUGAAGGACAUUGCAGACUACAGUUGUUGUCUCGUGGAUGACGACCAUAUCAGAACUACUGCCAGACUUACUGUGGAGGGUGCUCCAUUGGUUAUACUUGCAGAAUUGGAGAAUAUUGAAGUUCCUGAGACCUACUCUGGAGAGUUUGAGUGUGAAGUGUCUCGUGAGGAUGCUGAGGGUACUUGGUACUUUGAGGGCAGAGAGAUCUCUCCAAGCAGCAAAUAUAUAAUCUCCUCCCGCCGUGGACGUCACUCUCUUUUUGUCAAGGAUGUCAGAAAGGAGGACCAGGGGAAAUACAGCUUUCUUGUUGGUGACCUAAAGACAACUGCUUCCUUGAAGAUGAAAUUACGCCCAGUGACUCUGGUGCAAGGUCUUGCAGACCUGACCAUUUGUGAAGGUGACAUAGCCCAAAUGGAGGUUAAGUUCUCUCAGGAAAAUGUUGAAGGCAAAUGGAUGCGGAAUGGUCAAGCCAUCUUGGCCACUGACCACAUACAUAUGGUGACUGACAAACUCACCCACAGGCUUCUUAUUGAAGAUGCCCAGGGGAGCGAUGCUGGGAUGUACUCCUUUUUUGUUCCAGCUCAUUACUUAACAACUUCUGGAAAGCUGACAGUUCAGACCAUUAGUAUUUUGACGCCUCUGAAAGAUGUAACCUCGGUUGAGUCCACUAAAGCUGUGCUUGAAGCUAAAAUAUCAUCUGCUGAUAUCACUUCAGUGAAGUGGUAUCACAAUGACAAACUGAUGAUGCCUAGUGAGAGGGUUCAGUUUGUAGCUAAGGGGUACAAACAACGUUUGGUCUUCGACAGAACCUUUGCCUCUGAUGAAGGAUGCUAUAAGCUUGUUGUUGGAAAAGCUGAGUCCAGUUGCAAUAUGACAAUUGAACGGGUUCACAUUAUAAAGCAUAUGGAAGAUCAAAUAUGCCCUGAAACCCAGAACGUCACUUUUGAGGUGGAGUUAUCUCACCCUGGUAUUGAUCCAGUAUGGAGCUUCAAAAAUCAGCCUCUCAUACUUGAUGCCAAAUACAGGAUGGAGGCUAAGGGCAAGCGUUACCUUCUGACUGUCAUAAACACCAUGAAAGACGAGGAGGGGCAGUACACAUUUGCAGCUGGUGAAAUGACUUCUAGCGCAAAACUUACGGUGUCAGGUGGUGCAAUUAAACGACCUCUCCAAGAUGUCACUGUAGCAGAGUCACAGACUGCUGAGAUGGAGUGUGAGGUAGCAAACCCCAGCAUUGAGGGAAAAUGGUUAAAGGAUGGCAAACUUUUACAGUUCAGCAACAACAUCAAAAGCAAAGAUUUUGGGGCUAUUAGGAAGAUUAUCAUCGUUAUCAGUAGGCCUCAGGACAUUGGGGAAUACACUUACCAGGUGGCAAACUCCAAGACAACAGCAAACUUGAAAGUUGAAGCUGUGAAAAUUAAGAAGACAUUAAAAAACCAGACUAUCACUGAGACCCAGGAUGCAGUUUUCAGUCUUGAACUUACACUAGAACAUGUGAAGGGUGCUCAGUGGAUCAAGAAUGGUGUGGAGAUUACCCCCAGUGAUAAAUAUGAGAUCCAAGUAGAUGGCAUGGUGCACACACUCAAGAUCAAGAACUGCACAGCACAAGAUGAGUCGGUUUAUGCAUUCAAGCUUGGAAAGCUGUCAGCAAAUGCCAGACUAAAUGUGGAAACAAUAAAGAUUAUGAAGAAACCAAAGGAUAUGACAUCUGUUCGCGAUGCUACAGCGUCCUUUGAGCUAAGUCUGUCCCAUGACAACAUCCCAGUGAAAUGGAUGUUCAACAAUGCUGAGCUUAAGCCAAGUGAAAACUGUAAGAUUCUCUCUGAGAGGAAGGCUCACAAGCUGAUCAUUCAAAAUGCGGACACACACAACGCUGGAGAAUACACUGCUAUAGUUGGACAUUUACAGUGCAGUGCAUCUUUAUUUGUAGAAUCUUUACAAAUUACAAAAACAAUGAAGAAUGUUGAGGUACCUGAAACCCAAGUGGCCACCUUUGAAUGUGAAAUCUCACACUUCAAUGUGCCAUCUACUUGGCUGAAAAAUGGAGUUGAGAUUGAGAUGAGUGAGAAGUUCAGGAUUGUAGUGCAGGGGAAACUCCACCAGCUCAAAAUAAUGAACACCAGCAGAGAAGAUUCUGCAGAAUAUACCUUCAUCUGUGGAAAUGACAGGGUUUCUGCCACUUUGACUGUCAAUCCUAUUUUGAUCACAUCAAUGCUGAAUGACCUUAAUGCUCAGGAGAAAGACACAAUCACUUUUGAAGUAAAUGUAAACUAUGAGGGAAUUUCUUACAAAUGGCUGAAGAAUGACGUAGAGAUUCGUUCUACAGAAAGAUCUCAGAUUCGUUCAAAACAGCUCUCUCACUCUCUGACCAUCCGAAAUGUACACUUUGGAGAUGGUGGAGAAUAUAAAUUUGUUGCUGGAUCUGCAUCAACAUCGGCUAAUUUAUAUGUUGAUGCUCGUGUUAUUCAGUUUACAAAAUUCAUCAAAGAUAUUAAAACAACUGAAAAGAAGAAAGCUGUAUUUGAAUGUGAAGUCUCAGAACCUAAUGUACAAGUAAUUUGGAUGAAAGAUGGACUGGAACUGGACAAAUCUGAACGAUACAAGAUUUCCAGUGAGAAAUAUGUGCAUCGACUGAUAAUUCAAAAUGUUUGGUUAUCUGAUGCUGGAGAGUAUUGUGUAGUUGCUGGUUCAAGCACUUGCAAAGCUCAACUCACUGUGGAGGGUCGUGAUGUCCGGAUCACAGAGCCAAUGGAGAAGGAAAUUACUAUCGUUGAGAAGCACAAAGCUGCAUUUGAGUUUGAAGUCAAUGAGGAUGAUGUUGAAGGAUGCUGGUUGAGGAAUGGGAUCGAGAUCAAGUUUUCUGUUGAAGACAGGUUCAACUAUGUUGUAAUUAGAAAAGUCCAUCGUUUGACCAUCUCAGAGACCUGUCACAGUGAUGCUGGAGAGUAUACAUUUAUUGCUGGCAGAAACAGAAGUGUGGUUACACUCAAUGUCAACAUUCCUGAACCUCCUCAAAUAAUUCAGCAUAUGCAGCCUCUGUGUGUUGAGGCUGGGAAGCCGGCUUGCUUCUCUGUGGUGGUGACAGGAAUUCCUCGGCCAAAGGUCUUCUGGUACAAGAACUCCCAGGUUCUGUCUCCUGGGUUCAAGUGCAAAUUUUUGCAAGAUGGUAAUGAGUACAAACUCCUCCUCAUUGAGGCCUUCCCAGAAGAUGCAGCUGUCUACAGGUUUGAGGCCAAAAAUGAGUGUGGAGAGGCUACCAGCACUGCUGAUCUUAUCAUUGAAGUCCCUGAAGUGAUUUCCCCUGAUACUGGAUCUCCACUGUCCCUCCCUGUUAUCAUUUCUCCAAUUUGCAACACCACUGUCGGCGUAGGAGAAACUGCUCAGUUUCAGUGCCGUGUCUCUGGUGAAGAUUUACAGAUCAUCUGGUACUGCAAAGACAGGGAGAUAAAACAAUCUGACAUCUUCAGAAUGUCUCAGUUUGAUGAUAAGUGUCAAUUGGAGAUUACUCGAGUUUUCCUUGAGGAUAAGGGAGAGUACACUUGUGUGGCGAGGAACCCAGCUGGAAUGGUAUCGUGCUCUGCCGUCUUGUCUGUUGAUGUCCUGAAAAUGGGAGAGCAGAUAGAACCAAAAACCACACAAGCAGCCACAGCUUUCUCUAGCUUGACCUUCACAAAUGAAGAAAAACAAGAAUCCACUGGCACCAGCCCAUAUUUAACUGAAAAAACCGAAACACUUGAACUCAAACCAGAGUCCAGAUUUGAUCCUGUACAAUUAGAAAAUAAAAAAGAAAAGCCUGUUUUUGUUACCAGGCUUAUGCCAACAAAUGUUACUGUCGGAGAUACGGCUAAGUUUACUGUCACAGUGUCUGGUUUUCCAAAACCUACGGUUGAAUGGUUUCACGAUGGUCAGAUGAUCACAUCUUCUUCAGUCUAUAAAUUAGUUCAAGAGAAAGAUGAGUUCACUUUAAUUAUUUCUCAGGUAAAGGUGGAACAUAAAGGGCAGUACUCUUGUACAGCAACUAACAGUUAUGGCCACUCAACUUCUAGUACGUUCCUGCAUGUACACAUUGAGGAGAGGAGAAAAAUACUCCAAAAACCACCUCCUCGUUUUAUUUUACCCAUUGCAAGUCUUCAGUGCAUUGAAGGAGGUGAAGCUCAAUUUCAGUAUAAUGUGACUGGGGAACCACUUACAGAAGUUAAAUGGUUUAAAGGCAGCCAUCAGAUUCAACCUAGUAGUCAUUAUACAAUUCAGAAAAACCCAGAUGGUUUUGGAUACUUACAGCUACAUGGCCUUCAGAUGGAGGACAGUGGCCUUUAUACAUGUCAAGCAUCUAAUCCUUUUGGGGAUGCCUCCUGCAGUGCAGAACUGAUUGUUUGCCACAAGAGCCAAACUUACAAUGAAGAACACAGCGUUUAUCAGACGCAGAAAGGUUACAAAAUAUCAAUGACCGAAGAAGCCACUGAAUCCCGUCUGUAUACAGUGAACCUACCAGGGGAAGCCAGAGCUUGCCUGCAAUCAGGGCAUAAGAUGCUUUACACAAUCGGUACAGAAGAUAAACAAACAGUAAUCAGUGAACAGGUAGGCACCUUGCAAGAGACGAACGUAUCUGCUGCUAAUCUUCAAAGGGAGCAGAUCACCCGCCAAGCUGCUCUGCUUCAGUCACACAAAUUAGAAGAGAGAGUAUCUGUGGCUCCCACUCAGCCUCCUUCUUCUACAGUGGCUCCUGUGAGACAGCUCAAUGUGCCCACUUUCACCUCCGCAGUGCAGGAGAGCCAAGGCUUUAUAGAACAACAUUAUGAUCACAUUCAAAGCCCUGUCAUCGUAGAACUGAAGAUGGCUCAGGAACGACAUGCAAAUAUCAUGUCUGCAGUUACUGAAAAAAUUACCCCUCUAAAUAGCAUAGAAACAGAGCUUAUGGGUAAUAAAAAAAGAGAACAGAUACAAGUUCUUAGUCAUCAAGUGGAAACCAGGUUACCCAUUGUGGAUGAGCAAUCGGAAGUCAUUUCAAAGCCAGAGUUUGAACAAAGCUACAGAGUCAAAGAAGGUGUGAAAAUACUAUAUUCCGCUUUGGCGACGGAAAAGCAGAAACUGUCUGAAGCGCAUUCUACAGAGUGGUCUAUCUCUGAGGCUUCUACGCAAUCUUCGACUGGAAAAGAAAUGUUCAAGCCAGUUCUAGCAUCUGUCACUGAAAUUAAGAAUUUGUUAUCAAAAGAGGACAAAUAUGACAUACAUAGACUGAAAGAAGCAAAGGCAGUGCCUUGUAAAGAUGCUGUUCUUAAGUCAAGUUUGGUAUCUGAAGAGAAGCAGAUUCUCCAGGCCGAACAAACGAAACAAAUACCAGAUUUAGAAAAGGCACUUACUGUGCAGUCUCAAAAAGAAAAAAGAGAAAUCAUGCAUUUACAAAUUAUGAGAGACCAGGGUACAUUACCCUCUGAUGGAAGAAUUAUUUGUGAGAAACCAAUAGCUGAACAAACAGACAUUAUAAAACAGCCUACCCUGUUGCAUACAGUUACUACUAAUGAACAGAAUUCAGUUACUUGUGAUCUGUCAUCACAGUUUUCUUCAAAGGAAAUUCAAUAUUCCGUUCAGCCUACAAAAGAAUCUCUUACUCCUUUACAUCUUCAGUCUGUUCACCCAGAGUGUGUUUUAGCUAAAGAGGAAAUACUUACAGUUGAAAAGCCUGAGGAACAAAUUUCAUUAUCGAAACAGGAGAGAGUCCGUAGACAAGCAGUAAGCAUUGAAGAGAAAAGGAAGCUAACAGCAGACUAUUCUACAAACAUUGAUGGGUCAAUAACUGGGGUUUGCUCUGUACUUAAAACAGAACCAAAGCCUCAAAAUAUUCUCCAGGUGAUUUCAAAACCAGUGGAACUGCCCAAGGAGACCCCAUUCACCACAGUUGUGAAACAGCAGCGUGCAUUAGUUCAGAAAGAGGAUCAGUGGGCCUUAAUGCACCUAAUGACCACAGAAGACAGUCAAACUUUACAGGAGGGACACACAAAUACUUUGAAUGUAGUAGAGAAAUUUAGCUGUGAAGCAAAGGUUGAGCCUUGUAUUCCUUGCGAACCAGUUAACAUAGAGGAGAAAGCAAUCUCAACUGAACGUAGUGUUGCUUUGGAAGCUGCCGAACAAGAUUUUGCUGUCAAAAUUCAGGAAGGACAAUCAGUUAGAAAAUCUGUAGUGAUGGCAGAGAAUCAAGUAAUAAUUGGAGAAGUAUCUCAGGAAAUAAAUAAAUCAGAGGCAAACAAAGCUUGCAGUAUAAAACAGUCCAAAGAAGUGCUUACCGUGCAUGAGACCCAGGAAAGUACAGUAUUACCAAAAGAGCUUACCUUUAUUAUUCCUACUUCAAAAUCAUUCAGCUUGGACAUAAAGCAUCAGUUAAAACAUGCAUUGCAAUCUGCAGUAGCAUGUGAACAGCCAUUGCUGUUAGCCGAAGUUGUGAAUAGUUUGGAAGUUGUAGAGGUAAAGGAAGUUAAAAUGCUCAAAGCACCCAAAUAUGCAAUGUUCACAUACCUUAUCACAACAAGCAGCACACCUUUGGAAAUUACUGUUGCAUUUGAUGGUGAUUACCCCCAGACUGCUGAUCUAAGAAAUGAGCUUCAAUCAACUUUAUACUCUAUGAUCUAUCAUGAUAAACCAGUCCUGACCUCUGAAGAGCCUGGAAUAAAGGAGAUAGAUAAGCCACUAAGACUGAGGGUCAGCAGCACGUCUUCCAAAGAAAUGCUGUCUUCUUUGAUAGAAACUGUUGGAUUUUCUGAAAUGGUUGGAGACUUUUCUGCAGCUAAACCCCAAUCUGCUGCACUGAAGGUUGAAUCUCAUGCUUCUUUUGAAACUGUCAAAGCUCAUCAAUCCACUGAUGUAUCACUGGCACAAAUACCUGUAGACCAAUCUAUAGAAAGAUAUGGAGGGGAGUUUUUGAAACACGCUGUUGUAGCUGAAAGCCCGAUAAGAAUUACAAAAGACUUUCCAGUUAUAGAAACAUUUCUAGAGAACACUGAAGUAGAGGAGCAUAGUAUGGUCAGUUUCACUGUGAUUGUAACAUCUGUUACAAAUGUUAACUGGUAUUUCAAUGGACAAUUGGUUAAAUCUGGCAAAGAGUUCAAGUGUUAUAAGGACAAUGAUAAUUACACACUAGUAAUUGACAAGGUUAUCAAGGAGAAGCACCAAGGAGAAUAUGUCUGUGAAGCUGUGAACAAGGCUGGCAAGAGCUCAACAUCAUCAAAACUCACAGUAUUCUUAAGAGUACCGCCUGUUUUUCUGCACAAAAUCCAACCUUUGGAAAUCAACGUCGGCAGUCGUGCCAGAUUUGAAUGUGAGAUUGAAGAGGCACCCAAUGUAAAAUUCAAGUGGUUUAAGUCUGGCAGUGAGAUGAGAGAUAGUGACAAGUGCAGGAUCAUCAGCCAUCACCUGUCCUCCUCCAUGGAGCUUUUGAAUCCAACUAAAGCCGAAAGUGGUGAAUACACCUGCAAAGCUACAAACAAAUAUGGCAGUGAUAGCUGUUCAGCUUCUCUGAAUGUAGCUGAAGUUUUCCCACCAGUCUUUAUUACUAAGCCAGAUCCAACGACUUCAUAUGUGGGAAAACAAGCAAGAAUUCAGUGUGUUGUUACUGGUUCAUCACCAAUGAAUGUUGUUUGGCAAAAAGACAACGUUGCUAUUUCUUCGGGAGGAAACUACCAAAUUUCUGCUGACAAGAACCGACAUACUCUUGAAAUAGUGAAACUUGCUCUCUCUGAUCAAGGGACUUACCAAUGUAAAGCCUCAAAUGUUGUUGGAACUGACAUGUGUGGCACAGAACUAAGGGUAAUUGACAAGCCUAAUUUUGUAAAGACCUUUACGUCAACAUCAGUAGCUCUGGGGAAGCCAUUGCGACUUGAGUGUCAGGUAGAUGAAGAUACUGGAGUGGUCAUCACCUGGACUAGGGAUGGCAAGAAGCUGCAUCACUCCAUGGAUCUUAAAAUUACUUUUGAGGACAAAGUUGCCACUCUUGAAAUUCCUAAUACGAAGCUUAAAGACAGUGGGAAAUACAGCUGUACAGCUGCAAAUGAUGCUGGCAGUGAUUGCUGCUCUUCCACAGUAAGCGUUCAAGAGUCCCCAACCUUUCUUAAGAGACUGGAACCCAAAAUCCUCUGGAAACAGGGCAUAACGGGGCGAAUGCAAUGCACUGUUAAAGGCUCGCCAGAGCUACAUAUAACAUGGUUCAUGAAUGACAAAGAAAUCAGCCCUGGAGAGAAACACAAGAUGAGCUUCAAGGAUGGCCAAGCAGUCCUAGAGAUCUUAAAUCUUAUUGUGACAGAUAGUGGAAAUUACACAUGUGAAGUGUUAAAUGAUGCUGGCUGUGAAAGCUGCAGCACUGUUUUAACUGUAAAAGAACCUCCUUCCUUCAAAAAAGAAUUGCAGAUGGUAGAAGUAGUUAAGGGAACUACAGCUGUAUUUGAAUGUGAAGUAACUGGCACAGCUCCAUUUGAGGUGACCUGGUGCAAAAAUAAGAAACCAAUUUCUUCUGACAAAAAGCAUAACAUAAUCUCUAAUUAUUCUAAAGUGAUUUUGGAGAUUUAUUCAUUUGAAAGUGUAGAUAUUGGGGAUUAUCAGUGUUUUGUGUCAAAUGAUGUUGGUAAAGUCUCCUGCAAAUCAACUGGUAAAUUAAAAGAACCCCCAACAUUUUCCAAGAAGAUAGAAAAUACUUCAGCUAUUGUGGGAAAUUCUGUUAGACUUCAGGGAACUCUUAAAGGUUCAUCUCCAAUCACAGUCAAAUGGAUGAGGGAUUCUGAAAUUUUAACUGAUGAUGAUCCUAAUGUAAUAAUGACAUUUGAGAAUAAUGUUGCAGUUCUGGCUAUCAAGACUGUAAGCAUAAACCAUAGUGGCAAAUACAUUUGCCAGGCAGAAAACGAUGCUGGCAAACAGCAGUGUGAAGCUACUGUGUCUGUUCAAGAACCAGCGAGAAUUGUGGAUAAAACAGAAUCCAUUAGUGUGACUGCAGGAGAACCAGUAAGUUUAGAGUGUACUCUGUCUGGAAGCCCAGAACUCAAAGUGAAGUGGUUCCGAGACGGGAAGGAAGUGACAGCCAGUCGGAAGUACAAGAUGACUUUUAAGGAUAACGUGGCCAUUUUGAAAAUUCUUACGGCAGAAAAAGGAGACAGCUGUGAAUACACCUUGGAAGUGGCAAAUCGUGUUGGAAAAGACCAGUGCACAUGUUCUGUCACUGUCCUGGAACCUCCCAUCUUUAUAAUGAAACCUGAUUCCCAGGAGGUAAUUCCAGGAUCCACUGUGGUCUUACAGAGUGCUUUUACUGGUACAUCCCCUUUUACCAUUAAGUGGUUUAAAGGGGAGAAAGAAAUGUUUACCGGAGGCUCAUGUUUCAUCAAGAAAGAGUCAACUUCAAGUUUCAUUGAACUCCAUUCAGUGAAACCCACUGAUUCAGACAAUUACACUUGCCUAGUGGCCAAUGACGCCGGGAAAGUGACUUGCACCGGCGUCUUAUUUGUGAAAGAACCACCAAAGUUUGUAAUGACACCUGAGAGUGCUAAACUGGUAACAUGUGGAAGUGCAGUGAUCCUCGAAUGCAGAGUAAUCGGUAGCCCUACCAUCAGUAUCAAGUGGUUCAAGAAUGAGGCUGAAAUUAGUUCUGAUGACAAAUAUCAAAUGGCCUUCAGUAACUCAGUAGCUACUCUGCAGAUUGCCAACUGCUCUGUUGAUAAUAGUGGGGAUUACGUUUGUGAAGCAUCAAGUGAAGCUGGUAGUGACCGAUGCAACAGUGUAAUUACAGUGAAAGAACCACCUACUUUUGUGAAGGCUAUUGAAUCAAAGGAAAUUGUAAAAGGAUCUGAUGUCAUAUUGGAAGGAAUAAUUUCAGGAUCAUCGCCAUUUGAGUUUACUUGGUAUAGAGAGAGUAAAAUUGUGAGAAAUGAUAAAACACAUAAGAUCAGCUUACAUAAUGAUACUGUUAGCCUGCAUAUUUUAAAAUGUGAAGUUGGAGAUGCUGGAAUAUAUCAGUGCAUUGUUACAAAUGAAGUGGGGAGGACUUCCUGUGAUUGUCAAGUGAGUCUGAAAGAACCUCCAUCUUUUAUUCAGAAGAUAGAGAACGUGAGUUCAGUUGUAGGCCAUGAAGUCACUAUGCAGUGUGUUGUGAAAGGGUCCUUACCAAUCACUGUUUCAUGGAUAAAAGAUGAUCGUGAGGUGAAAGAAGAUGAAAAUAUUAAAAUUUCGUUUGAGGAUCAAACUGGAAAGCUGCAUAUUACAAAUAUGCAGCUAAAACAUGAUGGAAAAUAUAUAUGUCUGGCAAAGAAUGAAGCUGGAAGUCAGAAAUGUUCUGCCUCAUUGGUUGUGAAAGAACCAGCUAAUAUUAUCGAAAAGGCCAAAUCAAUCAGUGUUACAGCUGGGGAUCCAGCCACACUGGAGUGCAGCUUUUCAGGAACUAAAACCCUUAAAGCCCGGUGGUUAAAGGAUGGGAGGGAGUUGAAAUCAGGGCAAAAAUACAAGGUUCACAGCACAGACAAACACUCUGCUUUAAAGAUUCUCUCUGCUGACAAGAGUGAUGGUGGAGAAUACACUUUUGAGAUCUCCAAUGAUGUUGGUAGCAGCACUUGUGAAGCUGUGAUUACAGUUUUGGAUCACAUAAUCAAACCAUCUUUUACAAGGAAGCUGAAAGCAGUAGACAGCAUUAAGGGGUCAUUCGCCCAUCUGGAAUGCCUUGUUUCUGGUUCCCUUCCAAUAAUUGUGUCCUGGUACAAAGAUAAUAGAGAAAUUGAGACUGAUGACAAGCACAAAUGCACAUUCUUUGAAAACACAGCAUUUUUGGAGAUCAGCCGUCUUGAUAGUUCUGAUACUGGCAGUUACACCUGCAUUGCCAAUAACCAAGCUGGGAGUGACCAGUGCUCUGGUGCAUUGCUUGUCAAAGAACCUCCAAGUAUUAUCAAAAAGCCCGAGUCAAUGGAUGUCUUGCCUGGAACAAAAGUACAGUUCAGUGUACUUUUUAGUGGCACUACCCCAUUGACCAUCAAGUGGUUUAAAGACAAUAAGGAAAUUUUAUCCAGCUCACAUUGUUCUGUUCAGAAGGAUAAUUGCUCAAGUUUACUGGAACUCUUUUUUGCAAAGACAUCAGACUCUGGGGACUACUUUUGUGAAAUCAGUAAUGAUAUUGGCUCUGAAGUUUGUAAAGCAUCACUCUUCGUAAAAGAGCCUCCAAAAUUUACCCGAAAGCCUGAGAGCACCGCUGUGAUUAAACUUGGAGAAACUAAGAAAUUUGACUGCCAAGUAGUUGGCACUCCUGAAAUAUAUAUCACCUGGUUUAGAGAUGGAAAUGAGAUUAGUCCCAAUGAGAAGUUUAAGAUGUCCUUUGAUAACUCCUUGGUUAUCCUGGAGAUAUUCAAUGCCGAUAUAAAAGACAGUGGAGUGUAUUUCUGUGAGGCACGUAAUGAAGCUGGCAGUGAGAGUUGCAGUAUGGAGUUGAAAGUGAAAGAGCCCCCGGCCUUUAUAAAGGAAUUAACACCUCUUGAAUUUGUAAUUGGCUAUGAUGUCUCUCUUACAUGCCAAGUGACAGGCACAUCUCCGUUUGAGGUGACUUGGAAAAAGGAUGCUAAGGAAAUAAUUUCUAACAAAAGACAUAUAGUUUCACAGUGUAAUGAUUUUGUGAUCUUGGAAAUAUUCAAAUGUGAAGCAUUAGAUGUUGGUGAAUAUCAGUGCACUGUGGCAAAUGAAGUUGGAAGGUGUUCCUGCACCACUGUGCUGUCUAUGAAAGAGCCACCAUCAUUUGUGAAGAAGAUUGAAAAUAUUGCCAUUGUCCUGGGAAAAAUAGCUGAAUUUCACUGUGUUGUGGCGGGAUCACCUCCACUGACUGUCCAGUGGCAAAAAGAUGAGGACUGGAUUAUAGAGGAUGCUAAUAUUGAAAGGAAGUUUGAGGGCAAUGUAGCCUCUCUAAGAAUUGCAGUCUCAGAGGCUAGUUAUAGUGGAAGGUACACCUGUCAGGUAUCAAAUGAGGCUGGACAAGAGAAGAGUUUUGCAACUCUAGUUGUGCAAGAACCACCGCAGAUUACAGAAAAACCAGAGACAGUUAAUGUGACGGCUGGCGAUCCAGUCAGUCUGGAUUGUAAAGUAUCUGGCACACCUGAACUGAAAGUCAAGUGGCUGAAAGACAACAAAGAGAUUACAUCCAGCAGAUAUCAAAAGCUCAGCUUUGUGAAUAAUGUCAGUUGUCUUAAGAUACAAUCUGCACGGAUUGAAGAUGGAGGCGAUUAUACAUUUGAAGUGACCAAUGAUUUUGGAGUUUCUAGUUGCAAAGUUACUUUGGUUGUACUAGAACAACUUAUUGCUCCAUCAUUCCUGAAGCCAUUAAGGGAAAUGCAAGAAGUUUUGGGAUCUUAUGUGAAAAUUCUUUGCCGAUUUUCUGGUUCACUUCCAAUAUCUGUGGAAUGGCAAAAAAAUGGUAUUAUCAUUACUGGUAAAACAAGAUACAAGCUUGCUCAAGAAGAAAACACUGUUUAUCUGGAGAUAGAUCAGCUAGAGAAGGCUGAUGGUGGAGAAUAUAUUUGUAAAUUAACAAACAAAGCAGGCUUCUGUGAAUGCCAAGGUUUGCUGAUGGUGAAAGAGCCACCAAGCUUCAUGUUGAAACCGGAGUCCCAAGCUGUGCUUCCUAAUUCUUCUGUGCGUUUUAAAAGUACUCUGAAAGGAACGCCACCAUUUAUAGUAAAGUGGUUCAAAGAAGAAACUGAAUUGAUAACUGGACCUUCGUGUUUUAUUGGACUGGAAGGCUUGUCCUGCUUUUUGGAUCUUUAUGCUGUUCAAGUCUCUCAAAGUGGAAUUUAUGUUUGUCAAGUUAGCAAUGAUGCUGAACCUCCCAAAUUUGUGCUGAAACUUCCACCAACAAAGUUUGUGAAGCAAGAUGAACCAGUGCUUCUUGAAUGCAAAGUAACUGGCUCUCCCUUACUUCGCAUAUUCUGGUACAAGAAUGAAAAUAUGGUUGCUGCAGGUGGAAACUGCAACAUGUCAUUUGUAGACUCAUUGGCAGUUCUUGAAAUUCCCACCACAAAACUUGAGGACAGUGGAGUCUACACAUGUGAAGUUCAGAAUGAUGCUGGGAGUAUCAGUUGUAGCACUGCACUGACUGUUAAAGAACCACCAUCUUUCCUCAAAGAACCCCAGCCUGUGGAUGGUGUGAAGGGCAGAAAUGUCAGUCUAGAAUGUGAACUUCUUGGCACAGCACCCUUUGAGAUAACAUGGUAUAAAGACAAAAAAACCCUUAAGGACAGUAGAAAGUACAAGUUUGUAAAUGAGGGUUGCUCUGUUACUCUUCAUAUUCUGAAUCUAGAGGCUUUUGAUGUUGGUGAAUAUCAGUGUAAAGCAUCAAACAAUGUUGGGAGCGCAACAUGUACUGGCACAGUUAAGCUUAGAGAACCACCCGCAUUUGUGAAGAAAUUGUCUAAUCUCUCAGUCAUUUGUGGUGAAGAAGCAAUGUUUGCUGCAUCUGUCAAAGGUUUCCAACCAAUGACUAUCUCUUGGGUGCAAGAUAAAGAUAAUGUUUUGAGAGAUGGUGAAAACCACAAGAUUUCCUUUGAGGACAACCAGAUUACUUUGAGAAUUUUUAAGACUGAUGUUUUGUCUUCUGGCAAAUACAUUUGCCAGGUUAAAAAUGAUGCUGGAUCAGUGGAGUCAAUCGCAAAAUUGACUGUUCUAGAACCAGCUUCAAUUAUGGAUAAACUAGAGUCAUUCAGUGUCACAGCGUGUGACACAGCUAUAUUGCAAUUUACAGUAGCUGGGACACCAGAACUGAAACCAAAAUGGUUUAGGGAUGGUGCAGAGUUAUCCUCUGGACAAAAAUACAAAAUUACCUUUUCAAAAAUGAUUUCCACUCUGAAGAUUCUGUCAGCAGAAACUAAAGAUACUGGAGAAUAUACAUUUGAAGUUUCAAAUGAAGUUGGUAGUGAUACCUGCAAAACAUAUCUUACUGUCCUAGAUAAAAUCUUACCGCCUACAUUUAUACGAAAAUUGAAUGAUACUCGAAUGAUACUUGGUAAACCUGGUCAGAUGGACUGUAAAGUCUCAGGAUCACAACCUUUAACCAUUUCUUGGUUUCAUGAUGGAAAAGAGAUAGUAAGUGGACCAAACCAUGAGGUUACAUUCUCUGACAACACCUGCCUGCUAAACCUACCCAGUCUUAAACUGCCAGAUUCUGGGAUGUACUUGUGUAGAGCUGUAAAUUCAGCUGGGGCCAGUGAGACCAGUGCCUCUUUAUUUGUCAGAGAACCUCCCUCAUUUAUUGAAAAACCACAAAAUAUGGAAGUGCUACCUGGCACAAACAUUACUUUUUCAGCCACUGUAAAAGGAAGUGCCCCACUAAAACUGAAAUGGUUCAGAGGUAGUGCAGAAAUUGUAUCUGGAAAAGGUUGUGCAAUUGCCUUACGGGGUGAUACAGCCACUCUUGAACUGUUUCAAAUAGCCAAGUCCCAUGCUGGAGAUUAUACAUGUCAGGUCAGCAAUGAUGCUGGAAUGGAUGAUUGCUCUGUUAAUCUUUUUGUAAAAGAACCUGCAUAUUUUGUGAAGAAAACGAAGGAUCUUGCAGUUGAAAUAGGAAAAAUGUUGCUGCUUGAGUGUGCAUAUGCUGGAAGCCCGGAAAUACAAGUAAAAUGGUUUAAGGAUGAUAACGAGAUCUUUUCCUCUUAUAAAUAUAACAUCACGACCACAGAGAGCUCCUGCAUAUUGGAGUGUCUCAACACUGACAAAGAUGACAGUGGGAGAUAUUCCUGUCAAGUUUUUAAUGAAGUGGGAAGUGAUUCAUGUCAUGCACAAGUCUCUAUAUUAGAACCCCCUUACUUUAUUGAAAAGUUGGAACCAAUGGAUGUGACUACAGGAGAUGCAGUUUGUUUGAAAUGUCAUAUUGGAGGCACACAUGAAAUAAAGGUUUCCUGGUUUAAGGCAGAUGGAAAACUGCGAUCCUCUGCUGCUUGUAAAAUAGAGUUUACUAGAGGCAUUGCCUCUUUGAAAUUAAGUAAAGCUGUACAAACUGAUGCUGAUGAAUAUACAUGUAAAGCAGAAAAUAGCAUUGGAUCAGCCUCCUCAAGCUGUCGUUUAACAGUCCAAGAUGUUAAAACACCACCUUCCUUUCCCAAGAAAAUAAUGAGUCUGCAGCAGACUGAAGGCCAGCCAGCUAGAUUUGAGUGCCGUAUUGCAGGGUCUUCUCCUUUGGAGGUUUCUUGGCUUAAAGAUGGUGAACCUUUGAAGGAAAAUGAUGAAUACUCAAUGUAUUUUGAUGAUAACACUGCUGUUCUAACAAUAUCCAGAGGUGAAAUUAAACAUUCUGGUGAAUAUACCUGUGUUGCUACCAAUAGUGUUGGAACAGCAUCUUGUAGAGCAAAGCUCACACUGCAAGAGCCAAGAUAUCCUCCAGUCUUUGAUAAAAAGCUGCAGCCUGUGGAAGUUUCUGUGGGAGACAGUGUGGACCUUGAAUGUCAUAUAACAGGAUCUUUACCGAUUAAAGUGACUUGGUCAAAGGAUCAAAAAGAUAUUCGUGCAGCAGGAAAUUAUAAAAUUUCAUGUGUGGAUAACACACCACAUCUGACAAUUUUGAAGGCAGAUAAAACAAUUUCUGGACAGUACUACUGUCAUGCUAGUAAUGAUAUUGGGAAGGAUACUUGUAGCACUCAUGUUUCAGUAAAAGAAUGCAAAAUUCCACCAUCAUUCAAAAGAACACCUUCAGAAAGUAUCGAGGACUCUGAGGGGAAUCUAGUGAAGCUGGAAGGGCGUGUUUCUGGGUCCCAGCCCAUAAGUAUUAGCUGGUACAAGGACGACAGUGAAAUCUACAGCUCUGACAGUUAUGAAAUUUCCUUCAAGAACAACAUAGCUCUGCUGAGUAUUAAGAGAGCUCAGCUUUCUGACCGUGGCACUUAUACUUGCCAAGCCUCCAAUGAAGCUGGCACAGCCUCCUAUCAGGUGUCUCUUGCUAUAACAGAACGUAAGAUGUCCCCUGUGUUUGAUCAGCCCCUCAAACCAUUAUCAGUUAACGAGGGUGAGAAGCUGCAUCUGAGCUGUCAUGUUCGGGGAUCUCUACCAAUGAAUAUUCAGUGGAUGAAGGACAGGAAAGAGAUAACAUCUUCUGCGAAGACUAGGAUUACUUUUGUUGAUGGCACAGCUACAUUGGAAAUAAGCUCUGCAUCUAAAACAGAUGCUGGUGACUAUCUGUGCAAGGCCACCAAUGAUGCUGGAAGUGAAUUCUGCAAGGCCAGAGUGGCAGUACAAGUGGCUCCAGCAGCUGUUGAUGGAGUCCCAGCAACUGCGGAGCAAGUCAAGAAAACUGACAACUUGUUCUUCAUUGAUGAACCAAAAAGCCUUAGCGUUACUGAAAAGGGCACCGCAACAUUCUUUGCCAAGGUUGGUGGAGACCCAAUUCCUACCAUUAAAUGGAUGAAAGGCAAGUGGAGGCAGAUCAGUCAUGGUGGUCGCAUCACUGUUGAACAAAAGGGACAGGAUGCCAAGCUGGAAAUCCAAGCAUUGACCAAAUCAGACUCUGGGCAGUACAGAUGUGUUGCAUCCAACAAGCAUGGAGAAAUUGAAUGCAGCACAGAAUUGAAAGUCGAAGAGAAGAAAGAAGCUGCACUGCUUGAAGGAGACUUAAGAGCUAAACUGAAGAAAACCCCAUCUAAGCAGAAGAGUCCCAAGGAGGACCAAGACAUUGACAUUGUUGAGCUACUGAGAAAUGUGAAUCCAAAAGAAUAUGAGAAAUAUGCACGCAUGUAUGGAAUUACGGACUUCCGUGGUCUCCUUCAGGCUAUUGAAUAUCUGAAAAAGGAGAAGGAAUAUGAAUCUGGAAAACUGGAAUUUGAACUCGGAGAAAGGGAAUCAGUCGAGGACUUUGCCAAGUUGGUAUCUGAUUUGCAAAGGAGAAUGGAACACACAGAGCCAAUCACUUUGCUGAAGGAUAUUGCAGAUCAAACAACACUCACAAAUAAGGAUGCAGUGUUUGAGUGUGAGAUCAAAAUCAAUUACCCUGAGAUAAGUUUGUCUUGGUAUAAAGGAACACAGAAGCUUGACAGCAAUGACAAAUAUGAAAUCAGUGCAAUUGGUGACUGUCAUCAACUGAAAAUCAAGAACUGUCAGGUUGGAGACCAGGGAAAUUAUCGUAUUGUGUGUGGCCCACACAUCUCAAGUGCCAAAUUAACAGUUAUGGAUGACAGAGUGGUGGAGCAUUCAAAACCUGCUGACCAGAUACAUUUUACGAAGCGUAUCCAGAACAUUGUGGUGAAUGAGCGUCAUUCUGCCACAUUUGAAUGUGAAGUCUCCUUUGACAAUGCAGUUGUUACGUGGUACAAAGAUACAUGGGAACUCAAAGAGAGUCCAAAGUAUAGCUUUCGAACUGAAGGUCGUCGGCACUUUAUGGUCAUCUGCAAUGUUACGUCAGAAGAUGAAGGCGUGUAUUCAGUGAUUGCACGCUUGGAACCAAAGGGUGAAGCUAAAAGCACAGCUGAACUUUACUUGUCCAGCAAAGAAUUUUAUAUAGGAAUGGUUCCUUGUGAUGUCCUUGAUCCGUCAAUACAAGUACCCGAUGUGCAAUCAGAUAUCUCCCCUGGUGAAACAAAAGAUGAGACUGUGUCCUACCGUUAUAAAGAGAAAAUCGAAAUGCAAGAGUUUGAAAGCUGGGCAGUUUAUGAAGAAAGAAUUAUUGAGGAAACAACAAAAGCAUCAAAGAUAGCCAUUACGGAAACAGUUCCAACGGUUGCAAUAGAAAUGAUUGAGGAAGUGCCAAGGAGAGUGCAUGCUUUGGAAGUGGAGUCUGAACCUGAGAUAACUGUCCCAGUUAUACUAACAGCACCAACAUCCACAAAAGAACAUGAAGAACUCAAGAAAUUUAUUCCUUGCCCUACACCAGCUCCUACUACUCAUCCUGAAGAUGGGCUCACACCUGCAGUCUCCGAGCCAAAACCCGCUGUGACCCCUAAAGGUCAAGCAAAAACUGUAGCUCCAGCUAAAACUGAACCAAAGCCUACACCAGCAACACAGGCUGUACCUGAACCAAAGCCUACACCAGCAACACAGGCUGUACCUGAACCAAAGGUGUAUGAGAGUGCCCAGCAAUUCUUUGAGGAAAAAGAGAUACUUAUUGUAGAAGAUGUAUCACCUGCUUCAAGAGAAGAAAUUAGUUUGAAGACAGAAGAAAUCCCUAGGCAGAAAGAAACCCUACAAGAAACUGAAGAAACUGUUCCAAAGAAAGUGCUCCCUUACAAGAAGGAAGAGUUUACAACAAAACAAGAAAGAGUCCCAAAAACUGAAGCUCUUCCUGACAAAGAACCAGACAAGAUCACUAUACCUGAAGUCACUCCUGUUUCAGUCAAAGAUAUUGCACCUCCUGAAGGUAAAAUUUAUGUAGACGAGGAAAAAAUGGAACUACUGUCCUUGAAGAAGAUAACCAGGAUAUCAAAGGGUGAGGAAGAGGAAAAAGAAGUUGUCACACUUAGAAAAGUCCCCCGAGCUCCAGCUGAUGAAAUUCCAAAGACCUCAAGUCAUGCCGAAAAAGUCAUAGCCUAUUCUGAAUCUCCAAGGGAAAUAACAUUUACAAAGAGUUUUGAAGUUAAAGAAGAAACUUCUAAAACUGAAGAAACCUCCAAAACUAUUGUAAAAAUCCACAGUAGAGAAGAAAGGGAAUUUAUUGAAGUGGUUCAGAUUAAGGAGCUUAAGGAAACUACCACAACAGAUGGUAUUGUGGAAUCAAAGUUACAUUUAAAUAAAGUUCCCACUGAUGAAAGAGAAAAAGAAGGGUUAGGGCUGAAGAAAUCUGUCAAAGUUGUAAAAGAGGAAACACCAGAAGAACCUAUGUUAACUAGGAAGAAAAUAUCAAGACUUCCAAAGACAGAUACAGAUAAAGAGACUGUGACCUUGAAACCAUUUGAGAAACCUGCUAAACCUGAAAUUGAGAAGGAGAAAGACAAAGAAGAGGAACCCUUGACUUUCAUUAGAACUGAGAGACUGCCAAAGGAUGAUGUAGUUAUGGAACCUAUUUCUUCUAAAAAGGUUGAAUCGGUGUUAGUCAAAGAAGGUGGAAGGGAGGAGGACAGGGAAUCUUUAGUCCUCAGGAGACCACAAAAGGAUGAAGCAGAUAAAGAACCUGUUGCUGCUCCUAAAAAAGCUGAAGCAGUGUUAGUCACGGAGAGAGAAAAAGCUUUCAAAGUUAUGACAAAGGAAGCACCAGAAGAAUCUAGUUCAACUAUGAAGAAAAUAUCAAGACUUCCAAAGACAGAUACAGAUAAAGAGACUGUGACCUUGAAACCAUUUGAGAAACCUGCUAAACCUGAAAUCGAGAAGGAGAAAGACAAAGAAGAGGAGCCUUUGACUUUCAAGAAAUUUGAGAAACCACCAAAGGAUGAUGUAGUCAAGGAACCUAUUGCUCCUAAAAAGGCUGAAGCAAUGUUAGUCAAAGAGAAGGAAAAAGAAAAGGAUAAGGACCCCUUAGCUUUUAAGAGGCUACAAAAGGAUGAAGCAGUUAAAGAACCAGAUGCUGCUCAGAGAGCAAAGGCUGUCAAAGUUGCAAAAGAGGAAACACCAGAAGAACCUAGUUCAAUUAUGAAGAAAGUGACAAGACUUCCAAAGAUGGAUACAGAUAAAGAGACUGUGACCUUGAAACCAUUUGAGAAACCUGCUAAACCUGAAAUAGAGAAGGAGAAAGACAAAGAAGAAGAGCCCUUGACUUUCAAGAAAUUUGAGAAACCACCAAAGGAUGAUGUAGUCAAGGAACCUAUUGCUCCUAAGAAGGCUGAAGCAGUGUUAGUCAAAGAGAAGGAAAAAGAAAAGGACAAGGACCCCUUAGCUGUUAAGAGACUGCAAAAGGAUGAAGCAGUUAAAGAACCAGAUGCUGCUCAGAGAGCAAAGGCUGUCAAAGUUGCAAAAGAGGAAACACCAGAAGAACCUAGUUCAACUAUGAAGAAAGUGACAAGACUUCCAAAGACGGAUACAGAUAAAGAGACUGUGACCUUGAAACCAUUUGAGAAACCUGCUAAACCUGAAAUAGAGAAGGAGAAAGACAAAGAAGAGGAGCCCUUGGCUUUCAAGACAAUUGAGAAACCACCAAAGGAUGAUGUAGUCAAGGAACCUAUUGAUCCUAAAAAGGCUGAAGCAGUGUUAGUCAAAGAGAAGGAAAAAGAAAAGGACAAGGAACCCUUAGCUGUUAAGAGACUACAAAAGGAUGAAGCUGUUAAAGAACCAGAUGCUACUCAGAGAGAAAAGGCUGUCAAAGUUGCAAAAGAGGAAACACCAGAAGAACCUAGUUCAACUAUGAAGAAAGUGACAAGACUUCCAAAGACAGAUACAGAUAAAGAGACCGUGACCUUGAAACCAUUUGAAAAACCUGCUAAACCUAAAAUGGACAAGGAAAAAGACAAAGAAGAGAAACCCUUGGCUUUCAAGAAAAUUGACAAACCACCAAAGGUGGAUGUAGUCAAGGAGUCUAUUGCUCCUGAAAAGGCUGAAGCAAUGUUAGUCAAAGCGAAGGAAAAAGAAGAGGACACGGAACCCUCAGCCCUCAAGAGGUCACAAGAGGAUGAAGCAAUUAAAGAACAUGUUGCUGCUCCUAAAAAGACUGAAACAGUGUCAGUCAAGGUGAAGGAACAAUCUGUAGAAGUUGCCAAAGAGAAAACACCUGAAGCAGCUAGUUUAAGACUUCCAAUAAAGGAUACAGAUAAAGAAGCCUUUCAUUUCAAGGGAACUGAGACACCACCAAAGGAUGAAGUUAAAGAACCUGGUGCUGGCUUUAGAAAGACUGAAAAAAUUCUGGAAGACAAGAAAGAACAAGAAAAACGUACCUUGGAACCACCUGAAAAACCACCUGAACUUGAUAAACUAUCGACCAAAUUGAAAACACCUUCAAUAGAUGAACAGGAAAGGGAAAAAGUAGAGCUGAAGCCAUUUUCAGAAGCACCUAAACCUGAAGUACUGAAGGCUGUUCCACUGAAAGCAGAUAAAAUUAGUGGAAAGGAUGUUCCUCUAAAAAUGACCACACACUUACCAAAGGAACCUGAUGAAGGAGAACAAGAAAUAUUACUCAAGCCUGUGGAGGUAUCAAAAGUAGGCUUGGAACUGAGAAAGAGUCCUUCACUGAAAGUUGAAAAACCAGUAACAGUAGAACUGACACCUGUAGAGCGAAAGUCCAGUGUAGAUACCCAUAAAACAUUACCCAAAAAAGUGUCUCCUAAGGACUCCAUUGAUUCAGUUACUCUAAAAACAAUCCCAAAGAAAACAUCACCACCAGAAGAAAAGACUCCUGAAGAUACUCGGCUAAAAUUUGGGAAAGGAAUGACGCUAGAAAGGAAAGAACUGUCUCCUCAAUUUGUGCAGCUCAGGAGUGUUCCUACCCAACAAGAGGAUGAAGUUUCCAAAGAAGAGCCUGACAAGCAGGUAGAAGAUGAGGGGAAAAUUUUAGGAUCAGAACUCAGUUCUCAUGAGAGUUAUAGUUCUUAUGGUUCAGAAGAUUGGGAAGUAACUUCCCAAGUAUCUGAAGAGGGUGCGCUUGAGACUCCAGGAAUGAAGGGUGACAGACGAGAUGGAAAACCAAAAGAAGAACCAGGAAAAGGUAGAGGCCUAUUAGCAAGACAAACACCAUCCCCUGGAGAUGCUGACAAAAGGAAAGGCAUGAAAACUGGUGCAGGGGGUGACAAACCACCAGGAGAUGCACCAUUUGGAUUCCAGCUUAAGGCUGUCCCUUUGAAAUUUGUAAACGGGUUGAAAGACAUAGUUCUACAAGAAGCUGAGUCGAUUGGCUCCUCCGCUGUAUUUGAGUGUCAGGUGUCUCCCUCCACUGCUAUUACUACAUGGAUGAAGGAUGGAAGCAACUUAAGAGAAAGCCCUAAACACAAGUUCACCUCAGAUGGCAAGGAUCGUAAGCUUGCCAUUAUUGAUGUCCAGUUGUCAGACACUGGUGAAUAUACUUGUGUUGCUAAGCUGGGAAACAAAGAAAAGACUUCCACAGCCAAGCUCAUUGUUGAAGAACUCCCUGUAAAAUUUACAAAGAAUUUGGAAGAGGAGAUGUCAGUUCUCAAAGGACAGUCAUUGUAUUUAACCUGUGAAUUGAACAAAGAAAGGAAUGUUGUCUGGAAAAGAAAUGGUAUACCUCUUCAACCAAUUCCAGGAAAGAUAGCAAUUAAUGUCAUAGGACUGCAACAUUCUAUUACAAUCCAGAACACAGAAAAUGAAGAUGUUGGUAUUUACUCAUGUGAGUAUGAAAAUCUCAAGACUCAAGGAGAUAUUAAAAUUAUUGAAAUAAUCAGAGAUUGGCUGAUGAAACCUUUGCGAGACCAGCAUGUAAAACCUAAGGCCACUGCGACCUUCAAAUGUGAGCUAUUCAAAGACACACCUAACUGGAAGUGGUUCAAAGACGAUGAUGAGAUUUCAAAAGAGCCAACAGAUAAAACCGAAGUGAAUAAGGAUGGAAGGAAUAUCUCUCUCAUGAUUAAGAAUGCAGCUCCCGAUGAUGUGGGAGAAUAUACUAUAGAGGUUGAAGGCCACAGAUACCCAGCUAAACUAACUCUUGGAGAGCGUGAAGCUGAGAUCCUAAAACCUAUCUCCAGUGUUGAGGUCUUUGAGAAGGAAAAUGCUACCUUUGAAACUGAAAUUUCUGAGGAAGAUGUUGCAGGAGAGUGGAAGCUUAAAGGGCAAAUUUUGACACGAUCACCUACAUGCGAUAUCAAAAUGGAAGGACAGAAAAGGAUUAUCACUUUAAAAACACUUGAAGUUGAUCAGUCUGGUGAAGUCUCGUUCCAAGCACUGAAUGCCAUCACAACUGCAGGGCUCACAGUGAAAGAAAUUGAACUGGACUUCAUUGUACCUCUGAAGGAUGUUUCUGUACCAGAAAAGAAACAGGCCCAGUUUGAGUGUACUAUCACAAGAGAUAUUGCCAAGGUCAUGUGGAUGAGGGGAUCAGAUAUCAUAACAUCAGGAAUAAAGUAUGACAUUAUUGAUGAUGGAAAGAAGCACAUGCUGGUCAUCAAUGACUGUGAAUUCGAUGAUGAGGAUGAAUACACUAUUGAAGUCUUGGACAAAAAGUCAACAGCCAAGCUAACAGUGGAAGGUGUGAGGCUCAAGUUCAUUACACCCUUAAAGGACCAAACAGUGACAGAGGGCAAAACAGCUCGGUUUGAGCUUGAGCUCAGUCAUGAGGAUGUACCAGUGACAUGGUACAAAAAUGAAAUCAAACUGCAUCCGAGCAGAACUGUGCUUACUCACGUUGAUGGAAAGAAGCACAUAUUAGAAAUCAAAGAGGUCACUCUAGAUGACACCUGCCAAAUCAAAGCAGAGGCUAAAGGAGUAUCCACAACGGCUAAUCUUUUGGUUAUAGAGGCUGAUCCAUACUUCACAGUUAAAUUACAAGAUUAUACUGCAGGAGAGCCGUACUUCAUCACCAAACUGCAGGACUAUACUGCAGUGGAGAAGGAUGAAGUGGUGCUAAUGUGUGAAGUGAGCAAGCCGGCUGCUGCAGUGAAAUGGUUCAAGGAUGGCAAGGAAGUCACUCCAUCCAAAAAUGUACUAAUCAAAUCUGAUGGCAGUAAGCGUGUGCUGAUUAUUAGGAAAGCACAGAAGGAUGACAUUGGGGAGUAUAUUUGUGACUGUGGCUCUGAAAAGACUACUGCACAACUUGACAUAGAAGAACGUGAAAUUAUGGUCAUACGUCCUUUGUCCAGCAUAGAGGUGACUGAAAUGGAGUCUGCACGCUUUGAGUUAGACAUCUCUGAGGAGGAUGUCCAUGGUUCCUGGAAGCUCAGAGGAGAGACUCUUCACCAGUCUGCUGAUUGUGAAAUGAAGGCAGUGAGCACCAGGCAUAUUCUGAUCCUCUACAAUGUGCUCAGGAACCAGGCUGGUACAGUAGACUUUCAAGCUGCCAAUGCUAAAUCCAGUGCUCACCUCAAAGUAAAAGCUCGGGUGAUUGGGCUUUUACGACCAAUCAAAGAUGUUACAGUGACUGCUGGAGAAACUGCUGCUUUUGACUGUGAAUUGUCCUAUGAAGGAAUUGAAGUUGAAUGGUUCCUUAGAAACAUUAAGCUGGAGUCAAGUGAGAGGGUUGUCAUUCGUAUGGAUGGGCGAGUUCAUACCCUGAUGCUCAGAGACACAGCACUGACAGAUGCUGGAGUGGUAGAAAUAAGGGCUAAAGACUUUGUCACUCAGGCUCAACUCAUUGUGAAUGAACCACCCGUUGAGUUUACUAAACCUCUGGAAGACCAAACUGUAGAGGAAGAGGCCACUGCCAUUUUGGAGUGUGAAGUCUCCAGGGAAAAAGCAGAGGUCAGAUGGUUCAGAGAAGGACAAGAAAUCCACAAAACUAAGAAGUAUGACAUUGUAACUGAUGGGCGAAAGAGAAAGCUCAUCAUUCAGGGCUGCACACUUGAUGAUUCCAAGACUUACACCUGUGAUGCAAAAGAUUUCAAAACAUCUGCCUUCCUUAAUGUUGAGCCUCCACAUGUUGAGUUCACUAAGCCACUCCAUGAUGUUGAGGUGAAAGAGAAGGAAGCAGCCAGGUUUGAAUGUGAAGUUUCUCGGGAAAAUGCAAAGGUGCGAUGGUUUAAAGAUGGCAGUGAAAUAAGAAAAGGCAAGAAGUAUGAGAUCAUUGCCAAGGGUGUCCAGCACAUUCUUAUUGUCAACAAAGCAGUCUUUGAUGAUGAGGCUGAGUAUGAAUGUGAUGCUAAGACCUCUAAAACUUCUGGAAUGCUUACUGUCAUUGAGGAAGAAGCAGCGUUUACAAAGAAUCUGUCUAAUAUAGAGGGCACUGAAACUGACAGCAUUAAGAUGGUCUGCGAGGUUUCAAAGCCCAGCGCAGACGUCACAUGGUACAAAGGUGAACAGGAGCUACCUGAGGGAGGCAGAUAUGAACAGAUCGUAGAUGGCAGAAAGAGGAUACUUAUCAUUCGAGACCUCUGCAUGGACGACACUGGAGAGUAUAACUGCCGCCUACCUAGCUCACGAACCUCAGCAACACUGAGGAUUAAUGAACUGGCUGCUGACUUUAUAUCAAGACCACAAAGCCAAGAAGUGGUUGAAGGUCAAAAGGCGGAGUUUGUCUGUUCAGUUUCCAAAGACACAUAUGAGGUUAAAUGGCUGAAGGGUGACAAGGAGCUUGAAGCUGGGGAAAAAUAUGACAUUGUUUGUGAUGGGAAGAGAAGGGCACUAAUCAUUAAGGACUGCCUGCUACAGGAUGAGGGACCAUACGUUGCCCUUAUUGGCACUACAAGGGCUACUGCAGAACUGUUUGUCAUUGAAAAGCUCCGGAUUAUAACACCUAUCAAAGAUACUGAAACAGAUGAAGGCCAGGAAAUAGUUUUUAAUUGUGAGGCAAAUACUGAAAGUGCCAAAGCAAAGUGGCUGAAAAACAAUGAAACAAUUUUUGACAGUGGAAGAUGUGUCAUGUCUCAGAAGGACAAUGUGUUUUCUCUGAGAAUCAGAGAUGCUCAGAAAUCUGAUGAAGCCAACUAUACAAUAACAUUAACAAAUCAGCGUGGUGAACAUGCUCAGAGCUCUGCCCAACUCACUGUACAAGAGGAGGAUCUAAGGAUCAUUGAGCCCCUUGAGGACUGUGAGACUCAAGAAAAGAGGACAGUUACCUUCUCUUGCAAAGUGAAUAAACCAAAUGUAACAGUACAGUGGAUGAAGGCAGGUGAAGAGAUCACCUUCAACAAACACAUCUCGUACAGAGUGGAUAAAGAUAAGCACAUGUUGACUAUCAAGGAGUGUAGCUUGGCUGAUGAAGCUGAAUACUCCGUUAUUGCUGGUUCUGACAAGUCCACAGCUGAGCUGAUUAUUAGCGAGGCACCGACUGACUUCCUAACAAAACUCGUGGACCAGACUGUCACCGAGUUUGAAGAUGCUGAAUUCUCCUGCAUGCUCACCAAAGACAAAGGAGAGGUCAAGUGGUACAAGAAUGGCCGCGAGAUCAAAGAAGGACCCAGAUAUUUCUUUGAGAAAGAAGGCGAGAUGUGCAAGCUACAUAUCAAAGAAUGUAGACCUGAUGACGAGUGUGAAUAUGCCUGUGGUGUUAAUGAGAAGCGUAUAAGGGCUAGACUUUUUGUUGAAGAAAUCCCAGUGGAGAUAAUCACCCCCCCUAAAGAUAUAUUUGAAGCUCCUGGUUCGGAUGUUAUUUUUGAGGUUGAGCUCAACAAAGACAGAGUUGAAGUAAAAUGGCUAAGGAACAAUAUGGUCAUUGUCCAGGGUGACAAGUACCAAAUGAUAAGUGAGGGCAAGGUUCACAGGCUCCAGGUCUGUGAGAUAAGACCGCGUGAUCAGGGUGAUUAUAGAGUCAUAGCUAAGGACAAGGAUGCCAGAGCCAAAUUGGAAUUAGCAGCCGUGCCAAAGGUGAAGACCACAGAUCAGAACCUUGUGAUUGAUGCUGGAAAGCCUUUUACCAUGAUAGUCCCCUAUGAUGCUUAUCCUCGUGCUGAAGCAGAAUGGUUUUACAAUGAGAUUUAUCUACCUGAAGAGAAUAUUGACACGUUUACUGACAGAACAGAAUACAAGUUAAAUGAACCAGAGAAGUCUGACCAGGGCAGAUACAAAAUUAUUAUUCGGAACAAACAUGGAAAGGCAGAGGCUUUCAUUAAUCUGGAGGUCAUUGAUGUUCCUGGACCUGUACAAAAUCUUGAUGUUGUGGACACCGCUGAUGGUGAGGUUAGUCUUGCCUGGGAUGAGCCAGAAUCUGAUGGUGGAAGCAAGAUCAUUGCCUACGUAGUCGAGAGACGCGAUAUUACGCGCAAAAGCUGGACUAUGGUCACUAACCGUGCAGAGGACCAAGAGUUCUGUGUGACGGGACUGAACAAGGACUCCAUGUACCUUUUCCGUGUCUGUGCACGUAACAGAGUAGGAAAUGGACCAAAUGUGGAAACUGAGAAUCCUGUGCAAGCUAAGAACAAGUUUGAUGUUCCUGAGGCACCACAGAAUGUCAAUGUUAGAAACGUGAAUAAGUUUGGUGCCACUCUCUCCUGGGAGCCUCCUCUGUAUGAUGGAGGAUCAGAAAUUACAGCAUACAUUAUUGAACUUCGCGAUAGAACAUCUGUUAGAUGGGAAGCAGCUUUGGUGACCAAGCCAGAAGACUGCACAGCUGUCAUCAAUGAUGUUGUAGAGAAUAAGGAAUAUAUCUUCCGAGUAAGAGCUGAAAACAAAGCUGGAAUUGGAAAGCCAAGCUUUGCUACUGACCCAGUGAAGAUCAUGGAUCCCAUUGAGAGACCAAGUCCCCCACUGAACUUCAGUUACACUGACCAGACAAGGGACUCCAUUCAACUGACAUGGGAGACACCUCUAAGUAAUGGAGGCAGCACAAUCACUGGCUAUAUUAUUGAAAAGUGUGAGGAUGGAACAGACAAGUGGUUCAGAUGCAAUGCCAGGCUUUGCCAGGACCUUAGUUAUAAGCUGACUGGCCUGAAACAAGGACACAAGUACCAUUACAGAGUGUCAGCUGAAAAUGCAGCAGGUGUUUCUGACCCAGCUGACCAGAUUGGACCUCUCGUGGCCGAUGAUCCACAUGUUGCCCCUACUAUGGAUCUAAGUGCUUUUAAGGAUGGUUUAGAGGUAAUCGUCCCUCAUCCUCUCAUUAUCCGCAUCCCAAUUACUGGAUACCCCUUGCCCACUCCUCACUGGAGUGUGGGAGACAAGGAGUUGGCUGCAGGAGACAGAGUGUCCAUGGUCACCAAAAGCACAUUUACGGAACUCAUCAUCACUCCCAGUGUCCGCCCAGAUAAGGGCAUCUACACUAUCCAUCUUGAAAAUGAUGCAGCCACUAUCUCUGGAGAGAUUGACGUGAAUGUCAUUGCAUCCCCAAGUGCACCCAGAGACUUCAAAGUUGCAGAAGUGACCAGGCGUCAUGUACAUUUGAUGUGGGAGGCACCAGAGCAUGAUGGGGGAAGUCCACUAACUGGCUACCAGGUUGAAAAACGUGAAGCAUCACGUAAAACAUGGGUGAAGGUUAUCAGUGGUAUACAGGACCAGGAAUACUCUAUCACAGAUGUUACUGAAGGCAAAGAGUAUCUGUUCAGAGUUACUGCCUGUAAUAAGUGUGGUCCAGGAGAGCCUGCAUACAUCGAAGAACCAGUUAAUGUCUCCUCCCCAGCUACUGUUCCUGACCCACCUGAGGACCUGAAAUGGAGAGAUAAGUCUGCUAAUGGAAUCUUCUUAUCCUGGGAGCCUCCUAAAUAUGAUGGUGGCUCUGUAAUUAAAGGCUACAUUGUUGAUAAGUGCCAGCGUGGCACUGACAAGUGGGAACCAUGUGGUGAUCCCAUACCUGAGCUAAAAUUCCAAGUUACUGGCCUCACUGAAGGACAAUGGUAUGCUUACCGUGUCAGAGCUCUGAACAGACUCGGUGCUAGUCAACCGUGCAGGGCAACAGAUGAAAUCUUGGCUGUUGAUCCAAAAGAGCCCCCUGAGAUCAUGCUAGAUGUAAAGCUGCUUGCUGGCUUGACUGCCAAGGCUGGAACUAAGAUUGAGCUACCUGCUGGUGUGCUUGGCAAACCAGAACCCAAAGUCACCUGGACCAAGGCUGAUGUUGUUCUGAAGCCAGAUGAUAGAGUUGCAAUUGACACUAAACCUGGCCAUUCUAUGGUGUCUAUUGCCAAAACAACAAGAGACGACACAGCUACCUACAUCAUUGAGGCAGUUAAUAGCAGUGGCCGUGCUACUGCAACUGUUGAUGUUAACAUACUUGAUAAACCAGGCCCUCCAGCUGCAUUUGAAAUCUCUGACAUCACCAAUGAAUCCUGCUUCCUCGCCUGGAAUCCUCCUCGAGAUGAUGGUGGCUCAAGAGUUACCAACUAUAUUGUGGAGAGAAGGGCUGCAGACAGUGAGACGUGGCACAGACUAUCUUCCACAGUGAAACAGACCACAUUCAAAGCCUGCAAUCUUACGUCUCAGAAGGAGUAUAUCUUCAGAGUGUUUGCUGAAAACCAGUACGGUAUUGGUCUCCCUGCAGAACAUGUUCCCGUUGUUGCUAAAUACUCCUUUGACCCACCCGGUGCCCCAAGUAAAUUGGUCCCCUCUGAUAUUGCUAAAGACUCUUUGACCCUGACAUGGUAUGAACCUGAUGAUGAUGGUGGCAGUCCUAUCACUGGAUAUUGGAUUGAAAGGUAUGAUCCAGAAAAUGACAAGUGGAUAAAGUGCAACAAGAUGCCAAUUCAGGAUACCUCUUACAGGGUUAAAGGACUACCCACAAAGAAGAAAUAUAUUUUUCGGGUCUUAGCUGAAAAUCUUGCAGGACUCGGAAAACCAAGCAAAGAGACCGACCAGAUUUUGGUCAAGAAUCCAAUUGAUGUUCCAUGGGCUCCUGGUAAACCUGUUAUCAAGGAUGUGGCUAAGACUUCAGCUCUACUGCAGUGGACCAAACCUGAGCACGACGGUGGGGCCAAAAUAGAUUCCUAUGUAAUUGAGUUACUUAAAAGUGGAACUGAAGACUGGGUGCGUGUGGCCGAAGAUGUCCCCAUGACUGAGCACUUUUUGAAGGGUCUGAUGGAGAAGGAAGAGUAUUCAUUUAGAGUUAGAGCUGUGAACUCUGCAGGAGAGAGUGAACCAAGUGAACCCAGUGACACUGUGACCUGCAAAGAGAGACUUUAUCCACCUUCACCUCCUCGCUGGCUUCAGGUAGUUAAUAUCACUAAGACAGAUGCUGAGUUGAAAUGGACGGUUCCAGAGAAGGAUGGUGGAUCUCCCAUUACAAAUUAUAUUGUUGAGAAGCGAGAUGUGAGACGAAAGGCCUGGCAGACGGUAGAUACCACUGUGAAGGAGACCAAGCACACCGUUACACCACUAAAUGAAGGGUCUCUUUAUGUGUUCCGUGUAGCAGCUGAGAAUGCGAUUGGGCAGAGUGAAUACUGUGAACUGGAAGACUCUGUUCUUGCCAAGGAUACUUUCACUACCCCAGGGCCACCUUAUGCAUUAAUUGUGCUGGAUGUAACUAAAAGACACGUUGACCUGAAGUGGGAAUCUCCAAAGAAUGAUGGCGGUCGACCCAUUACGAAAUAUGUCAUUGAGAAAAAAGAAAAACUCGGAACUCGUUGGGUAAAGGCUGGAAAGACUCAAGGGCCAGACUGCACAUACCAGGUGACAGAUGUUGAUGAAGGAAGCGAAGUGCAGUUCCAGGUUCGGGCUGAGAAUGAAGCUGGUGUUGGGCCACCAAGUGAACCUACAGAUGUACUUAGAAUUGAAGAUCCAAUAAGUUCACCAUCGCCCCCACUGGACUUGAAUAUUACUGAUGCUAGCAGACACCAUAUAUCCAUAAGCUGGAAGCCACCAGAAAAAAAUGGUGGCAGCCCCAUCCUUGGCUACCACAUUGAGCUGUGUGAAGCAGGCACUGAGAAGUGGAUGAGAGUCAGUUCACGGCCAGUGAAAGAGCUAAAAUUCACAGCCAUUGAAGGAAUAAUACCAGAGAAACAGUAUGUGAUGAGAGUCCGUGCAAUAAAUGCUAUUGGAAUCAGUGACCCCUCUGACGUCUCUCAGAGUAUCUAUGCCAAGGAUCCUGACUGUGCUCCUACCCUAGAUUUAAUCACUGAAGACAUUAUUGCAAUAGAAGGGGAUAAAUUACAGCUGCCAGUUCCAUACAGUGCUGUACCGUUACCCACGGUAUCCUGGAAAAAAGAUGGCACAGACCUCAAAGCUGAUGGCCGAGUUUCCCUACACUGUGAACGGUCUGCUGCUCGCUUGGAUAUUUCCAAAUGUGUCCGUGCUGAUGCUGGAGUGUACGCUAUCACUCUGGAAAACAGGCUUGGAACGAUAAGUGGAACAUUAAACGUUAAAGUCAUUGGUAUUCCUGGCCCUUGUAAAGAUAUUGUUGCUAGUGAAGUUACUAAUAAUUCCUGCAAAAUCACAUGGGAGCCUCCAGAGGAUGAUGGUGACAGUCCUAUUCUUCACUAUGUUCUUGAACGGAGGGAAGCUUCCAAGAAAACAUACAGGCCUGUCAUGUCAGGAGAAACUCUGAGCUGCAUUGUUAAAGACUUGCUUGUUAAUGCAGAAUACUACUUCCGUGUCCGGGCUGUGAACAAGGUUGGCAGUGGGGAGUAUAUUGAGAGCCGCAAUCCUGUAAUUAUUGAGGAUCAGAAGGAUCGUCCAGAUCCACCUACCAAAGUUGAGGCCCAUAAUGUUACUGCCCAUUCUGUAACCCUCACUUGGAAACCACCAAUAUCUGAUGGUGGUAGCCCCAUUAAAGGUUAUAUUCUGGAGAAAAUCACAAAAGAUGGUACUCGAUUUGAAAGAUGCAAUGAAAUCCUGGUGCCUGGGUUUUCAUACACUUUUGAAGGCUUGAAAGAGGGAGAAGAAUACCAGUUUCGUGUUCGUGCUGAGAAUGCUUUUGGAAUUAGUGAUCCUUCUUCUACCACACCGCUAGUGAAAGCUGCAGACCCUGUUGAACUCCCCAAGGUUUCUCUCAUUGGAAGCCUCAGCUUCAAAAAAGGUGAAGAGAUUACUAUAGAUGCCUAUAUCUCUGGAUCUCCAUACCCAACUGUGACUUGGUUCAGAAAUGAUGAAGUCAUUAAGCUGGAGACAAUAAAGAAACCAGUGAAACCAACUAUGAAAAAGAAGAGUAAGGCUGCUUAUUCUGAGCCCGAGGAGCCAUACCACCCACCCCUUAAUGAACGGGUUUCUUUUGAUCCCAGCAAAAAGGGUGUGGCCAUUGUGAUGAUCCGUGAUUGUGUUAGAAGUGACCAUGGAGUGUACAUGGCUAACGUCGAGAAUGUUCAUGGUAGUGCAACAGCAUCAUGUGACAUUAUUGUCCUUGAUGUACCAGGACCUCCAGUUAACUUUACUUUUGAAGAAAUCAGGAACACUUCUCUCAUUUGUAAAUGGGACCCACCUAAAGAUGACGGUGGUAGUGAAGUUCUGAACUACAUUUUGGAGAAGAAAGACAACACCAAAGACGACGGUGGAUGGAUUACUGUGACUUCAACUUGCAAAGGAUGUAAAUAUCCUGUAACAAAAUUGAUUGAAGGCAAGGAGUACCUCUUCCGGAUUUCAGCAGAAAACAAGUUUGGUCCUGGACCUGCAUGUUACUCAUCACCAGUUAUAGCUAAGAAUCAAUUUGAUCCCCCUGAUGCACCCAAUAUGCCACGAGUGGGAGAAGUUACUGAAAACAGCAUGCUUGUAAGCUGGAAUGAGCCAAAAGACAACGGCAGUCCUGUUUUGGGGUACUGGAUUGAGAAGCGAGAAAUCAAUAGCAAAUAUUGGACCAGAGUAAAUAACAACCUGCUUAAUUCAUUGAAAGUCAGGGUUACUGGUCUACUGGAUGGCAUGACCUACAUCUUUAGAGUUUGUGCUGAAAACUUAGCUGGACCUGGAAAUUUCAGCGUGCCAUCUGAACCAAAAGUCGCACAAGAUCCUAUUCUGCCGCCUGGCCCACCUGUUCCAAGGAUUGUUGAUACUACCUCAUCUUCCAUUGAACUGACUUGGAAGCCCCCUUUGUACAAUGGUGGUGGAGACAUUCUUGGGUAUCAUGUUGAGAAAGUUCUUGCAGGAGAAAAAAAUUGGUCCCGCUGCACUGAGAGACUAUGCAAAGACUGCAAGCUUACCAUUUCUGGACUGACAGAGGGAGCUGAUUAUAUUAUCCGCGUGUUUGCUGUGAAUCAGGCAGGUGAAGGAGCACCUGGCAUGACUCAACCUGUUAUGGUGAAAGAACCACAAGAGACUCCAUUCGUGGAACUUGACAUAUCUGUGAAAAAUGGUGUUACUAUUCGAGCUGGGGAGACACUGAAGUUACCUGCCUAUGUAAAUGGUAGACCUCAGCCAGAAGUGAAGUGGACAAAGGAUGAAAGUGAUCCUGUCAAAGAACAUGUUAUGAUCGAAACUAUUGGAAAAAACAGCACUUUAAGUAUAAAGAAUGCUUUGAGGUCUGACCAUGGCAUAUACCAGAUUACUGGCUCAAACAGCAGUGGAACCAAAUCUGCAUUUACUAGAGUUGAAGUCUUGGAUGUUCCUGGUCCUGUCAUUGACUUGAAGACCAAUGUAGUCACAAAAAAGGUGAUAGCACUAAGCUGGUCAGAACCUGCAGAUAAUGGUGGAAGUGAUAUCACGAGCUACACUGUUGAAAGGAGAGAUGCAAAGAUGCACACAUGGAGACAGCCAAUUGAGACACCUAUGUGUAAAUGUGAAAUUAGAGGGCCGUUUGAUGGAGGGGAAUAUAUGUUCCGUGUUGUAGCGAAAAACAAGUUUGGUUGUGGUGAACCAGUUGAUCUGGGCCCUAUUCUUGCAAUAGAUCCAAAAGGUACCCCAACUGCACCAGAGAGAUUUCGUUUUACGGAAAGAACCAAAUCAUCAAUAACUCUGUCUUGGAAACCACCUCAAAGUGAUGGUGGCAGUCCAAUUCGAGGAUAUUAUGUAGAAAAGAAGAGAAAAGAUGGAACUGAGUUUGAGAUUGCCAAUCGUCAGAUAUGUAAGGAUCUAUUUUUAACACUGGAGAACCUCUCCGAACGUCAUAUGUAUGACUUCCGUGUCAAAGCAGUAAAUGAUAUUGGAGAUGGAGAGCCUUCACUUACAUUAAGUGCUGUUAUUCAAGAUGAUGAAGUUAAGCCAACUGUGACAUUGUUGAAGUACUUCAAGAGUGGUACAAUCACUGCUAAGAAAGGAGAAGCCAUUGAAAUUCCUGCAGAAGUGAUAGGAAUCCCAAUGCCCAAGAGUGAAUGGUCAAGGGAUGGAAAUAUUAUUGAGGAACAAACAGAAAAAUUUUUGAUUAAUACUGAGGUGCUGAGUUAUUCAAAAGCACACACAACGCUAAGCAUUCCUGAAACUGAUCGGAAAGAUAGUGGCCUUUACACACUGACUGCUUCAAAUCACCUUGGAUCUGCAUAUGAGAACAUCAAGGUAGAGAUAUUUGACCGUCCAAUGCCACCACAGAACAUUGUAGUCUCUGAUAUCACAAAUCAAGGAUGUUAUCUUACUUGGGAUGCUCCAGAAGAUAAUGGAGGUAGUGAACUCACAAAUUAUAUUAUUGAGAAAAGGGAUGCCAGCAAGAAAAAAUCAGAUUGGGAGGAGAUAACUGACAGUGUCAUUGAAAGGCGUUAUAGGGUAUCAAAACUUGAAACCGAUAGGACUUACCAGUUCAGGAUCAAAGCUGAGAAUAAAUAUGGAGUUAGUGAUGGAUGUGAAUCAGAGAAAGUCAUUGUCAAGGAUCUGUAUGGCCUCCCUGGUCCACCACAAAACCCAAAGAUCGCUGGGUGCACUAGGACUUCCAUGUUGGUAACAUGGGAACCACCUAAGGAUAAUGGCGGAUCCACAAUCACGGGUUACUGGCUUGAGAAGAGAGAAAAAGGAGCUGUUUACUGGAAUCGUGUGAAUCGGGCCCCAAUCACAAAACCAGCAAUUAAAGGCCUAGAAUUUAAUGUACACCACCUGAAUGAGGGUACUGAAUACCAGUUCCGUGUGAUGGCAUGCAAUGCUGCUGGUGUUGGACCUCCUAGUGAACCGACUGAGAGUGCAUUUGCAACUGACCCCAAGAAUCCUCCUGGAAUGCCAUCAAGCCCAGAAGUUGCACAUAAAACCGAUGAUAGUGUCACACUUACUUGGAAUCCACCAGAUAAGGACGGCGGAAGCCCCAUCAAAGGCUACAUUAUUGAAGUUCAAGAUGAAGAUUCAUUACAAUGGAGAAGAGUCAAUGAAUCAGACAAACCACAUCCUGAUAAUAAAUUUACUGUACCUGAUCUUCAAAAAAUGAAAAAAUACAAAUUUAGAAUUAUUGCAGUCAAUUCUGGAGGAGAGUCUGAACCAAGCCCAGGAACUUCUCACAUUCUUGUUAAAGAGAUAUUGGAGGAACCAAGAAUCACUUUGGAUAUCAAUGCCAAGGAGUUACUCUCCUGUCGGGCUGGUUCCACAAUAAAAAUCCCUGCAAUUAUCACAGGAUGUCCUACUCCAAAUGUUACAUGGCAGUAUGAUGGCAAAGCAAUAUCUGAAAAGAAGGAGGGUCUUCAUUUUCUUCCAGUAGAGUCACAGAUUAGAUCAAUUGACACUACAUCAACCGUCACAAUUCCUGACAGUACAUUAUGCCAUUCUGGAACUUAUAUCAUAUCAGCUGAAAAUAAAGCUGGACAGAAGGCUGUGAAAGUCAGAGUCAAUGUACUCGAUUUACCAGGACCUCCAAAGGAUCUCAAAGUUUCUGAUAUCACAAGAGGCAGCUGUAGACUUACAUGGAAGCCUCCUGAUAAUGAGGGGGGCGAAAGAAUCAAGAGUUACUAUAUUGAGAAGAAAACUGUUGAAGGAAAGGCUUGGACGAAGGUUAAUCCUGCAUGUGGAAGCCAGUCAUUUGUUGUGUGUGACCUUAUUGAGGGACAAGAGUACCUGUUUCGUGUCAGGGCACAAAAUAGCCUUGGCUUGGGACCACACACUGAAACUAUUCAGCGGACAAAGGCGAGGGAUCCCAUACACCCUCCAGAUCCUCCCAUAAAGGUCAAAAUUAAUCAAGUUACCAAGGACACGGUGACCCUUACAUGGAAGCCACCCAUCAAUGAUGGUGGAGCUCCUGUGACACAUUACAUUGUUGAGCGUCUUUGCUGGGACACCAGUAUAACACAAAAGGAGUCCUGGAGGCAAUGCAAUCGACGUGAUGUUGAAGAGACCACUUUUAAGAUUGAGGAUCUUAAUGAAGGCGGAGAAUAUGAAUUUCGUGUCAAAGCUGUGAAUGAGGCUGGAGCAAGCAGGCCUUCCUCAACUGCUGGGCCAGUCACUGUUAAAGACCAGAAAUGUGCACCUAGUAUUGAACUUGACACAUUCAUGGAAGUUGAACAAGGAACUGACAUCAAAAUUGUUGCAAAAAUCAAGGGUUGCCCAUUCCCUACCCUAACAUGGCAAAAGGCUCCACCCUACAGAAAGGAUGAGAAGACUGAUGUAGAGUAUGAUGAGCACAUCAAUAAGCUUGUGACUGAUAACACCUGCGCACUUCUGAUUAAGCAAGGAAAAAGAGCAGACACUGGUAUUUACACAAUCACAGCUAGCAACAGUCUGGGUAAAGCCUCAAAGGAAAUAAGGCUCAAUGUAUUAGGAUGCCCAGGACCACCUUGUCCACCCAUCAAGUUUGAAGAAGUCUCCUCAGGGAAGAUUACACUGUCUUGGCUUCCUCCUAAAGAUGAUGGAGGGUCAAAGAUUACUAAUUAUGUCAUAGAGAAACGUGUGGCUAACAGGAAGACAUGGAUACAUGUAACCAAUGAACCCAAAGAGCGGGUUUACACAGUGGAGAAUUUGAUCGCAGGCCAUGAAUACGUGUUCCGUAUCAUGGCUCAAAACAAAUAUGGUAUUGGUGAUCCUCUUGACAGUGAACCAGAGAAAGCCAGAAAUCUUUGCACUGUUCCUGGUCAAUGUGAAAAACCAACCAUUUCAAGUGUAACCCAUAACUCCAUGACAGUUAACUGGGAAGAGCCGGAAUAUGAUGGUGGAACACCAGUGAUUGGUUAUUGGCUAGAACGAAAAGAGACGACAUCCAAACGGUGGAACAGAGUAACCCGUGACCCGAUCAAAGUUAUGCCUUUUGGUGUAUCACAUAAUGUAAGUGGUCUCAUUGAAGGGUCUCAGUACCAGUUCCGUGUCACUGCCAUUAAUGCAGUAGGAUGUGGCCCUCCAAGCUUGCCAUCAGAUCCUAUUACUGCCACAGACCCAGCAGCUCCGCCAGAUCCUCCUAUACCUAAAGUUACUGACUGGACAAAAUCAACCGUUGAUCUGGAAUGGGUUCCACCAUUAAAAGAUGGUGGCUCAAAGAUUAUUGGCUACAUUGUUGAGUACAAAGAGGAAGGUCAAGAAGAAUGGGGCAAAGCUAAAGAUAAGGAAGUAAGAGGAACCCGACUUGUGGUUGAUGGACUAAAAGAACUGGGACAUUACAGAUUUAGAGUAAGAGCCAUAAAUACUGCAGGUGUUAGUCAACCGGGUGAAGUGCCAGAGGUGAUUGAACUGAAAGACAGAAUAAUUGCUCCUGAGGUGAACCUGGAUGCCACAAUGAAAGAGAGGCUGGUUGUUCAUGCUGGUGGUGUGAUUCGUAUCCUGGCCUUUGUUUCUGGAAAGCCAGCACCACAGAUUACAUGGAAUAGAGAUGACGGUGCAUUACCAGAGGAAGCUGCGAUUGAGACGACUGCAAUCAGUUCGUCUUUAGUAAUCAAGAAAUGCACACGGAAACACAAAGGCAUUUAUACACUCACUGCUAAGAAUGACGGAGGUGAAAAAAAGAAGAGCAUUGUGGUGGAUGUGUUGGAUAUUCCUGGUCCAGUUGGCGUGCCAAUCACUGCAGAGAAUCUCACUAGUGACUCAUGCAAGUUAAACUGGUUCUAUCCUGAAGAUGAUGGUGGUUCAGCUGUUACUAAUUUCAUAAUUCAAAAACGUGAAGCUGAACGUAAGGCCUGGACCCCAGUGUCUUGCACUAUCACUAGACAUGCUGCUGUUGUUCGUGGUCUUGUUGAUGGAAAGGCUUAUUUCUUCAGAAUUGCGGCUGAAAACAUGAUUGGAAUAGGUCCAUUUACUGAAACCACUUCAGAAAUAACCAUCAAGGAUCGUUUUAGUGUACCGGACCGGCCUGAAGAUCUGGAAGUCACAGCAGUCACAAAGGACUCUAUUACUUUGACUUGGAAACCACCUAAGAAUGAUGGGGGGUCUGAAAUUACCAUGUAUGUAGUAGAAGCCCGACCAAUUGGCAAAGAAAAGUUUGUCCGACUCACAAAAGAGAAGCUGCUUGGGAGGAAAUUCACCUUUGAUGGUCUUAAGGCGGGUGACACCUAUGAAUUCCGCAUUAGUGCAGUAAAUGAAAUUGGUCAAGGAAAACCUUCCUUUAACACCAAACCAAUUACUUGCAAGGAUGAGCUAGAACCACCGACAAUUGAGCUUGAUUUCCGUGACAAGGUCAUUAUACGUGUUGGCGAAUCUUUUGCACUACAAGGUCGCUACACUGGAAAGCCAGCACCGUCUAUUAUAUGGUUCAAGGAUGAUAAAGAAUUACAGGCCGAUAACCAUAUCAAACUGAAGAACACUCUAACCACAAUGUGCUUAGGCAUAAUAAAGGCUAAGCGUGAACAUAGUGGCAGAUAUUGUGUUCUUGUAGAGAAUUGUACAGGUUCACGGAAGGGCAUUUGCAAUGUAACUGUUGUUGAUCGUCCACUGCCACCACAGGGACCAGUAUUGUUCAAAGAAGUUCACAGAGAUUUCAUGGUUAUUUCCUGGAAGCCCCCUCUUGAUGACGGUGGUUCUGAGAUUUCUAACUAUAUUAUUGAGAAGAGAGACACAAAGAGGGAUCUUUGGGCAACUGUGACAUCUGCCUCCACAAAGACAACAUGCAAAGUACCCAAGUUAACUGAAGGAAGGGAGUAUAUCAUGAGAAUCUGUGCUGAGAAUAUGUAUGGAAUAAGCGAUCCACUGGAAUCUGAAGAGAUGCGAGCCAAAGAUCUCUUCAGAGUGCCUGAGGCACCCGAGCAACCUGUUGUUAAAGAGGUGUACAAAGACACAGCUCUUGUUAACUGGAGUAGACCUCGUGAUGGUGGAAAACCAAUCACUAACUACAUCUUAGAGAAAAAGGAGACAACAUCAAAGAGAUGGUCACGUGCUACAAGAGAACCCAUAUACCCAGACACACAGUUCAGAGUUCAAGAUCUUACUGAAGGCUGUGAAUAUGAAUUCCGUGUCAUGGCAGAAAAUGAAAUAGGUGUUGGAGAUCCUAGUCCACCAUCAAAUCCUGUUGUAGCUAAAGAUCCAAUUGUACCACCAAGCCCACCUGUGCUCCCAGAAGCUGUGGACAAGACUAAAGAAACUGUAAGUUUAACCUGGCAGCCACCUCGUCAUGACGGAAAAGGAAAAAUUCUUGGCUAUCUAGUAGAAUAUCAGAAGAUUGGUGUGGAAGAAUGGAAAAAAGCAAAUGAGACUGCUGAAUCAUGCCCAGAAACCAAGUUUACAGUACAGAACCUUGAAGAUGGAGAAAUGUACAGGUUCAAGAUUAUGGCAGUAAACGCUGCCGGUAAAUCUGAUCCUGCAUAUGUUAAGGAUCCUGUGAAAGUACACGACAGACUUGAGCCCCCAGAGCUUCUACUUGAUGCGAACAUGGCUCGUGAGCAUCUUGCCAUGGUAGGGACUGAUAUCAUUCUCAGUGCAGGAAUUAAGGGUGUGCCAUUCCCCAAAGUCACAUGGAAGAAGAAUAAUGAAGAGGUUCCACCUAGAGCUAAUGUGGAGGUUACUGGUGUAGGAAGUAAACUACAAAUCCAUAACUGUCUUCGCUCUGAUUGUGGUGAUUACACAAUUUCUGUGGAAAAUUCUGCAGGUUCUAAAGCAGCUACAUGCACAGUUCUUGUUUUAGACAAGCCUAGUCCACCUCGGAAUCUGUCCGUUUCUGAGAUUACAAGAGAAUCAGCCUACCUUUCCUGGAAUGAGCCAGAGGAUGAUGGAGGUGCUGUUAUUUCUAACUAUGUGAUAGAAAAAAGAGAUGUGGCUUCAGAUAAUUGGGUACCUGUUUCUUCUUCAUGCAAGAAGCCUAGCUUAAAGGCUUUGUACUUAAUGGAAGGAAACCAAUAUAUGUUCCGUGUUGCUGCUGAAAAUCAGUUUGGCAGAAGUGAAUACAUUUCAACUACCAAACCCAUAAAGGCUAUUGAUCCCCUCUACCCACCUGGUCCACCCAAGAAUUUGCAUCAUGUGGAUGCAGAUAAAACUGAAGUCUGGCUUCAGUGGAAUUUGCCAGAUCGCACAGGAGGUAGUGAUAUUACUGGAUACCUAGUAGAAUACCAAGAAGAAGAGGAAAAAGACUGGAUUACUUUUAAAACUGUCAAAAAGACUGAAUGUCAUGUGACGGGACUUGAAGAGGGAAAGACCUAUCGAUUCCGUGUGAAAGCAGAGAAUGCUAUCGGUCUGAGUCGUCCUGAUACAACAGUACCUAUUCUGUGCCAGGAAAAACUUGUGGCACCAACAAUAGAAGUUGAUGUGAAGCUAAUUGAAGGAAUUGUUGUGAAAGCUGGAAGCACAAUCAAGCUUCCUGCAAUUAUGAAAGGCAUUCCUGUUCCAAAUCCUAAAUGGGUUACGGAUGGCAAGGAAAUCAAAAGUGAAGGCAAUGUGCUGAUUAAAACUGAUCACUAUUCAACUACUGUCACCAUUAAGGACUGUAAACGACAAGACACUGGAGAGUAUCUUCUCACAGUUUCCAACCCAGCUGGAAGCAAGACAGUUGCUUUGCAUGUUACAGUUAUUGAUGUCCCAGGUGCACCUACUGGCCCAGUUAACAUGCUUGAGGUUACUCCUGAUUUCAUGGUCAUCAACUGGCGUCCUCCCAAGGAUGAUGGUGGAACUCCUUUGAUGAAUUAUAUUGUUGAGAAGAAGGAUACCAAGAAGCCAUGGGAGCCAUGGGCAGUAGUAAGCUCUGGAAGCAUUAAUACAAAAGCUAAGGUUUCCUAUCUGGAGAAAGGCCGCGAAUAUGUAAUACGUAUUCGUGCAGAGAACAAAGUUGGUAUAGGUGCUGCCCUUGAAAGUUCACCUACUAUUGCCAAGCGUAUGUUUGACCCACCUAGUGCACCAGGCCAACCAGUUGCUCAAGAUAUCACAGAAACUGCUGUGACUAUUCAGUGGGAAGCCCCUUUAUCCGAUGGUGGCAGUCCAAUCAUUGGUUACAUUAUCGAACGUAGAGAAAUGACAGGUAAAUGGAUUCGUCUGAACAAAACUCCUGUCUUAGAUACCAGAUACAGAGCAUCUGGACUUUUUGAGGGCAAUACCUAUGAGUUUAGAGUAUUUGCGGAAAACAUUGCUGGCAUAAGUGAACCUUCCCCAGUGUCAGAUCCAGUUAAAACUACACGUCCCAUCACUUGCCCCGGUCCCCCAGUGAAUGUCAAACUUAAGGACUGGAGCAAAUCUUAUGCGGAUUUAGUCUGGACUAAGCCUUCAAGAGAUGGGGGCAGUCCUAUAUUAGGUUAUAUUGUUGAAUGCCAGAAAUCAAGCAGUAAACAGUGGGAUAGAAUUAAUAAGGACGAACUUAUUAAACCGUGUGCAUAUAGAGUGCCAGGAUUGAUUGAAGGCAUGGAAUACAAGAUUCGUGUAAGAGCCUGUAAUAAGAUUGGAGAAGGAGAACCUAAAGAACUUAGUGAAACAGUUAUUGCAAAAGACAUCCUUAUUCCUCCAGAGGUAAUUGUUGACGUUGCUUGUCGUGAUCUACUGACAGUCAGAGCAGGGCAGAACAUUAACUUAGUUGCUCGUGUUAAAGGAAGACCUGAUCCAGAAAUUACCUGGACUAAGGAUGCAAAAGUCUUAGUCCAAGACAAGCGGACUGAGAUGAACAACAAUUACCCACUUGUUGAUAUGAUCAUAAAAGAAGCAACUAGAGAAGAUUAUGGGAAAUAUGUCAUUCAAGCAAAAAACAUUAGUGGUCAAGCACAAGCUAGUAUUGUAGUUAAUGUUCUUGAUAAACCUGGGCAAUGUCAAAAUCUGAAGAUAAGUUACGUAACUAAGGAUUCGUGUAUGGUAUCAUGGGAGAAUCCAGAAGAUAAUGGAGGCACAGAAAUUACAAAUUACAUUAUUGAGUGUCGACAACCAAAUCAAAGGGGUUGGACAGUAGUGUCCUCGGAUUGCACAAAACGUCUUGUUAAAGCACUGCUCAUGGAAAACUGUGAGUAUUUUUUCCGUGUCAGUGCAGAAAAUAAAUGUGGUCAAGGGCCACCAAUUGAAACUAAAAUGGCAAUUCUGGCUGUUGAUCCAAUUGAAAAGCCUGGUGAGCCUGAAAACUUUCAUCCUGCUGAAAUUGGCAAGACAUUUGUUUUCCUUAAAUGGAAAAAACCAGAGUACACUGGUGGAAGCCACAAUCUUGUUUACCAUGUUGAAAGGAAGCUAAAAGGAGCUGAAGAAUGGGAAAGACUACACAAAGGUGCAAUCAAGGAAACAUUCUUUAUGGUAGAUAGGUGCAUUGAAAACCAAAUAUAUCAAUUCAGAGUACAAACUAAGAAUGAAGGAGGAGUGAGUAAUUGGGUAACAACUGCUGAAACACCUGCUAAAGAAGAACUACUUGAACCAGAACUUGGCAUUAAAUUAGAUGGUGUCCUCACCGUUAAAGCUGGAAAUCCUAUUAAAAUUGAAGCAAGUCUUAAAGGAAAGCCCCAACCUGUGGUUAAAUGGCUCAAGGAAAGUGAUACUGGUGAUAUUAACAAAAGCCCAAGAUGUCAUACUGAAACUGGUUCAGAUUUCUCAAAGUUACUGAUGACAUCAUCUAGGCGUACUGACAGUGGAAAAUAUGUAGGCACUGCCACAAACUGUUCAGGAAGCUGUUCUGCUCACAUUAUUGUGAAUGUGCUUGAUAAACCUGGUCCUGUCCGAGACCUGAAGAUAUCUGAUAUUUCAGUGGACCGAUGUAAAUUAAUAUGGGAUCCUCCAGAGGAUGAUGGAGGUUGUGAGAUUCAGAACUACAUUCUGGAAAAAUGUGAGACGAGGAGAAUGGUUUGGUCAGUUCACUCUGCAGCUGUGAUAAGUAAUUCAGCUAAUGUGACUCGUCUUGUGGAAGGACAGGAGUAUAUCUUCAGAAUACGAGCAGAGAAUAAGAUGGGAACAGGUCCUGCAGUGGAGAGCCAAGCAGUCAUUGCCAGAACACAGUUCAAUAGACCUGGUCCACCAGAUCCACCUGAAGUCACCAAAAUUGGAAAGGAAGAAAUGACAGUUUCAUGGCGUCCUCCAGGAAAAGAUGGUGGAAAGCCUGUCACAGGUUAUAUUCUGGAAAGAAAGGAACUACAUUCCAUUAAGUGGGUUCCAGUUACAAAAGAUCCUAUCCCACAGACAUGCAUGAAUGUUACCAACUUGAUCCCUAACCAUGAAUAUCAGUUUCGUGUCAAAGCACAAAAUGAAGUUGGAUUGGGAGAUCCCAGUAAACCCUCAAUAUCAGUAACUGCUAGAGAUCCAGUUGGACCUCCUGGCCCUCCUGAAGAUUUGAAGGUUGCUGACAGCACACAGACAUCCAUCACACUCUGCUGGCAAAGGCCAGUUUGUGAUGGUGGUGCUCCAAUCAUUGGAUAUGUAGUUGAGUUUAGAAUUAAGGGUGCAAGUAAAAGCGCAGAUGAAGGCUGGAAAAGAUGUAAUGUUGCUGCUCGACUGGCAGUGACAGACUUUACUGUUACUAGUCUGGAUGAAAAACUGGAGUAUGAAUUCCGUGUGUAUUCACAGAACCAGGUUGGCAUGAGUCAACCAGCCAAUCUCAAAGAUGCUGUGUCGCCCAAAGAGAUCCUAGAGGCACCAGAUAUUGAAUUGGAUGCUAAUCUGAGAAAGGGUCUUACUGUUCGUGCUGGAUGCCCCAUAAGAUUGUGUGCCACAGUUAGAGGAAGACCAGCACCAAAGGUGACAUGGAGGAGAAUGGGUAUAGACAAUGUUGUAAGAAAAGGUCAGGUGGAUUUAAUAGAUACUAUGGCAUUCCUGGUCAUCCCUGAGAGCACACGGGAUGAUUCGGGAAAAUAUUCUCUUACUCUAACCAGCCCUGCGGGAGAGAAAGCUGUUUUUGUGAAUGUUCAAGUGCUGGACACCCCUGGACCUGUACAAGGUCUGGAAGCCAAUGAUAUCACAAUGGUAUCCUGCAAUCUCUCUUGGUCUCCCCCUGAAAAUGAUGGUGGAAGCGAAAUUACUCACUACAUAGUUGAAAAACGUGAAAUUGACAGAAAGACCUGGGCAACAGUCAACAACGAUGUGAAAAAGACAAACCUGAAAAUAACAAAUCUUAUAUCAGGAACAGAAUAUUAUUUCAGAGUGACAGCAGUUAAUGAAUAUGGAGCUGGAGUGCCAAAGAUUUCUCCAAAAUCCUACCUAGCAUCAAAUCCCAUAAGUAAACCAGACCCACCAUUAAAGAUUGAUGUAUUGGAAAUUACAAAGAAUAGCACAACUCUGGCAUGGGUGAAACCACUGAGAGAUGGGGGAGCUAAAAUUGAUGGGUAUGUAGUUGAUUACAUGUUGGUGAUUCCACCUCAAGAAAUCAAAGAUGGACAACUUGUGGUCCAAGAGCAAAUUAAACCAGAGGAACAAUGGAUGCCAUAUUCUAUUGUGAAAGACCUGAGUAUUGCUGUUGUUGGACUCAAAGAAAACAUGAAAUACAAAUUCAGAGUGUCAGCAAGAAAUGUAAUGGGUUGCAGUCUACCCACAGAAACCAAAGGAGAAGUUGAGAUCAAGGAGCAAAUGUUGCCACCAAAGAUUAUUAUGGUUGAUACUGUGACUGCAAAGGCAGGAGAAAAACUCAGGGUGGAAGCUCUUGUUUCUGGAAAACCAACACCGGUAUGUAAAUGGAACAGAAAUGAAGAGGAGGUCAUCCCUUCUAGUCGUCUAACUGUGCACAAAUCUCAGAACAGUUGUGUGCUCAUUAUCAAAGAUGUAUCAAGACUGGACAGUGGUCAGUACAGCCUUUCAGCUGAGAACAGUAUUGGACAAGUGGAGCAGAGUUUGAAAAUUAUCAUCAAGGAUAUCCCUGGUCCCCCAGAACCACCAUUUCUAAUCAGUGAUAUCAAUGCUGAUACUUGCACCCUAUCUUGGCAAUCACCACUUGAGGAUGGUGGUAGUACUAUCACUAACUAUGUGGUGGAAAAAUGUGACAUGAGCAGAAAUGAUUGGGUCAUUGCUGUAUCAUCAUGCACUAAGACUACUUGCACAGUAGGGAAGCUUAUUCCUGGGAAGGAGUAUAUAUUCCGUGUUCGAGCUGAGAACCGUUUUGGCCUUGGAGAGCCUAUUGUUUCUGAGCGGAUGAUUGCCAAAUUCCCCUUUGAUUUACCAAGUGAACCUUUGAAUUGUCAUAUCUUAAAAGUCAAUAAAGACUGCAUGUUUGUUGCCUGGGAGAAACCAGCCAAUGAUGGUGGCAGUCCAAUAACUGGAUACUACAUUGAACGUAAAGAAAGGAACAGCCUUCUUUGGGUAAAGGCUAAUGACACAGUUGUUCGCACAACUGAAUAUCCUUGCAGCGGACUUAUUGAAGGUUUGGAAUAUACCUUCAGGGUAUCAGCCAUUAAUCGUGCUGGACAAGGAAAACCAAGCAAAAAUACUGAAUUUGCUACAGCAAGAACACCAGUUGAUCCACCAAGCAAGCCUGAAGUGCUUGAUGUGACUAAGAAUUCAGUUACGCUGUUAUGGAACAGACCAAAACAUGACGGUGGCAGUAAGAUCAUUGGAUAUUACAUUGAAGCUCUAAAGAUUCCUGAAGACAAAUGGGUGCGCUACAACAUAAUCAGCCAAAAUUUACCCAAAGAAGAAUACACUGUAACAGGGCUGGAGGAAGGCAGAAAAUACCAGUUCAGAAUACUUGCAAAAACUGCAGUGAACAUCAGCAGACCAUCUGAAAUGUCUGAUCCAGUUCUAAUAUCUUCUGAAAAUGUGGCACCAACUAUAGAAAUUGGGCUUCAAAUGAAGGCACUGCAACCGGUUAAAGCUGGCAAAAAUGUGUGUCUUGAAGCUCAAGUAUUUGGAAAGCCAAUGCCAAAAAUUACCUGGAAGAGGAAUGGAGAGAUACUGAAACCUUCUGAAGUCUUGAAGAUGUCACAGAAAAGAAAUCUGUUCUUCCUAGAGCUAUUAUCGGUAACAAGAAAUGAGACUGGAGAGUACACUAUUUUGGCAGAAAAUGCAAGUGGUUCUAAAUCAGGUGAAAUUAAACUCACAGUUUUAGAUGUACCUGGCCCACCAGUUUCUGUCAAGUUUGGAGAUGUGUAUGCGGAUCACAUCAGGCUGAGCUGGGAGCCACCCAUUACAGAUGGUGGCUCUGCAGUUACCAACUACAUUGUUGAUAAACGUGAAACAAGCAGAGCAAACUGGGCUCAAGUCACAUCCAAAAUCAGUGCUCAGCAGACUGACUAUUCUGUAGAAAAACUGAUUGAGGGUCAUGAGUACCAGUUCCGUAUUCAUGCUGAGAACAAAUACGGUGUGGGUGAUCCUACCCUGACAAACCCCAUUGUUGCUAAGAACCCAUUUGAUGUCCCUGGUGCUUGUGAUCCUCCAAUUAUUACAAACAUAACAAAGGAUCAUAUGACUGUGAGUUGGAAAGAACCUGCAAGUGAUGGUGGGUCCACUAUCCUUGGUUACAUGGUUGAAAAGCAGGAAACCAAAGAUGUAAAGUGGGAUAAAGUCAACAGAAAACCAAUAACAGAGAGAUCUAUUGAAGCUACUGGUCUUUCAGAAGGAAACGAAUAUAAAUUCAGAGUUAUUGCUCUUAAUAAAGCUGGCCUUGGCAAACCAAGUGAUCCAUCCAAAGCCGCUAUUGCUCAGGAUCCUUUAUAUCCUCCAGGACCACCAAUCUCGCCAAAAGUUGUUGACACAACUAAUUGCACUGUCAGUUUAUGCUGGACAGAACCAGCUAAUAAUGGUGGAUGUGAAAUAUUAGGCUACCUCGUAGAAAGCAAGAGAGCCGAUGCUGCUGACUGGACACGGUGCAAUGUACCAAGGAACCUUCAAGAGACAAAUUACAUUGUUACUGGACUUACUGAGAAUACUGAAUACAUGUUUCGUGUCACAGCUGUGAACAAGGUUGGAUUUGGUGAACCAAGUGAAGUUCCAGGCAAAUAUACUGCCAAGGACAUUUUGGUUCCUCCCGAAGCAGAACUUGAUGAAGAGCUAAAGAAAACUGUAGAGUUGCGUGCUGGAACCCCAAUGAGGUUGUACAUUCUACUACGGGGUCGUCCUGUUCCCAAGGCAACAUGGGCCAAGAUGAAUACCAAUAUUAAAGAUAGACCAGGAAUUGUGAUUAAGACAACACAAUUUGAUACUCUUGUUUAUAUUGAGAAAGUGAACAGAUAUGAUGCAGGAAAAUAUAUUCUGAAUCUGGAAAACAGCAGUGGAGUGAAAAUGUACACAAUUACUGUAAAGGUUUUUGAUACCCCUGGACCACCGCUUAAUCUAAUGGUAAAGGAAACAUCAAAGAAUAGUGCUUCACUUCUUUGGGAUGCUCCGUUAAUAGAUGGAGGAAGCCCAGUAAAGAAUUACAUAAUUGAAAAACGUGAUGCCGAACGAAAGUCUUGGUCUACAGUUGCAUAUGACUGCACCAAAACAUCUUUUCUGAUUCAAGACUUGGAGCCAGGAAGAUCUUAUUUUUUCAGAGUAUUAGCUGAAAAUGAAUAUGGAGUUGGGGAGCCAUGUGAAAUUACGGAUGCUGUAAGAGCUUCAGAACAACCAGGACCAGUUUUGGACUUCAAGGCGUUACUGGUGACAAAAAAUUCAUGUACACUUGCUUGGAAGAAACCAAUUAGUGAUGGAGGAAGUCGUAUAAUAGCAUAUGUGUUGGAAGUGAAAAAUGGAAAAGAUACUUGGAAGAACCUCAUGAAGUCAAAGAAUAUGCAGUACAGUGCCAAAGACCUUAUAGAAGGAAAGGAGUAUACUUAUAGAGUGAGAGCAGUAAAUGAUGCUGGAGAUGGUGUUGCAGAGGAACUUAAUGUUCUGGCUAAAGACCACACAGUUCUACCUGGAUGUGACUUAAGAGACUUGCCAAAUUUAUGCUAUACUGCUAAAGAGGGAAGUACUGUUCGCCUGAAAAUACCCAUAAGUGGCAAACCUGCUCCUACUGUAACAUGGAAAAAAGGUGAAGAUGUUACUUUAACUGAUAGUGGCCGAGUAUCUGUUGAAUCCACAGCUGUCCACACAACCUUGCUGAUUCAUGACUGCCAAAGAGGUGAUGCCUCAAAAUACACAAUAACUCUAAGAAAUAGUGCUGGCACCAAAGAAUCUGCCAUAUUUCUGAAAGUGGUUGGAAAACCAGGAAUACCCACAGGACCAAUCAAGUUUGAUGAAAUCACAGCUGAAGGAAUCUCCUUAAAAUGGGGUACUCCAAAGGAUGACGGAGGAUCAGAAAUAACCAAUUACAUUCUUGAAAAGAGGGAUUCAGUAACCAAUAUGUGGGUUACCUGUUCUUCUACUGUGCAGACAAACAGUUUAAGAGUAACUGGUCUUCAUGAAGGAACUGAAUACACAUUUAGAGUUUCUGCAGAAAACAAGUAUGGAAUUGGAGAAAGCCUCAAAUCUGAUUCUGUUGUGGCCAAGCAUCCAUUCAAUGUACCGGAUGCACCACCACCACCCCAAAUCAUGAGUGUCCACUAUGAUUCAGCACAAUUGGCAUGGUCUGAUCCAAGGAAGACUGGAGGUUCCCCUGUUACAGGAUAUCAUGUUGAAUAUAAGGAAAGAAACAGCUUGCUGUGGAAGAGAGCCAACAGUGCUCCAGUGAAAAUGAAGGAAUAUAAAGUAACAGAUUUAACAGAAGGCCUUGAGUAUCAAUUCAGGAUCAUGGCUAUAAAUUUGGCAGGUGUUGGAAAGCCCAGUCUGCCAUCAGAGCCAGUGGUUGCCUUAGAUCAGAUUGAUCCUCCUGGCAAACCAGAUGUGGUCAGCAUUACACACAAUAGCGUAACACUUCAAUGGACUGAACCCAAGUAUGAUGGUGGACACAAACUGACAGGCUACAUUAUUGAAAAACGUGACUUGCCCUCAAAAGUCUGGAUGAAGGCCAACAGUACUAAUGUUUUGGAUUGUGCAUUUACCAUAACUGGUCUUCAAGAGGGAUGCAAGUUUGAAUUUAGAGUAAGAGCUAAGAAUGCAGCUGGGGCCAUAAGUCCUCCAUCAGAGCAGACUGAUACAAUUGUCUGCAAAGAUGAAUACGAGGCACCAAACAUAAUUAUUGAUCCAACAGUGAAAGAGGGACUUACACUUAGAGCUGGCGAUACAAUUGUAAUAACUGCAACAAGCAUAACCGGAAAACCUCCUCCGACAUCCCGGUGGUCUAAAGCGGGAAGAGACCUCAAACCAUCAGACUUAUGCCAAAUUGAAUCUACCCCAACGUCUUCAACAUUAUCAAAAAAGUGUGCCACCGGAAAAGAUUCUGGAGAAUACACUAUCUCAGCCAGCAAUCCAUUUGGUGUUAGAGAGGAAAAUGUUAAAGUGACAGUUCUGGAUGUUCCAGGUCCACCUGGGCCCCUUAUAGCCAGCAAUGUUUCUGCUGAGAAGGUUACAUUAACAUGGUCACCACCCCAUGAUGAUGGGGGGUCUGCAAUUAAAUCAUACACUCUAGAAAAAAGGGAAACAAGUCGCCUUCUGUGGACAAUUUUGGCAGAAAAUGUAACAGAUUGUCAUUUAGUUACCAGCAAACUAAUCCAAGGCAAUGAAUACAUCUUUCGGGUUUCAGCAUUAAACCAUUAUGGCGUUGGAGAAUCAACACAGUCUGAGCCAGUGAAAAUGGAGGACAGCUUUGGUCCGCCUGGUCCUCCAUCCAAACCAGACAUUGAAAAUGUCAACAAAAACUCAGUUACCAUUUCUUGGAAGAGACCAGUUGAAGAUGGAGGCAGUAACAUUUUUGGGUAUAAUGUUGAAAGAAAAGAAAGAGAUGGGAUGCGAUGGAUUCGAGCAUCAAAGAAAUUGAUUUCUGAUUUAAAUUUUGAAGUUGUUGGGCUCACAGAAGGAAAUGAAUAUGAAUUCAGAGUGACUGCAGAAAAUAAAGCUGGUUUUGGAGAACCCAGUGAGCCUUCACAACCUGUGAUGACUAAGAGUCUAGCAUAUGUACCUGGGCCUCCAUCCAACCCAAGAAUUACUGAUAUAACUAAAUCUACAGCUACCUUCAACUGGGGACGGCCAAAAUAUGAUGGUGGACUUGACAUCACUGGAUAUAUAGUUGAGCACAAAAGAGAAGACGAGAAUAGCUGGAUUAAAGACACAACAGGCAGUGCGCUAAGAAUUUCUGAAUUUGUUAUUUCAAACCUGCAACAAGGAGAAAAAUACAAUUUUAGAGUGAGUGCAAUGAAUGAGAUGGGUAUUGGAGAACCAGCUCAAGUUGCGGAAUCUGUUGAAAUUGUGGAACGUCAAGAAACUCCUGACUUUGAGCUUGACGCCGAACUGAGGCGAACUCUUGUUGUCAGAGCUGGAGGAUCCAUACGGAUUUUUGUUCCAAUCAAAGGGCGCCCAACACCUGAGGUGACCUGGUUGAAAGAAGAUAUAUCCCUUAAGGGUCAUGCAAAUAUUGAUACCACGGAAUCAUAUACUCUGCUGGUUAUAUCCCAUUGUACAAAACAUGACACUGGAAAAUAUAACUUAACCCUAGAGAGUGUUGCUGGGAAAAAGUCUGGAUAUGUAAAUGUACGAGUCUUGGAUUCACCAGGCCCUCCCAUCAACCUGAGACCUCGGGAGAUUACUAAUGAAGGUGUCACUCUCCAGUGGGAAAUGCCUCUCAUUGAUGGUGGUUCAAAGAUAAUCAAUUAUAUAAUUGAAAAGCGGGAAGCUACACGAAAAUCAUAUGCAGCUGUAAUAACUAACUGUCAGAAAUGUUCAGUUAGAGUUCCAAAUUUGGCUGAAGGAUCAGAAUAUUUCUUCAGAGUACGUGCUGAAAAUGAAUUUGGAAUUGGAGAGCCUGCUGAAACUUCUGAUGCAAUUCGGGUGUCUCAAGCACCCACUGCUCCUGAGAAGGUUAACAUUGUAGCCAUUACUAGGAAUUCUGCAAGUCUCAUUUGGACAAAACCGAAACAUGAUGGUGGAAGUAGAAUUACUGGAUAUGUAAUAGAAGCUCAAAAGAAAGGCUCAGAGAAUUGGUCUCAUGUCACAACAGCGAAGACUCUAGACUAUACAGUGAAAAAUUUAAAUGAAAAUGAUGAGUAUAUAUUUCAAGUAAUGGCUGUGAACAACUCAGGUAGAAGUGACCCUUGUCAAAGCAGUCCUGUUAUUAUUAAGGAACAAACAAAAGGACCACAGUUUGAUCUACGUGGAAUAUGUCAAAAACUUGUUAUUGCCAAGGCAGGAGAUGAUAUAAAAAUUGAGAUACCUGUUCUGGGAUGUCCACAGCCCACAAUUUCCUGGAUGAAGGAGGACAAGGCCCUUAAUCAGACACAGAGAGUAUACAUUGAAAAUACUCCUAUGUCAACUCUCCUUUGUAUUAGUGAAUGUACAAGGAAUGACAGUGGACAGUAUGCUGUGACAGGAAAAAAUAUACUUGGCACACUGACAGAAAUAAUCACUGUUAAAGUACAUGACAUCCCUGGGCCUCCAAAGGGGCCAAUUCAUUAUGACAGAAUUUCCAAUGAAAGUAUUACAAUAUCUUGGGAUCCCCCUGAAAAUGAUGGGGGAGUGCCAAUUAACAAUUAUAUUGUUGAAUUUCGAGACACAACAAGUACAUCAUGGUCGGUGUUAUCAACAACAAUAAUCCGUACAGUUUUCAAAGCUGAACGUCUUACCCCUAGAGCUGAGUAUCAAUUUCGUGUUAAAGCUAAAAACAGAUAUGGUGUUGGCCCUCCAAUAACCUCCGAAUCAGUUGUUGCUGCAUACCCAUUUAAGGUUCCAGGGCCUCCUGGCACUCCACAAGUAAUAGGUUUCACUAAAGAUACCAUGACAAUUAGUUGGAAUGAACCUGUGAAUGAUGGUGGAAGUGAAGUGAUUGGAUACCAUAUUGAAAGGAAAGAGAGGAAUAGUAUCUUGUGGCAAAAAGUAAGCAGUGCCCUAAUAGUUGGAAACAUUUUCAAAUCAAUAGGGCUAGAAGCUGGAAUCGCCUAUGAGUUCCGUGUUGCAGCUGAAAAUAUAGCUGGUGUGGGAAAGCCAAGCAAACCAUCAGAGCCUUCUCUUGCCCUUGAUCCCGUGGAUCCUCCAGGAACGCCAGUUGCCAUUAACAUUUCUAAGAAUUUUGUGAAUAUUAAGUGGACAAAGCCUAAUUAUGAUGGUGGAUUCAAAAUAACUGGCUAUACAGUGGAAAAGAAAGACUUACCAAAUGGACGCUGGAUCAAAGUUAAUUAUAGUAACAUACAAGAGACUACAUUUACUGUUAGUGGGCUGACAGAAGGUGCCUCCUACGAAUUCCGCGUUCUUGCCCGAAAUUCAGCUGGUGCUGUAAGUAGCCCAUCUGAACCAUCAGAUCCAAUUGUCUGUAAAGAUGACGUUGAGGAACCAAAGAUUAGGGUUGAUGCUAGGUUUAAAGAUGUUUUACUUGUAAAAGCUGGGGAAGUGUUCAAACUUGAGGCUGAUAUUACAGGUCACCCAUUACCAUCUAUGAUUUGGACUAUGGAUGGAAAGGAAAUAGAAAAAACAACAAAACUAGAAAUAAAAAUGGCUGAUUUUUCAACAAUAUUGAUUAACAAAGAUUCUACAAGAAGAGAUGGAGGUGCAUUUACAUUAACUGCAAGCAAUACUGGUGGAUUUGCAAAACAUGUCUUCAAUGUGAAAGUGCUUGACAGGCCAGGUCCACCAGACGGUCCAUUACUUGUUACUUGCAUUACAGCUGAGAACUGUGUGUUGUCUUGGUUGCCACCAUCAAAUGAUGGUGGAGCAAAUAUUGAAUAUUACAUAAUUGAGAAGCGUGAAACCAGCAGGCUUGCCUGGACAAAUGUGGCUUCAGACUUACAAGUAAACCAGUUUAAAGUAACAAAGCUAUUAAAGGGAAAUGAGUAUAUCUUCAGAGUGAUGGCAGUUAAUAAGUAUGGGAUUGGUGAGCCCUUAGAAUCUGAGCAAAUUAUUGCAACAAACCCAUAUAUGCCUUCUGAUCCUCCUCAAAAUCCUGAAGUAAGAAAUAUCACUAAGGACUCAAUGGUAAUUUAUUGGGAAGAGCCAGUGAACAACGGUGGAGCUGAAAUUUCUGGUUACAUUGUUGAAAGGCGAGAUAAGACAAGUCUGCACUGGAUUAGAUGUAACAAGAAGGUUAUUACUGAUUUAAGAUACAAAGUGUCAGGACUGACACCAGGGCAUGAAUAUGAAUUCAGAAUUACUGCAGAAAAUGCUGCAGGUUUAAGUUUGCCAAGUGCCUCAACUCCAUUUUGCAAGGCUAGUGACCCACUUUACAAGCCGGGUCCUCCUGGAAAUCCAAGGGUUUUAGAUACAACUAACUCAUCGAUUACCGUCGCAUGGAACAAGCCAGUUUAUGAUGGUGGAUCUGACAUUACAGGAUACAUUGUUGAGACUUGCCUUCCCCAGGAUGAUGAAUGGACAGAUGUCACCCCCAAAGAUGGUAUAGUGACCACAUUAUUUACAAUCACUAACUUAAAAGGAAAUCAAGAAUAUAAAAUAAAUAUUUUUGCCGUUAACUGUGAAGGAGUUGGAGAGCCAGCCUCUGUCCCUGGAUUACCAAAAACAGAAGAGAGACAGAUUCCACCUGAUAUCGAACUUGAUGCAGAGCUUCGCAAAGUUGUUACCAUCAGAGCCUGUGGCACAUUGAGAUUGUUUGUACCUAUAAAAGGAAGACCUGCUCCUGAAGUGAAAUGGUCAAGAGAAAAUGGAGAGUCAAUUGAAAGAGCUACAAUUGAAAGUACAUCAUCAUUCACUUGGCUAUUAAUUGAAAAUGUAAAUAGAUUUGAUAGUGGAAAGUAUGUUUUAUCAGUAGAAAAUAGUUCGGGGCUAAAGACAGCUUUUGUGAAUGUAAGGGUACUGGAUACUCCUGGAGCACCACAAAAUAUCAAGAUCGAUGAAAUAACCAAAGAAUCAGUUUCACUCAGUUGGGACCCUCCUAUUCUUGAUGGUGGAAGUACGAUUAAGAACUACAUUGUAGAGAAACGUGAAUCAACAAGAAAAGCAUAUGCAACUGUAAAUGCUAACUGCCACAAAACAAGAUCGACUGUUAAUAAUUUACUUGAAGGAUGCAAUUAUUAUUUUAGGGUGUUAGCUGAAAACGAAUAUGGAGUUGGGCUUCCCAUUGAAACUAGAGAAUCAGUCAAAGUGUCUGAAAAACCACUUCCUCCAGGUAAAAUCACAUUGCAAGAUGUGACAAAGAAUAGUGUUACACUGUCAUGGGAAAAGCCAGAGCAUGAUGGAGGAAGCAGAAUAAUUGCAUAUGUUGUGGAGAUGCAGAGCAAAGGCAGUGAUACCUGGAACCAAUGCAUGAUUGUAAAAGUCACAGAAGCUAUUAUUACUGGAUUAACACAAGGUGAAGAAUAUAUGUUUCGAGUAUCAGCAAGAAAUGAAAAAGGAACAAGCGAUCCACGACAAAUUGGUGUACCAGUUAUUGUUAAAGAACUUGUAAUUACUCCAGCAGUAAAACUGUUGUUCUCCACAUUUAGUGCGCUGGCAGGAGAAGACUUAAAGAUAGAGAUAUCAUAUGUUUCCCGACCCAAAGCAGCUAUGUCUUGGUACAAAGAUGGUGUUCCUGUCAAGCAAACCUCAAGAAUUAAUUUUGAAAUGGCUGACACCCAUUUGUAUUUAAAUAUCAAGGAAGUCUGCAGAGGUGAUGUUGGUCGGUAUACUGUCAAACUUUCAAACACUGUGGGUGAAACGACUGCAGAAAUUUGUGUUGUUGUUCUCGACAAACCUGGGCCACCAGCUGGUCCAGUAAAUGUAGCUGAAGUUACAGCUAAUAGUAUUACAUUGUCUUGGAAACCCCCAGAAUAUGAUGGUGGCUGUACUAUUAAGAACUACAUUGUAGAAAAGAGAGAUGCUUCCACUACAGACUGGCAGGUUGUGGCAACAAAUUUACCAAGAACCACAAUUAAGGCAGGACGACUAAAAACUGGAUCUGAAUAUCAGUUCAGGAUUACUGCUGAAAACCGAUAUGGAAAGAGUCCAGUUCUAGUAUCAGAUACCGUAGUUGCCAAGUAUCCCUUUAAAGUUCCAGGACCCCCUGGAACUCCAUAUGUGCGCGCUGCCACAAAAGAUAAUAUGGAUGUAAUUUGGAAUGAACCUGUAAUUGAUGGAGGAAGCCAAAUAUUAGGAUACCACAUUGAACGCAAAGAAAGAAACAGUAUUCUCUGGAUAAAGCUAAAUAAGACACUUAUUCGAGACACACAGUUCAAAAGUGUAGGUCUUGAAGAGGGAAUUGAAUAUGAAUACAGAGUUUAUGCGGAGAAUAUUGUGGGAAUUGGUAAAGUAAGCAAACUAUCUGAAUGUUAUGUAGCAAGAGAUCCUUGUGAUCCUCCAGGAACCCCCGAAGUUGUUACUGUCACAAAAAAAUCAGUUUUUCUUAGAUGGGCAAAGCCAGAGUAUGAUGGUGGAAGCAAAGUUGCUGGCUACAUUGUGGAAAAGAAAGAAUUACCUGAAGGACGCUGGGCAAGAACCAACUUUACUAAUGUUACUGAGACUGAGUAUGUGGCAACUGGCUUAACAGAGAAUCAACAGUAUGAGUUCCGUAUCAUUGCAAGAAAUGCAGCAGGUAUCUUCAGUAGUCCCUCACUCAGCACUGGUCCUAUAACUGCAAAGGAUGAAGUUGAACCACCUAGAAUUAGCAUAGAUCCACGAUAUACCCAGACUAUUAUAAUAAAUUCUGGGGAGAACUUCAAAAUUGAUGCGGAUAUUUUUGGAAAACCAAUGCCAACAAUUAGCUGGAUGAAGGGAAAACAAAUUCUUUCAAAUACUAAACACUGUAAAAUAAAAAGUACUCAAUACAGUACAUGUCUCAGUGUAAAGGAAGCCACAUCAAAUGAUUCAGGCCAGUAUAGAUUGCUUUUGAAAAAUAUUGGAGGAGAGAAGUCAGUUCUGGUCACUAUCAAAGUGUUAGAUAGACCAAGUCCACCUGAGGGUCCUAUUUCUGUCAGCAAUUUGACAAAAGAGCAAUGUUUAAUUAGCUGGAAACCUCCAAAGGAAGAUGGUGGUGAUGAAAUAUCUCACUACAUCAUUGAAAAAAGAGAAACAAGUAGAUUGGUUUGGACUGUUGUUGAACCUGAAACAAAGGAACUUAAUUUGAAAAUAACUAAACUUUUGGAAGGAAAUGAGUAUAUCUUUCGUGUUUCAGCAGCAAACAAAUAUGGAGUUAGUGAGCCAUUAGAAUCUGAAGCUAUUAUUGCAAAAAAUCUGUUUGUGAGCCCUGAUGCUCCUAAGGGUGUGGAAGUUGUCAGUAUCACAAAAGAUUCAAUGGUGGUAAUUUGGUCAGCACCUGACAAUGAUGGUGGUAGUUCUAUUACAGGAUAUGUUAUUGAAAAGCACGACAAAGAAGGGAUAAGAUGGACUAAAUGCAAUAAGCACACAGUAACUGAACUAUCCUUUAAAGUUAAAGGGCUUUUUGAAGGCCAUAAUUAUGAAUUUAGAGUUUCAGCCGAGAAUGAUGCUGGAGUUGGAAAAUCAAGCUCCCCUUCUAUUUAUUACAUGGCCAUCGAUCCUGUAUUCAGACCAGGUCCCCCAAAUAGUCCCAAAGUGACUAACAUUUCACGGACAUCUGUUUUCCUUUCCUGGGAGAAGCCGAUUUAUGAUGGUGGCUGUGAUAUUCAGGGAUAUAUUAUUGAAGCAUGUGAAGCAACAUCUGAAGAAUGGAAAAUGUGUACUCUUCCCACAGGCAUAAAACAAACACAAUAUGAAGUUGAAAAACUUAAAGAAAACCAAAAUUAUAAAUUCAGAGUGUUUGCUAUUAAUAAGGUCGGUGUUGGAGAGCAUACAGAUUUCCCUGGCACAAUCCUUGUUGAAGACAAGACACAAGAACCAGAUCUUGAUAUUGAAAUGGAACUCAGGAAAACAAUCAAUAUUAAAGCUGGAGAUUCCUUGAGAGUGUUCAUACCUAUCAGAGGACGACCAGCUCCUGAAAUCAGAUGGGAAAAAGUUGAUGGUAAAAUUAAAGAUACAGCUCAGAUAGAGAUGACAAGCAGUUGUACCUCCCUUGUCAUUGAUAACGUUAACAGAUUUGAUAGUGGGAAGUACACUGUUACAGCUGAAAAUGUUUGUGGUGUAAAGACUGCUACCAUCAGUGUCAAAGUACUUGACACACCAAGUGCACCAUUAAACCUUAAAGUAAAAGAAAUUACUAAGGAGUCUGUAACACUUAUGUGGGAACCUCCAGCAUUGGAUGGUGGUGCAAAAAUAAAAAACUAUAUUAUUGAGAAACGCGAAAGCACAAGAAAGGCUUAUGCGGCUGUUGUCACCAAUUGUCACAGAACUACCUGGAAGAUUGAACCACUUCAAGAGGGGUGCAAUUAUUAUUUUAGAGUGCAUGCUGAGAAUGAAUAUGGUAUUGGAUUACCUGCAGAGACUGUUGAUUCUGUAAAAGUAUCAGAGGUACCUCAAGUGCCUAAGAAAUUUACUGUUGUUGAUGUCACUUGCAAAAGUGUUUCUCUGGCAUGGGAAAAGCCUGAUCAUGAUGGUGGCAGCAAAAUUGUACAAUAUCUUGUGGAAAUGCAAGUCAAAGGCAAUGAAAAAUGGUCUGGGUGUGCAACUGUGAAAACACUGGACACUGUUGUCAGUAAUUUAGUUCAGGGAGAAGAAUAUAUGUUCAGAGUUAUUGCUAUCAAUGAAAAAGGAAAAAGUGACCCAACAUCUCUUGCUGUCCCAGUGCAGGCUAAGGACCUUGUUAUUGAUCCAGAUGUAAGGCCUGCAUAUAGCAAUUAUAGUGUACUAAUUGGAAAGGACCUCAAAGUUGAAAUACCAAUUUUUGGACGUCCAAAACCAAAAAUUAUUUGGACUAAGGCUGGGUUAGCUCUUAAAGAAACAACAAGAGUUAAUGUUAUCAAUACAGCACACCACACAACUCUUAACAUAAAAGAAACAACAAAAGAUGAUGGCGGGAUAUAUGGAAUUACUGUUUCUAAUGUUGUUGGGCAGAAAGAUGCAACUAUACUAAUUAUUACUCUGGAUAAGCCAGACCCACCAGCUGGGCCUGUUAGAUUUGAUGAGAUCAGUUCACAAAGUGUUACAAUUUCCUGGGAUCCACCAAAAUAUGUCGGUGGCUGCCAUAUUUCAAACUACAUUGUGAAAAAGCGGGACAUAACCACUACUGAUUGGGAGAAUGUGUCAACGACCGUACCAAGGACCACCCUGAAAGUUACCAGAUUAAAGACUGGGGCAGAAUAUCAAUUUAGAAUCAUUGCUGAAAAUCGGUAUGGUAAAAGUCACGCAUUGGACUCUGCAUCUGUGACUGUCCAGUAUCCUUUCAAAGUACCUGGUCCACCUGGGACUCCAUUUGUCUCCUCAUUAUCAAGGAAUCACAUGAUUGUGGAGUGGCAUGAACCAAUUACAGAUGGAGGUACUAGCAUUAUAGGCUACCAUCUUGAAAGAAAAGAGAGAAAUAGCAUUCUGUGGACAAAAAUUAAUAAGACACUAAUUCAAGACACUUAUUUCAAAACAAGUCCUCUAGAUGAAGGUGUUGAGUACGAGUUCAGAGUUUUUGCUGAGAAUGUUGUAGGCAUAGGCAGAUGCAGUAAAAUUUCUGAGGGAUAUGUAGCAUGUGACCCAUGUGAUCCUCCUGGGACCCCAGAGCCUAUUAUUGUGAAUAAGAAUGCAAUCACAAUUCAGUGGGCAAAACCAGAGUAUGAUGGAGGCAGCAUUAUUACUGGCUACAUAGUGGAGAAGCGCGAUUUACCAGAUGGACGCUGGAUGAAGGCUAACUUUACAAAUGUAACUGAAACUCAAUUUACAGUAUCUGGACUAACUGAAGACUCCAAGUAUGAUUUCAGAGUAAUUGCAAAGAAUGCUGCUGGUACUAUUAGUAAACCAUCUUAUAACACAGGGCCUAUCACAGCAAGGGAUGAAGUUGAGCCUCCAAGACUUUCACUUGAUCCAGAAUACAGUCAAGCUGUUGUUGUCAGUGCAGGAAGUACAUUUAAGCUUGAUGCCGAUGUCUAUGGAAAGCCCACACCAACAGUCCAGUGGUUCAAGGAGGACAAGGGGAUUGAAAAUACGCUGAGAUGUGAGAUCAAAAGAACGGACCUUAGAACAAUACUUACUGUUAAAGAUGCUAUCAAAACAGACAGUGGUCACUAUAAUUUGCAGGUCGCUAAUGUAGCUGGUACCAAAAUUUUUACAUUUUAUGUAAAAGUAUUAGACAGCCCUGGACCUUGUGGAGGGAUGCUAAAUGUAUCUGCUGUGACUUCUGAAACAUGUACAUUGUCUUGGCUUCCUCCAGAACAUGAUGGAAACAGCAAUAUUUCUCACUACAUCAUUGAAAGGAGGGAGACAAGCCGCCUUGCAUGGACUGUAGUUGCUAGUAAAUGUGAUGUCACAUCAUUUAAAGUAAACAAUCUUCUGGAAGGAAAUGAAUAUAUAUUUCGUGUUAUGGCUGUAAAUAGCUAUGGUGUUGGUGAGCCGCUAGAAUCAUCACCUGUGACAAUCAAGAAUCCAUUUUUACUACCUGGAUCACCACAAUCUGUAGAAGUAACUAAUAUAGCAAAAGAUUCUAUGACUGUUUUCUGGAGUAGUCCGGAAUCUGAUGGUGGAAGUGAAAUUACUGGAUACAUCAUAGAGAAGAAAGAUAAGACUGGAAUCAGGUGGACAAAAUGUAAUCGACAAACUAUCACAGAUUUAUCUUUCAGAGUGACAGGAUUGACCGAAGAUCAUGAAUAUGAGUUUAGAAUUUCUGCUGAAAACAUGGCAGGACUUGGAGAACCAAGUUUACCAACAUCAUACUAUAAAGCCUGCAAUCCAAAAUUCAAGCCUGGUCCACCAACCCAUGUCCAUGUGACUGACACUACAAAGAACUCAGUUUCAUUAGCAUGGGGGAAACCAAUUUAUGAUGGUGGAUGUGUUAUUCAGGGAUACAUUGUGGAGAUCUGCAAAGCUGAUGAAGAGGAAUGGAUAAUGUGCACACCAGCAACUGGCCUUCCCUUUAAUAAACUUGAUAUCACAAAGCUUACAGAAAAUAAAGAAUACAAAAUUCAGGUUUGUGCUAUUAACAAACUAGGUAUUGGUGAACCGGCUGCUAUUCCUGGAACUGUUAAAGUGCAGGACAAAAUAGAGCCCCCAGGACUUACAAUUGACUCUGAACUGAGGAAAGGAAUUAUAGUGCGUGCUGGAGAGUCAAUAAAAAUAAAUAUACCAUUCAGAGGAAGACCCACUCCCAAGAUUAACUGGACAAAGGAUGAAAAAGAAUUGACAGAUAAGGUCCACAUUGAGAAGCGGCUUGAUUAUACCCAACUCUCAAUUGAUAAAUGUGACAGAAAUGACACUGGAAAAUACACUUUGACACUGGAAAAUAGCAGUGGCAUUAUAUCAGAACUUGUGUCUGUGAAAGUACUGGAUACACCGGGAGCACCAAUGAAUUUGGCUGUGAAAGAUAUCAAGAAAGAUUCCGUCGUUCUUGAAUGGGAACCACCGCUUAUUGAUGGAGGAGCGAAAAUAAAACAUUUUAUUGUUGAAAAGCGUGAAUCAACAAGGAGGGUAUAUGUCAAUGUCACUGCUAAGUGUGACAAAACGUUUUGUAAAGUAGAUAAUCUCACUGAAGGAGCCAUGUAUUACUUUAGAGUUAUGGCUGAAAAUGAAAAUGGAAUUAGUCAUCCAGUUGAAACAAAAAAUCCAGUUAAAGUGUCUGAGGCCCCACUUUCAGUAGGAAAAGUCAUUUUGACAAAUGUAACUAAAGUUUCUGCUUCUUUAGCAUGGGAAAAACCUGAACAUGAUGGAGGUAGCAGGAUCAUAGGCUAUCUAAUUGAAAUGCAACCAAAAGGAUCAGACAAGUGGAGUGUAGCAGCAUCAACUAAAACAUGUGAAGGUACUGUUGAAGGAUUAGUAUUUAGUCAGGAAUACUUCUUUCGUGUUUUAGCCUACAAUGAGAAAGGAAAGAGCAUUCCUGUGCUUUUAGCUGCUCCAGUUAUCGCCAAGGAUUUGAGUACUGAACCCAUGUUGAAAUUAAUGUUCAAUACCUACAGCAUCCGGUCUGGAGAUGAUCUUGCAAUAGAAUUGCAUAUUAUUGGAUGCCCCAAACCUAAAAUUAUGUGGAUGAAAGAUGGACAAUCACUAAAACAGACAUCAAGGGUAAGUGUCUUAAACACACCUAACACUACAACCCUUAAAAUAAAGGAGGCUAACAAAGAUGAUUUGGGAAAGUACACAGUUACAGCAACAAAUGAUGCUGGUAUUGCAACAGAAGAAAUUGGGAUCAUUAUACUUGAUAAGCCUGGUCCACCAACAGGACCCAUUAAUAUCAAUGAUGUUAGUAAUAAUUCUGUCACAAUAUCAUGGGAACCUCCAGUGUACACAGGUGGUUGUCAAAUUAAAAAUUACAUUGUUGAAAAACGGGACGCGACUACCACAGUCUGGCAAGUUGUAUCAGCAAAUGUAUCAAGAACAACUAUGAAAAUUACUAAACUUGCAACAGGUUCAGAAUUCCAAUUUAGAGUUUCUGCAGAGAACAGAUAUGGAAAGGGUUCUUCAUUGGACUCAAAAGCAAUUGUUGUACAGUAUCCUUACAAGCCCCCAGGGCCACCUGGUACUCCAUUUGUCACAUCAGUGACAAAGGAUGACAUGGUUGUUCAAUGGAAUGAACCAGUUAAUGAUGGUGGGAGUAGAGUCACCGGCUAUCACCUUGAAUGUAAAGAAAGAAACAGCAUUCUCUGGACUAAAUUGAACAAAAUCUUAAUUGUUGAUACAAUCUUCAAAGUUAACAAUCUUGAAAAAGGCGGUGGAUAUGAAUACAGAGUUUUUGCUGAAAAUAUUGUUGGUAUCGGUAGAUCAAGUAAGGUUUCUGAAUGCUUUGUGGCUCUUGAUCCAUGUGAUCCACCGGGAACACCUGAGCCAAUAUUCAUCUCAAAAAAUCAAGUGACACUUCAGUGGACAAAGCCACAAUAUGAUGGUGGCAGCAAAGUGACUGGCUAUGCUGUAGAAAAGAAAGAUUUACCUGAAGGUCGCUGGAUGAAGGCCAGCUUUACAAAUAUCAUUGAGACUGAGUUCUCUAUGACAGGAUUAACAGAAAAUGAAAAAUAUGAAUUUAGAAUAAUUGCAAAAAAUGCAGCUGGUAAUUUCAGUGAGCCCUCUGACAGCAGUGGACCGAUUACUAUUACCGAUGAAAUCGAAUCCCCAAGAGCAUCAAUGGAUCCAAAAUACAUGGAUAUUAUUUUUAUUAAUGCUGGGGAAACUCUUGUUAUUGAGGCUGACAUCUAUGGAAAACCAGCACCUGAAGUUUUAUGGAAAAAAGAUGGAAAUAAAAUAGAUAAGACUACUCGAAGAAAUGACAUAAAGCAUGCAAUAAAAAACACAUCACUCACAGUUAAGGACUGUAUCAGAGAGGACAGUGGUAAUUAUACCCUCACUCUAAGUAAUGCUGGUGGAAUAAAAACAAUACCUAUCACAGUUAAGAUUCUUGAUAGACCUGGACCACCAGAAGGUGUUCUCAAGGUGACUGAUGUAACUGCAGAUUCAUGUCUCCUGUCAUGGAAUGAUCCUUUACAAGAUGGUGGUGCAAGUGUUAUUCAUUACAUUAUUGAGAAGAGGGAUACUAGUAGGUUGUCAUGGACUAUAGCUGAAUCAGAUAUUCAAGCAUUUAGUUAUAAAGUGACUAAUCUUUUGGCUGGUAAUGAAUAUGUCUUCCGAAUUAAGGCAGUUAACAAAUAUGGAGUAGGUGACCCCCUUGAGUCUGAACCAGUAACAGCCUGCAAUCCCUUCAAACCACCCAGUGCACCAUCCAUACCUGAAGCAACUGCUAUAACAAAGGAUUCUAUGGUUAUUAAAUGGAAUCAACCAGAGAAUAAUGGUGGAUCAGAAAUUUACGGAUACCAUCUUGAGAAACGGGACAAAGAUGGUGUUAGAUGGACAAAAUGUAAUAGAAGUAAACUCAGUGACUUACAUUUCAAAGUAAAUGGACUCACGGAAGGACAUUUUUAUGAGUUCAGAGUCUCUGCUGAAAAUGAGGCUGGUGUGGGACAGUUAAGUGAACCAUCAAUGUUCUACAGGGCAUGUAAUGCUGCAUGUCCACCUGGUCCACCAACGCAUCCAAAAGUGACUGACCACACAAGCACAACUGUGUCCCUAGCUUGGAGCAAACCUGAUGAUGAUGGUGGUGCAUACAUUAAGGGAUACCUCGUUGAAAUGAAGGAGGCUACUCAGGGAGAAUGGACUAUCUGUACACCUUCAACUGGCAUACAAGCAACAAAGUUUACUGUAGGUAAACUAAAGGAAAAUGAUGAAUACAACUUCCGUAUCUGUGCAUUUAAUGCUGAAGGUGUUGGAGAACAUGCUGAUAUCCAUGGCUGUGUUGCUGCUGUUGAAAAGCAUGAAGCCCCAGAGAUUGAACUUGAUGCAGACCUCAGAAAAGUAGUUUCUAUACAUGCAAGUGGAACACUUCGCCUUUUUGUCACAAUUAGAGGAAGACCUGAACCUAAAGUCAAAUGGGAAAGAGCAGAAGGAUUGCUGACUGAACGAGCACAAAUUGAAACCACAAGUUCGUACACUAUGCUUGUAAUUGACAAUGUAAACAGAUUUGACAGUGGUAGAUACAUCUUAAGUCUUGAAAAUAAAAGUGGCACAAAGUCAGCAUUUGUCAAUGUCAGAGUACUCGACUCCCCAAGUGAACCUCUUAAAUUUGAAAUGAAAGAUAUAAUGAGAAAUUCAGUAACCAUCUCAUGGGAGCCUCCUCUCAGUGAUGGAGGAGCUAAGAUAACAAAUUAUAUUGUAGAGAAACGCGAAUCUUCAAGAAUGGCCUACACUACUGUUACAAGUAACUGCACUAGGAAUUCAUUCAAAGUUGAUGAGUUGCAAGAGGGAUGUCUUUACUACUUCCGUGUAUUAGCUGUCAAUGAACAUGGUGUAGGUUUGGCUGCAGAAACUAAAGACCCAGUUAAGAUUGCUGAAGUACCUAUGCCACCUAGUAAAGUUUCACUGUUUGAUGUAACGCGCAACAGUGUAAUUCUCUCUUGGAAGAAACCUGAUCAUGAUGGUGGUAGCAAAAUUUUAUGCUACAAUGUAGAAAUGCAAACUAAGGGUAGUGAAAAAUGGACUGUAAGCACUACUGUUAAGGUGUUGGAAGCAACAAUAACUGGUCUUGUAUCAGGUGAAGAGUACUCUUUCCGGGUCAUUGCUUUGAAUGAGAAAGGAAAGAGCAAUCCCAAAGAAUUAGGUGUUCCUGUGAUUGCAAAGGACAUGGAAACUGAACCUACUAUUGAUUUGAUCUUCAACACAUAUAGUGUGAAAGCUGGAAAGGAUCUCGCAAUUGAAAUUCCGUUUAAAGGUAGGCCUAAGCCCAUCGUUUCAUGGAAAAAGGAUGGUCUUCCUCUAAAGCAGACAACUUCACUGACAAUUCUCACUUCUGUAACAUCUGCAAAACUUUUAUUCAAGGAAGCUACCAGAGAGCAUGUCGGAAAAUAUGACCUCACUGUAGCUAAUGCCGCUGGCACUAAGACAGCUGAAAUUGCUGUCUUUGUCCUUGAUAAGCCUGGUCCACCAGCUGCAAUUAGAAUAGAUGAUGUAAGUGCUGAAAGUAUAUCAUUAUCUUGGGACCCACCCGCAUAUGAUGGUGGAUGUCACAUCAGCAACUACAUUGUAGAAAAGAGAGACACUAACACAAAUGAAUGGCAAAUUGUUUCAUCAACAGUUGCAAGAACAUCUAUCAAAAUAUCUCAAUUAAUUAAUGGUUCUGAAUACCAGUUCCGUGUUUAUGCUGUGAACCGUUAUGGAAGGAGCCAUUCCAUAGAUUCUUCAAGCAUUACUGCACAGUAUCCAUUUAGGCAGCCUGGACCCCCUUCUACACCACAGGUUGCCCUAGCAAGUAAAACUUUUAUGCUGGUCAAAUGGAAUGAACCAGUGAAUGAUGGUGGUAGUGGAGUCCUUGGAUAUCACAUAGAAGUCAAAGAAAGAAGUAGCAUUCUCUGGACAAAGUUGAACAGAAGUCUCAUCAGGGAUACGGAAUUUAGAGUUACUAGCAUAGAAGAGGGUUUGUUUUAUGAAUAUCGUCUUUAUGCUGAAAAUAUUGCUGGCAUUGGCAAAUGUAGUAAAGUCUCAGAACCUGUGGCUGCAAGAGAUCCAUGUGAUCCUCCAGGUCAACCUACAGUUACAAAUAUAACUAGAACAUCUGUUUCACUGUCUUGGACAAAACCAGAAUAUGAUGGUGGGGCAAAAGUUACGGGAUACAUAAUUGAACGCAAGGAAGAGGAACGAUGGCUGAGGUGCAAUUUCACUAAUGUCCAGGAAACAUACUUUGUUGUUACAGGCCUUACCGAAAACCAGAAAUAUGAUUUUCGUGUUAUUGCUAAAAAUGCUGCUGGAUUAUUUAGUGAGCCAUCAAAUUGCACAGGUCCUGUAAUGAUUAAAGAUGAUGUAGAACCACCACGGAUUAUGAUAGAUGCCAAGUUUAAAGAUGUAGUUGCUGUGAAAGCUGGUGAGAUCUUGAAAAUUACUGCAGAUUUUUCUGGGCGCCCUCUCCCAGUUAUUUCUUGGACGAAAGAUGGUAAAGAGAUUGAGGUUAGAGCUAAAGUUAAUAUCGUUUCAACAGACACUUGUACAUCAGUCAUUAUUAAAGACUGCAUCAGAAGUGACUCAGGACAGUAUGUGUUGACAUUACAGAAUGUGGCAGGAAUUAAAUCAUUCCCUGUGAAAUGCAAGGUGCUUGACAGGCCUGGACCAUCAGCAGGACCAUUAGACGUAACUGAUGUAACUGCCGAAAAAUGUAUACUGGCCUGGGGACCACCUCAAGAAAAAGGAGGUGCAGAAAUUUCCCACUACAUUGUUGAGAAACGAGAAACAAGCCACCUUGCUUGGACUUUGGUACAUGGAGACCUGAAAGCAACUACAUGUAGAGUUACUAACCUACAAAAAGGAAAUGAGUAUAUCUUUAGAGUUUUAGGUGUGAACAAGUUUGGAAUUGGUGAAGCUUUAGAGAGUGAUCCGAUUAAACCUACAGAUCCAUUUAGUACCCCAUCUCCUCCCACACAUGUUAAGAUUACAGAUGUAAGCAGUGAGGCAAUGACAAUCUGCUGGGAAAAACCAGUCACAGAUGGAGGCAGUGUAGUUUGUAACUAUGUCAUUGAAAAACGUGAGAAGUCAGGCCUGCAUUGGGUUCGUGUGAACAAAGAAUGUGUUUGUGACCUCACUUUCCAAACAACCAAACUACAUAAAGGUUGCCAGUAUGAGUUCCGUGUUUAUGCAGAAAAUGCUGCUGGUUUAAGUCUCCCAAGUGACCCAAGUCCAUUAACUAACGCAGAGGACCCACAAUGUGUGCCAUCCCCACCUUCUAAGCCAAAAGUUAUUGAUUCAACAAAGAAUUCUAUCACAAUAAUAUGGAACAAGCCACUGAUGGAUGGGGGAAGCCCUGUCACUGGAUACAACGUGGAAUAUAAGAAAACAGAAGAAGAAGACUGGAUAGUGGCUGCUGAAAAUACAAAAAAUACUGAAUAUACUGUUGCUGGACUUACAUCUGGAGCAGAGUAUGUGUUUGUUGUCAAAUCUGUAAACAAGAUUGGUGUAAGUGACCCUAGCGCACACUCUGUUCCUCAAGUUGCAAAGGAAAGAGUGGAAGAGCCAACUUUUCAAGUUGAUAAAGAAAUGCAUAGGACAUUGGUUGUGAAACAUAACACUUCAUUUACUCUGAAAGUACAAUUCAAAGGAAAACCAGUUCCGAGCGUAAUGUGGCAAAAAGAAGAUGUCAAUCUGAAAGAUAGUGCGACCAUCUAUACAAAUGAUAAUUCUACAUCAAUCACAGUAGAAAAAGCAACAAGAAAUGAUUCUGGAAAGUACACCGUAACACUAGACAACAGUAUUGGCACUGCUGCAUUGACUCUGGAUGUAAAAGUUCUCGAUUCUCCUGGGCCUCCUUCAAAACUUUCCAUUAAAGAGGUGACUAAAGACUCUCUAAUACUGACAUGGGAUGCUCCAGACAAUGAUGGAGGUGACCCAGUUAAAAACUACCAUGUAGAGAAACAUGAAGCAAGCAAAAAGGCAUGGGUUAGUGUCACGAACAACUGCCACCAUCUAACCUAUGAAGUGAAAAACCUGCAAGAAGGAGCCUUUUACUACUUCAGAGUCACUGGAGAGAAUGAAUUUGGAGUUGGUGUGCCAUGUGAGACAAAGGAUGGAAUUAAAGUUACAGAAAAACCCAGCACGCCCACAAAGUUUGGAGUCACUGACGUAACAAAGGAUAGUGUUUCACUAGCUUGGAAUAAACCAGAGCAUGACGGAGGUAGCAGGAUAACCACUUAUCUAAUUGAUGCUCUUGAAAAAGGACAGAAAAAGUGGGUGAAGUGUGCUGUGGUCAAGACAACCCACUAUGUUGUUCAAGGUCUAAAGGAAAAUGCUGAAUAUUUCUUCAGAGUCCGUGCUGAAAAUUAUGCUGGUCUAAGUGAGCCAAAAGAGUUAAUUACACCUGUGAUUGUUAAAGAUAAACUUGAAUCCCCUGAGUUCGACCUAAAGAACUUCCCUCAUAAUACUGUAUACGUCAGAGCUGGAUCAAAUCUCACCUUUGAAAUCCCCCUUACUGGAAAGCCUCUACCAAAGCUUACUAUUUCAAAAGAUAAUGCUGCAAUGAAAGUAACAAAGAGAUUUAACUUUGAAGUAACUUUCGAAAAUGUAAUAGUUAAUCUUAAAGAAAGUAUUGCAAAUGAUGCUGGAAGGUACGACAUCAUUGCAUCCAACAAGGGGGGAAUUACUAAGACUUUUGUGAAUAUUUUGGUCCUGGAUAGACCUGGUACUCCAGUUGGACCAGUUGAAAUCAUUGAUGUCUCUGAAGACAGUGUGAGUCUCCAGUGGCUUCCCCCAGUCUAUAAUGGUGGUAGCCCAGUUACCAACUAUGUAAUAUUGAAACGUGAAACAAGUACUUCAGCUUGGACAGAGGUGUCAUCUACAGCUGCAAGAAGUGCAAUACAUAUAACUAAGCUGACCAAAGGGGAGGAGUAUCAGUUCAGAAUUAAGGCAGAAAAUCGCUUUGGCAUCAGUGAUCAUAUUGACUCCAAAGCUGUGACAGUCAAACUUCCAUACAAGAUUCCUGGACCUCCUUCAACUCCAUGGGUAACAAUGGUUUCAAGGGAGAGUCUUACUGUCUGCUGGCAUGAACCGGUCUCAGAUGGAGGGAACCCUGUUUUUGGAUACCAUUUACAUAUGAAAGAGAGAAGCAGCACUGUGUGGCAGAAGGUUAACAAAACACCCAUCCAUGCCACACAGUUCAGAGUGACAAACAUUUGUCCUGGCUUGAUCUACGAGUUCAAGGUUGCAGCAGAAAAUGCUGCCGGCAUUGGCAAAAUCAGCAAAACCUCAGAAGAAGUCCUCGCAAUUGAUGCUUGUGAGCCUCCAGCUAAUGUGCGCAUCUCUGACAUAACAAAGAGUUCCGUCACUCUUGUCUGGCAGAAGCCUCCAUAUGAUGGUGGAAGCAAAAUUACAGGAUACAUUGUUGAGAGGAGAGAUGCUCCAAAAGGCAGAUGGACAAAAGCUAACUUCACUAAUGUCACUGAGACUAAUUUUACCAUAUCAGGCUUGUCUACAGAAGAGUUCUAUGAAUUCAGAGUCUUUGCAAAGAAUUCACUGGGUUCCAUAAGCAAUCCAUCUCUUACUGCAGGACCAGUCAAAUGUGUUGAUGCACAUGGUGCUCCUGAGAUUGACCUACCGCCAGAAUAUUUGGAUGUCAUCAAAUUCAUGGCUGGAAACAUUGUCAAGAUUCAAGUUGGAAUUAUUUCUAAGCCAUUACCAGUAAUUGAGUGGUAUAAGGACGGAAAAGAAUUGGUAUCAAGUGCUCAACUCUCAAUUGAAAACACAACAGAUGCAUCUGGAAUUGUCAUCAAGGAUGCCAAUCGUCUAGACAGUGGAACAUAUGAAAUCAAAAUCAAAAAUGUUGCAGGCUCUACAUCAGCUUCAAUCAGAGUACAAAUUCUCGAUAAACCUGGACCUCCUGGCAGAACCAUUCAGUUCAAGACAAUCACAGCUGAUAAGAUCACCUUCACAUGGGAUCCUCCAGUAGACGAAGGUGGUGCCAAAGUUACCCACUAUGUUGUUGAAAAACGUGAAACAAGCAGAGUUGCAUGGUCAGUAAUAUCUGAGGAGUUGGAGGAAUGCUAUAUAUCAGUUGAAAAGCUCAUCAGAAGCAAUGAGUACAUCUUCCGUGUCCGAGGUGUCAAUAAGUAUGGAAUUGGUGACCCUCUAGAAUCUGAGCCAGUUGUUGCUAAAGAUGCAUUUGUUGCACCGGGACAGCCCGCUAUGCCAUAUGUAGCUAGUAUUACCAGGUCAUCAAUGACAGUUGUCUGGGAGAAACCAAGCGUGGAUGGUGGCAGUGAAGUAAUUGGAUAUUGCUUGGAAAAACGAGACAAAAAGUGUUUACGUUGGCAAAAAGUGUUCAAAGACCCUAUAUGUGCUGUGACACAAAAAGUACAGGAUCUUAUAGAAGGCAAGGAAUAUCAAUAUCGCGUCUGUGCCAUGAAUCAGGCUGGAGAAGGACCAUACUCUGAUGUUUCUGAUUUUUACAGAGCUGCUGAUCCAAUUGAUCCACCAGAUGAGCCAACCAAAAUUAAAGUCCUUGACUCAACAAAAACAUCAAUCACACUUGGCUGGGGAAAGCCACAAUAUAAUGGUGGUAGUGAGAUCACUAGUUAUGUUAUUGAAAAGAGAUUGGCUGAGGAAAAUGAAUGGGUCAUCAUUAGCUCCAAGGGUGAAGUUAGAACAACAGAGUAUGUGGUGUCACACUUGAAACCUGGAAUUGACUACUUCUUCCGUGUAACUGCUGUUAACUGUGCUGGACGUGGAAAACCACUUGAGAUGAUUGAGCCAGUGCAAGCUGAAGAUAUUCUUGCGGAAGCUGAGGUAGACGUUGAUGUUACUAUGAGAACUCAAUAUACAGUGAAAGCUGGGACUGAUGUGGAAAUCAUGGUUCCACUCAAAGGCAGGCCUGCCCCAAGCAUCACCUGGAAAAUAGGAGACAAGGACAUAAGCUGUGAUCCAAGAUAUGACAUCCGCAACAGUGAAUCUUCAACUGUAGUUUUCAUUCGACAAGUUACUCGCAAUGACACGAACAAAUAUCGUCUUGAAUUUGAAAAUGGUGUUGGAACGCCGAAGACAGUAACAAUAUCUGUUAAAGUACUUGCCACUCCAUCAGCUUGCCAGAAACUGACAGUAAAAAAGGUCACUCGUGGGAAAGUCACACUCAGCUGGGAAGCACCCCUUCUUGAUGGUGGUGCACCAGUUGCUAAUUACAUAAUAGAGAAGAGAGACUCUACAAAGCGGUCAUAUUCAAGUGUAACCACAAAGUGUUCCAGUACAACAUAUGAUAUUGAAGAUCUCUCAGAGAAAUCACUAUAUUUCUUCCGUGUGUCAGCAGAGAAUGAACAUGGAGUUGGUGAUCUUUGUGAAACAACAGAACCUGUUAGGGCCACUGAAACACCUGGACCAGUUAAAGAUAUAUUAAUGAAAGAUUCCACUAAAGCAUCAGUAGCUUUACAGUGGAGUAAGCCUGAUCAUGACGGUGGCAGCAUAAUAUCUGACUAUGUAAUUGAAAAGAGACUAAAGGAUGAAGAAGAAUGGGCAUUUGCUGGUACCAGCAAAAUAUGUGAAUAUGAGGUCAAAAAUCUUAAAGAAUUAGCAGUGAUGGAGUUCAGAGUAUGCUCCAAGAAUGAGAAAGGGCAAAGUGACUUCACUGAAUUUGGACCUAUCACUGUUAAGGAGUUUAUUAUUCCACCUGAGGCAGACCUAUCAGGUUACCCAAAAGGAGAAAUCCAUGUGCGUAUUGGACAUAAUGUACAUAUUGAGUUACCAUACAAAGGGAAACCAAGACCAGGCAUGGAGUGGCUAAAGGACAACUUACCACUGAAAGAAAGUCAACAGGUUCGGUUCAAAAGAACAGCUGACAAAAUUACUCUUAUGAUUAAAAAUUUAACAAAGCAUAAUGCUGGAAAAUAUACUCUAGCUCUCGACAACAAAGUGUUUAGGAAGCUUUUCCACAUAAAAGUCAUUACUCUUGGACCACCUUCAAAGCCUACUGGCCCAAUACGAUUGGAUGAAAUUAGAGCAGAGAGCAUAAUAAUAUCUUGGGAUGAACCAAAUGAUGAUGGGGGUGGAGAAAUCACUUCCUACACUGUGGAGAAAUGUGAUAUUUCCCAAACUGAUUGGAAGAUGGCAUGUUCAAAUGUAACUGGAACAACAUUUAAGAUACCCAACUUGAUUGCAGGAGUGGCAUAUCAAUUCAGAGUUUGUGCAGAAAAUAGAUAUGGUGUGAGUGAGCCCCUCUUUUCGCAAAAUGUGAUCGCUAAACACCAGUACAGACCACCAGGUGCCCCAGGAAAGCCAGUCAUUUACAAUGUUACAAAUGAUGGCAUGAACAUUCGGUGGGAUGCACCAGUUUUUGAUGGUGGCUCCCCAAUAAUGGGCUUCCAUAUUGAAAAGAAAGAGAAGAACAGUAUUAUGUGGCAGAAAGUAAACCUAACAAUAAUAAAAGAAAGAGAUUACAGAAUUAUUGGCCUCAUUGAAGGACUUGAGUAUCAAUUCAGGGUCUCUGCACAGAAUGACUGUGGCAUCAGUCGAGUCAGUGAAGCCAGUAAGCUCACUAUGGCUGCAUCUCCAGUUGAUCCACCAGGAACUCCUGACUACAGCGAUGUAACAAGUGAAUCGGUCACACUAAAGUGGGAUGCUCCUAAACAUGAUGGAGGCAGCAAAAUUGUUGCUUAUAGUGUUGAGAAACGGCAAGGCAAAGAUCGCUGGUUGAAAUGCAACUUCAUAGAUGUUGCUGAGUGCCAGUUUACAGUUACUGGCCUUACAUGUGGAGAACGCUAUGAGUUCAGAGUGUUUGCCAGAAAUGCAAUUGGAACAACCAGUCCACCUUCCCAGUCUUCUGGCUAUAUUGUAGUUAGAGAUGAAAGCGUUGCUCCCAACAUUGAUUUUGGAAAGGAGUAUUUUGAGGGUCUCACAGUCAAAGCAGGAGAUAAUAUCAGACUUAAGGUUAAUGUCACUGGACGCCCUAAACCUCAUGUCAAGUGGUUUAAGGAUGGAAAAGAAAUUGACAGGAGAAUGAUGAUUGAUAUCACGACAACCAAUGGGUCAAGCAUGCUGUUCAUCCGAGAUGCUGACCGUAACCAUUGUGGAAUAUAUAGCGUAGAGGCCAAGAAUGCCUCAGGAAGUAAAAAAGAGGAUAUUCACGUACAAGUCUUAGAUUCACCUGGAGAACCAGCAGGAGCAAUUGUUUUUACAAAUAUCUCAGAGGACAGCGUAACACUCUCAUGGAAUCCACCUAAAAAUGAUGGUUGUUCUGCUAUCACUAAUUACAUUAUUGAGAAACGUGAGACGUCAAAGGUUUCUUGGACUCUUGUUGCAGACCAUUGUGAAAACUGCUCAUAUACGGUCUCUAAGUUGAUCAAGGGCAAUGAAUAUCAAUUUCGGGUUUCUGCAGUCAACAAGUUUGGUGCGGGCAGAUCGUUGGAAUCUGAUCCCAUCACUAUACAAAUGCAAUUUGCUAUCCCAGAAGCUCCAGGAACCCCUGAUCCUACCAGUAUUACUGGAGAUAGCAUAAUGCUCACUUGGACAAUACCAAAAUAUGAUGGUGGAAAUGAAAUAAAGAAUUACUUUCUCGAAAUACGUGAGAAAAAGAAAAUGCAUUGGAUGAAGGUUUUAUCAAAAAUACCCAUCACUGAGCCAUUGCACAAAGUAACAAAUCUCACUAAGGGCAGUGAAUAUCAAUUCCGUGUAUCAGCUGUCAAUGAUGCUGGGAUCGGAUCACCUAGCAACACAUCAGAAUUUAUAAGAUGUAGUAAGCCAAUAAGCACUCCUAGUGCUCCGACUGUCAUAAAUGUAACUGAUUCCUCAAAGACCUCUGUCAGACUAGAAUGGACCAAACCUUUGUCUGAUGGUGGUAUGGAGAUCAGUGGUUAUAUUAUUGAGAUGUGUAAAGUAAGCUCUGGAGACUGGCAUAAAAUAAAUGCUGAAAAUUGCACCAACACUAAAUAUACUGCAACUGAUUUGGAGCCUGAUGAAGAAUAUAAUUUCCGCGUCUGUGCAGUAAAUGGAGCUGGAAGGGGAGAAACCCGUGAAAUACUUAAACCAACAAAAGCUCUGGACAGACUUGCAUCACCAGAAAUAGACAUUGAUGCCAGCUUCAAACAGACACAUAUUGUGAAGAAGGGCACCACCAUCCAUCUUCAUGUAGGAUUUAAAGGAAAUCCUGCCCCUGUGACUACAUGGAAGAAAGAGUUAGGAGAGUUUAGUGUAAUGGCAGGUAUUAAUACUACAGAAAAUUUUAGCACCUUAACAAUUGACAACUGUAACAAAUAUGAUUCUGGAAAGUACUCUCUUUCUCUUGAAAACAGUAGUGGAAGCAAAUCAAUUACAUUUACAGUGAAGGUGCUGGAUACACCUGGACCCCCAGGAUCAAUUACUUUGAAAGAUGUUACAAGAGGAGCUCUGACACUUAUGUGGGAUGCCCCAAUUAAUGAUGGUGGAUCCCGUGUCCUUCAUUACAUUGUAGAAAAACGAGAAGCUAGUCGUCGUACCUGGCAACAAGUCAGUAGCAAAUGUGUUCUACAACAUUUGAGGGUUAAUGAUCUCUUAGAAGGUGUGCCAUACUUUUUCAAGGUGUUUGCUGAAAAUCAGUAUGGAUCAGGUGAAGUAUAUGAAAUGCCAGAUCCAGUUAUUGCCACUGCAGAACCAGCUCCACCUAAACGACUGGAUAUUACUGAUACAACAGAUUCUUCUGCAACAUUGACUUGGUUGAAACCUGAACAUGAUGGUGGAAGUCGCAUCACAGGCUAUAUUGUUGAAACCAAAAUAAAGGGCUCUGACAAAUGGGUUAUUGGUGGUCAUGCUAAAUCCUUAACCAUGGUAGUUGAUGGUCUUACGGAAAAUGCAGAAUAUGAAUUUCGUGUGAAGGCUAAGAAUGAUGCUGGCAUCAGUGAUGCACGAGAAGCAUUUAGCUCUGUGAUUAUAAAAGAACCCUGCAUUGAACCAACUGCUGAUCUUAGUGGCAUCACAAAUCAGCUCAUCACAUGUAAGACUGGAGGAACUUUCACCAUUGAUGUUCCCAUUAGUGGUAGACCGACUCCUAAUGUAAUUUGGAAACUAGAGGAGAUGAGACUGAAAAAAACAGACAGAGUCUCAAUAAAGACAGUGAAGAACAGGACCACCUUAUCAGUGAAAGACUGUAUGAGAGGUGAUGGAGGAAAAUACUACCUUACCCUCGAAAACAUUGCAGGAACCAAGACAUUUACUAUUACAGUAAAUGUCAUCGGAAGGCCUAGUGCACCAUGUAGACCAAUUGAAGUUUCAUCAAUCACAUCAGAAUCCUGUGUACUGUCAUGGGAAGAACCUGAAGAUGAUGGUGGAAGUGAUAUCACUAACUAUAUUGUUGAAAAGCGUGAAUCUGGCUCAAGUGCUUGGCAACUUGUGAACUCCAGCGUAAAGUACAGAACAAUUAAAAUCACCCAUCUUGUUAAAUACAUGGAGUACACAUUCCGUAUAUCUACUGAAAACAGAUUUGGUGUCAGCAAACCUACUGAAUCUGAAACUAUUGUAGCUGAAAAUCCAUUUGUUCCCCCAAGUGCACCAACACGACCAGAAGUAUUCUCUGUUACUGCAAACUGUAUUAGCAUUCGCUGGGAAGAACCAUAUCAUGAUGGUGGCAGUAAGGUUACUGGGUACUGGAUUGAGAGGAAAGAACGCAACACCAUCCUUUGGGUGAGAGACAACAAGGUCCCAUGUUUUGAAUGCUGCUACAAAGUAAACAAUCUUGUUGAAGGUCUUGAAUACCAAUUCAGAGUAUAUGCAAUGAAUGCUUCUGGUCUGAGUAAAGCUAGUGAAGCAUCAAGAAGGAUGGUGGCUCAGAAUCCAGUGGACCCUCCAGGAAAGCCAGAAGUGACUGACCUGACAAAAUCAACUGUGUCGAUCAAAUGGUCUGUGCCACUGAAUGAUGGUGGCAGAGAAAUAGUAGGUUAUAUUGUGGAACGCAAACCAUACAGUGCUACUGGAGAUGGUCGCUGGCUCAAGUGCAACUACACAAACAUUACAGACACCAGUUUUACUAUAACAGCACUAGGUGAAGGAGAAGUGUAUGAGUUCCGAGUUAUUGCCAAGAAUGCAGAUGGAGUCUACAGUUUGCCUUCAGAAUCAACGGGGCCUGUGACAUGCAAGGCUGAAUAUCAGCCUCCUGUGGCAGAGCUUGACAGUAAACUUCUCACAGACACUGUCACUAUCAGAGCUGGGUCAGACCUGGUUCUUGAUGCCGCCAUUGGUGGUAAACCUGAACCGAAAGUCUUCUGGGCAAAGGGAGACAAAGAACUAGAGCUUUGUGAAAAGUAUACCCUGCAGUAUACAAAGAGCCGUGCUAUGGCUAUUAUCAAGUUCUGUGAUAGAAAUGAUUCUGGAAAAUACAUUCUGACUGUAAAGAAUGCCAGUGGAGUCAAGACAGCUGCUGUCAAUGUUAAAGUGCUAGACACUCCUGGGCCUUGCAAGAAGAUUACAAUUACAGGAGUGACUGAGCGAAAAUGCACAGUUUCCUGGGAAAUACCCAUGGAGGAUGGUGGAGACCCAAUCUCCCACUAUAUUGUUGAACGACGUGACACCAAUAGACUUAACUGGGUAAUAGUGGAAGCUGAAUGCAAGGCUCUUUCUUGUAUUAUUACAAAUAUGAUCAAGAACCUUGAAUACGUCUUUCGUGUCCGAGGUGUGAACAAGUACGGCCCAGGUGUUCCACUGCAAUCUGAAUCAAUUGUUGCCCGGAACCUUUUCACAAUCCCUUCACCUCCUGGAGUACCUGAAAUCAUUAACGUUGGAAAAGAUUUUGCCAUUAUUCAGUGGUCAAAACCUGAAUCUGAUGGCGGCAGUGAAAUCAGUAACUAUCUUGUGGAAAAACGUGAAAGAAAAAGUGUGAGGUGGAUCAAAGUUAACAAAGAUCUCACAAUCACAGACACAAGUUUUAAGAUUUAUGGUCUUCUAGAGGGCAACAUUUACCAGUUCCGUGUUACAGCUGUAAACGCAGCGGGUGAAAGUGAGCCCAGUGCAGUUUCACUCUAUGCUUCUUGUAGGGAACCAACAUAUACUCCAGCUCCCCCAUCUAUUCCACGUGUGGUAGAUACCACUACAGACAGUAUAAGUCUUGUUUGGACAAGACCAGUGCAGGAUGGAGGUGCUGAUGUUAUUGGAUAUAUUUUAGAGGUUCGAGAAGAUGGAAGGGAGCAGUGGAGCAAAGUUCAUGAAAAACUGAUCAGAAUCUCAGAAUACACUGCAACUGGCCUCACUUAUAAGACAAAGUAUAGCUUUAGAGUAGCUGCAGUUAAUGUUAAUGGUGUCGGUGAAUUCAGUGACGCCUGUACAGCCAGUGAACCUUUGGAAAGAACUGAAAUACCAGAUCUUGAGAUUGAUGAUGAGUUGAAGAAGACCAUCUGCUUGAGAGCUGGUGGUUCCCUUCGCCUUUUUGUAACUGUAACUGGACGGCCUGUCCCUGAGGUCAAGUGGAGUAAACCUGGUGUAGAUCUCCAGAGCCGAGGAUUCAUUGAAGUAACCGACACUCAUACAACUAUGACAAUUAAUAAAGUAAAUCGAUAUGAUGCUGGCCAAUACACUGUUGAGGCUGAGAAUCCAUCAGGCAAGAAAACAGCAACCAUCCUUGUGAAGAUUUACGAUACUCCUGGACCACCAGGUCCACUUAAUAUUAAGGAUAUAACAGACAGUUCCGCUGUCAUUACAUGGGAUGCCCCAAGUGUUGAUGGUGGUGCUCCAGUAAAUAAUUAUAUUGUUGAGAGACGAGAAGCAUCAAUGAGAGCCUACAAGACAGUAACAUCUAAGUGCCAUAAGACAUCAUAUAAAGUCACUGGACUGCCAGAAGGAAUGCUUUAUUAUUUUAGGGUCUUUCCAGAAAAUAUUUAUGGCAUUGGUGAGCCACGUGAAUCCAGUGAUGUUGUUCUCGUAUGUGAGGUGCCGAUGGUUCCACAAAAACUUGAAGUUAUGGAUGUAACAAAAUCCACUGUAACACUCGCAUGGGACAAACCACUUCAUGAUGGUGGCAGUAGGCUUACUGGAUACGUCAUUGAGGCUUGCAGAUUCGGAACGGAGAAAUGGAUGAAGGUGGCCACUUUAAAAACAACUGACUUUCAGCAUACUGUUGUAUCACUUAAUGAGAAUGAUCAAUACCUCUUCAGGGUAAGGGCCAUAAACUGCAGAGGAGUUAGUGAACCAAGAGAGACGGUGACAGCAGUAACUGUCCAGGAACAAAAAGUUUUACCUAAGAUUGAUCUCUCUGGAAUUCCUCAGAAGAUUGUUAAUGUACUAUCAGGAAAAUCAGUUGAGCUCCAUGUACCAAUUGCUGGGAGUCCUGCUCCAGUUUGUUCAUGGUACUUUGGUGAUGUAAAGAUGAGGGUACGUGACCGGGUCAAAAUUGUGACCACAAAAACUUACUCUGAACUGACAGUUUGUGACGCCACAAUUGAUGACACAGGCGAUUAUACCCUUGAAGUGAAGAAUGCUGUAGGCGCUGUCACAGAGAUCAUCAAAGUCAUCAUUCUUGCCAAACCUGAUGAACCAAGAGGCCCAAUUAGGAUUGUUGAAUGUGAUACUACAUCGAUUACUAUAAGCUGGGAUCCACCUGAGAGGGAUGGAGGUGCCCCAGUUUGUGGCUAUGUUGUUGAGCAAAGGGAUGCUCAUCGCCCAGGAUGGUUGCCUGUGUCUCAAUCUGUCAGCAGAACUACAUUUAAGUUGAACAGAUUAACGGAGGGCAAUGAAUAUGUGUUCCGAGUUGCUGCAACUAAUCGCUUUGGAACAGGAUCUUUCUUACAGUCUGAUAUUGUGAUCUGCAAGAGCAAUAAAACAAUACCAGGGCCACCAGGAAGACCUGAAGUGUUUGAUGUUUCUCGGGAUGGCAUGACAAUUGCGUGGCACCCACCAGAGGAAGAUGGUGGAUUUGAAAUAUCUGGAUAUAUUGUUGAGCGUAAGGAGGUUAGGUCUGACAGAUGGAUACGUGCCAACAAGAAUCCAGUGACAAAGACAAGAUAUAGAUCUAGUGGCCUAAUUGAAGGCCUUGAAUAUGAGCACCGAGUUACUGCUAUAAAUUCUAAAGGCACUGGAAAACCGAGUUUUGUUUCUAAAACAGCAGUUGCAUCUGAUCCUAUUGACCCACCAGACUCACCACAGAAUCCAAGAGUCACAGAUACCACCACAACAUCUGUUUCUCUGGCCUGGAGUCCUCCAGACGAUGAGGGUGGUUCCAAAGUUGCUGGAUACUUAAUAGAAAUGCAGAAGGUCGGAACGUUUCAAUGGAUUAAAUGUAACACAACACCCUCAUUAAUCUGUGAAUACACACUGACACAAAUGCCCCAGGGAGCUGAAUUCAAGUUCCGUGUUUCGGCAUGCAAUGCUGGAGGAUCUGGGGAACCUGCUGAAAUCCCAGGAACAGUCAAAAUUACAGAAAUGCUUGAAUCCCCUGAUCAUGACCUGGAGGCUAAGUACAAGGAUGGAUUUGUUGUCAGACGAGGUGGAGUCAUUAGGUUAUCUAUUCCCAUCAGGGGCAAACCAAUACCAACAUGCAUGUGGACAAAAGAAGGACAUGACAUUUCUCGUAGGGCAAUGAUUGCUUCCAGUGAAGAUCUGACUGAGCUUGUAAUUAAGGAAGCCCAAAGAAAUGACACUGGAGUAUAUAACCUUGUAUUGCAAAACAAAUGUGGCAAAAAAUUUGUUAGCAUCAACGUGAAAGUCAUAGGGCCACCAGAUCCACCACAAGGUCCUCUUCAAAUUAAUGACAUUCAGGCUUGCUCUGUCCGACUGACUUGGAAAGCUCCUAUAGAUGAUGGCGGUUCUGAUAUACAUAGCUACAUUGUUGAAAGACGAGAGAUCCCUAAUUUGGCUUGGUACACUGUGGACUCAAAAGUUGUAGACACAUCUCUGGUUGUCAAGGGAUUGCAAGAAAAUGUUGAGUAUCACUUCAAGGUGACAGCUGUGAAUAAGUUUGGCAUUAGUAAAUCUCUAAAAUCAGAAGAAUCUGUCACACCAAAGACACCUCUCUGUCCACCGGAUCCUCCAAGUAACCCUCCAGAAAUUCUGGAUGUCACAGACAAUUCAGUUUCUCUAUUGUGGGGCAGGCCCAAAAAUGACGGUGGUUCCUGUGUCACUGCCUAUUAUGUUGAACGCAGGGAGAGAUUCAAUGAAAAUUGGGUGCGUCAUGACGCACAUGUCACGGCUAACACAUACAAACUCACUGGACUCAUUGCUGAGAAGGAAUAUCAAUUCCGUGUGAUUGCCAAAAAUGAUAUUGGUGAGAGCUUGCCAGGACCCAUAUCAGAAUUGGUUUUAUGCAAAGAUCCAUUUGACAAACCAGGUCAGCCAGGAGAGACUGAUACUGUAAAUGUGACCAAAGACUGCAUUUCUAUUCGUUGGGAGCCCCCCAGAUAUGAUGGGGGAAAACAGAUCCUUGGCUACUGGGUUGAAUACAGAAAAUCUGGAGAAAGUACUUGGAAGAAGUGCAACAAAGAACGAUUGAAAGACACAGUGUUCACCAUGACUUGUCUUUUAGAGGCUACGGAAUAUGAAUUUAGAGUAUUUGCUGAAAAUGAAGCUGGAAUCAGCAGACCACGCAGAACUACCGUUGGCAUAAAAACCAAACUGAGUGUCGUACAUAAACCAAGUAUUAUAAAAGAAAUGGAAGAUGCAACAACUAAGCUUGGACAGCCAGGCACACUGAAGUGUCAGAUCACUGGAAGACCUCUUCCUGUUAUCAAGUGGUAUAGACAUGGAAAAGAAUUACUUCAGGGAAAAAAAUAUGAGAUGAACUCCGAUGGUCGCAACCAUUCACUGACAAUAACAUCAAAUCAACAAGAUGAUGAAGGAGUUUAUACAUGCAAAGCUAUCAAUGAAGCAGGAGAAACUGAAACCAGUGGAAGUCUCAUUUUUGAGGCUGCUCCGAUGCUUUCUCCUGAAUAUCCUUUGAAAGAAAUAUAUCAUAUUGUGUGUGGUGCAAGCCUACGUCUACAUGUUAUGUACAUUGGUCGCCCCGAGCCAAAGAUCACGUGGCUUCACAACAAUGUACCUCUGCAACCAACUGAGAAUGUCAUCAUUGAAAACACAAAACAUUAUACCCAUCUUAUCAUUAAGAAUGCACAGCGUGAGACAAACACAGGGAAGUAUAAAGUCCAGCUCAGCAACACAUUUGGCACAGCUGAAAAACUGCUUCAUGUCGAAAUCCAAGAUAAACCAGGUACACCUGAAGGACCAAUAAUUGUUGAAGCCCUGCUAAAGAACUCUGUGAUCAUUAGCUGGAAACCACCUGCAGAUGAUGGUGGGGCAAUGAUUACAAACUACAUUGUGGAGAAGUGUGAAGAUACCUCUAGUGAAGAGUGGAAUCUUGUGUCAUCAUCAGUCUCUGGAACAUCUUGUCGAAUUCCAAAUCUCAAUGAAGGUGCCGGAUAUUACUUUCGUGUUUCUGCUCAAAACCAAUAUGGAGUGAGUGAUCCAUUACAGAUUCCUUCUGUGGUCAUUAUUAAAAGUCAGUUAGAGAAACCUGGAAAUCCCCAAAAUCUGGUUGUUAGUGGAGUGACAAAGGAUUCUUGUAUUGUGUCUUGGAUACCACCGCUGAAUGAUGGAGGUUCUAAAAUAAAAAAUUAUUGCCUGGAAAAAUGUGAAAAAGAGAAUGAAUGGAUCUCAGUAACUACAGAUGAAAUCCAUCAAACAGUAUACACUGUAAAUGGGCUUGUUGAAAACUCAGAAUACAAAUUCCGUGUUAAAUGUGACAGUCUAUGGGGAGAAAGUGACUAUAGUGAAGUGUCUGCCCGUGUUGUUCCAAAAUCAGAUGUAGCUAUUCACACACCUGCCUUUAAGGAGGAAUUAAGAAACAUGAGUGUUAAAUACAAGAGCAAUGCAACUUUUGUUUGCAAGAUCAGUGGACAGCCUAAACCUGUUGUCAAAUGGUACAAGCGUGGCAAAGAAAUUCAGCCUGAUGGACAAAAAAUUAAAGUCCAGGAACGCAAAGGUGGUUAUUAUCAGCUUGUCAUAUCUGCUGCUGAUGAGGAGGAUUCCACUGUCUAUCAAGUCAGAGCCACAAACCAAGGAGGCUCAAUUUCUGCAAAUGUUUCACUUGAUGUUGAAAUUCCUGCAAAGAUUCACUUGCCCAAGCAUAUACAAAACAAAGAAUCUAUUCCUGCCCUUCGUGGUGAAGUCAUUAGUAUCAAGAUUCCAUUCAGUGGCAAACCUGACCCAGUAAUAACAUGGCAAAAGGGACAAGACCUCAUUGAUAGCAAUGGGAACUAUCAAGUUAUUGUAACGCGAUCUUUUACUUCACUAAUAUUCCCCAAUGGAGUUGAGAGGAAGGAUGCCGGUUUCUAUGUUGUUUGCGCAAAGAACAGAUUUGGCAUUGAUCAACAGACAGUGGAACUUUAUGUUGCAGAUGUACCUGAUCCACCAAGAGGUCUCAAAGUCAGUGAUGUGUCUAGGGAUUCUGUCACUCUGAAUUGGUGUGCCCCCGCUAAUGAUGGAGGAAGUAAAGUCACUAACUAUAUAGUGGAAAAAUGCGCUACCACAGCUGAGAGAUGGAUUCGUGUAGCACAAGCUCGUGACACUCAUUAUACAGUUGUUAACCUGUUUGGAAAAACAAGUUACCAAUUCCGCGUCAUUUCAGAAAAUAAAUUUGGCCAAAGUGAGCCAUCUGAACCAACUGAUCCAGUUGUAACAAAAGAAGAUAAGUCAAGAGCACUGAGCUAUGAUGAGGAAGUUGACGACACAGGAGAAGUCAUAAAGCGUAAAGCACUACAUUCAGAAACUGAAGUUCUGCAUAAUAAGUACAUGAUUGCAGAGGAACUAGGACGUGGGCACUUCAGUAUUGUCCACCGAUGUGUCGAAAACAGUACACAGAAGACAUUCAUGGCUAAAUUUGUCAAAGUAAAAGGUGCAGAUCAAGCACUGGUGAAGAAAGAAAUUGCUACACUUAAUGUAGCUCAACACAAGAAUUUCCUGUGUCUUCAUGAGUCCUUUGAAAGUCCAGAAGAAUUAGUCAUGAUACAUGACUUUACCUCAGGAAUGGAUAUAUUUGAACGUAUUGGGGCAGCCAACUUUGAACUUUCAGAACGAGAAAUAGUAACGUAUGUCAGACAGUUAUGUGAAGCUCUUGAGUUUCUACAUAGUAAGAGCUAUGGGCACUUUGACAUUAAGCCUGAAAAUAUUGUCUACACCAAAAGUAGUAGCUCUAACAUCAAGAUAAUUGAGAUGGGCCAGGCUCAAUACCUUACACCGGGGGAAACCAUAAGGAUCCAGUUUACUGCCCCAGAAUAUUGUGCACCAGAAAUCCACCGGAAUGAAAUGGUUAGCACUGUAACUGAUAUGUGGUCAGUUGGUGUCCUAGUGUACAUACUUCUUAGUGGACUUAAUCCAUUCAUAGCAGAUACUUAUCAGCAAACAAUUGAAAAUAUUUCAAAUGCUGAAUACAUUUUUGAUGAAGAGACUCUUAAGAUAUCCAGUCUUGAAGCAUUAGAUUUUGUGGACCGUCUUCUGACUAAGGAGCGUAAACAUCGGAUGACUGCUUCUGAAGCUUUGGAACAUCCCUGGCUUCGAAAAAAUAUAGAAGAAUACAAUUCUAAAGCUAUAAAGACAACAAGACACAAAAGAUAUUACCAGACCUUAGUGAAAAAGGAAUGGAAUGUUGUUAUUUCAGCUGCUCGUGUUGCUAGAGGCGGCGCUUUAAGAAGUCAAAGAGGAGUCACAGUGAGCAAAGUUAAAGUUGCACCAUAUGAACAUGGCCCACGAGCUGGUCAGAUUAAGCAUUCUGUUUCUGAAGAAGGCGGGCAUGCAAAAUUUGUCUGUCACAUUGAGAACUAUGACAGUAGCACAGAAGUGACUUGGUACUGUGGAGUUAGACAAAUUGAGGAAAGUGAAAAAUAUAAAAUUAGUUAUGAUGAAGGAGUAACUAUCUUAUCUAUCGAAAAUAUUAGCAGAGCAGAUGAUGGGACAUAUAGGUGCAAAGUUAUUAAUGAAUAUGGUGAAGACAGUGCCUAUGCAGAGCUAUUUGUCAAAAAUGUAAGAUCUUAUUCUGAUUUCUUUUUUGCACGCACAGUAAAGAAAGCAAAACGUAGGGUGGAUACAGAAAGACUGCUUCAGAGACCCCCUGAAUUUACUUUACCUCUAUACAAUCGGGCUGCUUACGUUGGUGAGGAUGUGCGUUUUGCAGUAACAAUAACUGUGCAUCCGGAGCCUCGGGUUACAUGGUUAAAAUCUGGGCAAAAGAUUUUACCAGGGGAUAAUGACAGAAAAUAUACAUUUAUAAAUGACAAAGGUCUGUAUCAGCUCAUAAUUCACAAUGUACAAACAGAGGAUGAUGGUGAAUACACAGUUUUAGCCCGCAACAAAUUUGGAGAUGACAGUUGCAAGGCACGUCUUACUGUAUCACCUCGCCCAGCACCAUCAGAUAAUACACUACGGCCAAUGUUCAAGCGCUUGCUAGCAAAUGCAGAGUGCAAAGAGGGUCAAAGUAUCCGCUUUGAAAUGAGAGUCUCAGGGUCACCUUCGCUGAAGUGGGAGAAAGAUGGAAUGCAAUUAGCAUUUGGACCACAAGUUGAGGUUAUUCAUGAAGGGCUUGAUUAUUAUGUUCUACAUGUCAGAGAUACACUUCCUGAAGAUUCUGGUACCUAUAGAGUCAUUGCUACAAACUCCGCUGGAUCUGCAAGUUGUCAAGCCGCAUUAAAGGUACAUCGUCUCACUCAUGUCAAGAAAGAAUAUGAUACUGAAGAACAGAAAAAGACAUGUCCUGAGGAGAAAAAAAUUGAGAAGAAGGUGAGACUGUUGCAAAUUCUUUCUGGCAGUGAAGUUAUUCCACUUACUCCAGUGGCACAAGAGGCUUUAAGAGAAGCAUUAAUUAUGCAUAAACCAGAAAUAUCAACAAAGAAAGACAGGAUUGAAGCUGUUGAUAAAAAGGAAAAAGAAGAAGGAAAGAUGAGAGCAGAGGACAAGAGACUUCAUAUGCCAUAUGAAAUUCCACAACCUCGUGUCCAUGCUCCAACAACCCUGGAAGAAGACCUGGAAAUCAAACAUUUUGUGCCUUAUUCAGACAUGAAAUGGUAUAAGAAAAUCCGGGAUCAGUAUGACAUGCCUGAGAGAAUGGAAAAACCUGUUCAGAAGAGGCUUAAACGCAUUAGUUUAUCAAAGUGGGAGCAGAACUAUGUUGUGCCACUUCCAAGAAUCAAGGAUCAGUACAAGCCUAAAUGGCGCAUCCCUAAGUUUUCACAAGAUGACUUGGAAACUGUAAGGCCAGGAAGAUAUCGUGCAUCAUCUCCAGAAUCUGAAGUUUACUAUAGGCAAAGAAGAAGGUCCCUCUGUGAUCUCACAGAUGAAGAGUUUCUUCUCCCUGUUCAAGACUAUUUAUCAAUGAAAAAAACUGAAGAAGAAAGGCUUCGCUUUGAGGAGGAGCUCCAGCUUGGCUUCUCAGGUUCUACUUUCAGUUCUGUGGACUUUGAAUUGUCUUCAUUGCGUCAAUUCCCAUCAAAGAAAAUGACAUCUGAGGAGAAGAAAGUAGAAGAUGUUGAAACGUAUGACUCAUAUCAUAUUCCCUCUAAGUAUGAAACUGGACCAAGCUAUAUUGAUCUGCGCCAACGCCAUGAUAAGGUGACAUAUAGACCUCCAAGACAAAACCAAAGAGUGCUUGAAGACAAAGAAGAUCAAGAACUUCUUCGUCCAAUAGCUUCAAUGCAGAGACAUUGUGCUUACAAAAGUGAGAUGAAGCGCAUGCAGUUUGAUGAGAAAAUCCAAUUGUCAAGAAAAGAAAAAAGUAAGGUUCACGUUUCACCAUUAAUUGAAGAAAAAAUGGAAAAAAAUGAAUAUCCAUCUGCUUUGUUACCUUCCCCCUUUACACAAGUAAUUAGUAGGUCUUUAUUGCCUUCACAUGGUGAAUUAGUGCAUCCCUUAUCUGGAAAUGUACAAUCUGGCAGUACACUUCAAGCUAGAGAGGAAGAGAGUGAAACAAUAGAAAGGAUAUCAAAGAUUUCUGAGAGAACACGCACCAGUAGUCCGAUUUUAGGUGAAUUAUUAUUACCUGAGAAACAUACAACAACUGACAUAAUGGCCACAUAUGCGGCAAAAAAGGCUGCUCUGAAAUCUGAAAGAAAAUAUGAAGUUGUGACUCAGCAACCUUUCAGCCUUGACCAUGCCCCACGCAUAACUGUCAGAAUGCAUUCUCAUCGUGUGCCUUGUGGCCAGAAAACCAAAUUUACUCUAAAUGUGCAAGCCAAACCAGAAUCUGAAAUUAAAUGGUACCACAAUGGAAAGCAGAUUCAAGAGAGUAGCAAAUUCUGUUUUACAAACAUAAGUGGAGUUCUGUCUCUUGAGGUACUUGACUGCCAACAAGAGGACAGUGGCACCUAUCGUGUUGUUUGCACAAACUACAAGGGAGAGGCCUCAGAUUAUGGCACUUUAGAUGUUUCAAGAGGUGAAUAUUCUGCAUAUUCAUCCCAUUACAAAGAUGAGGAAUCUCUCCCAGCUGUUGUUCCUGAAAUUACCAAGACUGAUUUUUACCAUUUGUCCUCUGUUAAACCAGUUUCUGCAUCUGAAACCCUUAUAGUGUUGAAGGAAACUAAAUUAGAGCUGAGUGAAAUGCAUCCAGUAAGUUCAUGUGAAGAAUAUGCUUCAACUGAAAAGAAAACUACAGCACUAGAGAAAAUAACUCCACAAGAGAAGGUGAAAACAAUUCUGCCAGCUAGAAUACUUAAAAAACCUCAAUCAUUAAUGGUACAAGAGGGACAGUUUGUUGAAUUUAUUUGCGAUGUAGAUGGCGAUCCAUCACCAAGUGUUACCUGGAGGCGUGCAGGUCAAGAAAUUGUCUCAUCUAACCGUUACCACAUCAUCACAUCACAGUACAAGUCAGCUUUUGAAAUAAUGAAAGUACAGUUAUCUGAUGAAGGCAACUACACAGUAGUUGUAGAGAAUUCGGAUGGCCAUGAAGAGGUGGAAUUUACACUAACAAUUUGCAUGUCAACUGAUGAAGAGAAAAUAGCAGUUUCUCCAUCCAAGUCACCAGUGUCAGCCAGCACCAAAGAGCAUGUCGAGUCAUCUGCAGACACAAAAACAAGGACUAAGUCUUCAGAAUCUGAGAUGAAACCUUUAGACAUUUCAGAUGCUUCAUCCCCAGAUUCUUAUAAGUCACCUGAAGAAUCAUCUGUUGUAAAAACACCUCCUGAACCAUCUUUAUCUCCAGUGAAGGUUCAGUUCCCACCAGAAGAAGAAUCUCAAGAAGUGCAAAAGCCUCCAAAGAUUGUAAAUCAGCUUAAUGCAAAGGCUUCUGAGGACAAAAUAAUUAUGUAUUGUGUUGUUGAAGGUUCUACAGACACAGUAAUAUGGUACAAAGAUGGAAUUAACCUGACACAGGAUAGGCACUACUAUUUCCAUACUUCUACUGAUGGCCUUUGCAGUAUGAAUAUCAGUGAUAUUACUGAGAGUGACCAAGGAGAAUAUACUUGUGAAAUUAUUUCUGAAGGAGGGGUGUCCAAAACAUCAUUUUCAUUUGUUGGCCAAGUGUUUCAAAAUAUAUUGAAAAAAAUCUCAACAUUUCUGGAGGAAAAUAAAUGUUUAGAUGAAAAGGAAACAGACAUCUCCAUAACAAAGCCAACCUCAGGAAGUCUCGCAGCCAAUAAAGAAUCGCAAAUAGAAACUCAGAAAGAGGCUCCUUCAGAGUCUCAUAUACUGAAGAAGGUGACAGAGCAAAUAAAACCAGAGAUUUUUCAUGAAGAAGUUCAAUCUCACACAGAAAUUAAAGUAACUCAUAGCCAGGUAACAGCGUUUGAGGGUCAGUCCCUUAUUCUGAAAGCAGAAAUCCCUGGAGUAUUUUGUGUAAAAUGGCUCCUUAAUGGAAACGAGUUGGUUAAUUCAGAAGAUUAUACAUAUGGGAUGUCUGAGAAUGAUCAAACUUUGACCAUCAAGAAUAUCAGUCAGCAUGAAGAGGGAACAAUCACAUGUGAAGCUAAAACUGAAAGUGGAAUUGUAAAAUGUCACUUUCAUACAACCCUUUCUGCAAAACCUGAAGGACGACCUUCAUUUUGUAUUCUACCAAAGUCUCAGAAUGUCAAAGAAGGACAAAAUGUGAUUUUCACAUGUGAAUUACAUGAAGGUUCCCCUGUAGAAAUUGAAUGGCUUAAGGACAAUGUUGAGGUAUUGUGGACAUCCAACCUAAAAGAGAGUCAUUCUAAAAAUAUAUAUACACUAGAGAUUAAAGAGGCGUCUACUGGAGACAGUGGGAAAUAUACAAUAAAAGCAAAGAAUAUUCAUGGACAAUGUUCAGCUACUGCAUCAUUAAAUGUACUUGCGCUGACUGAAGAACCUGAUAAAAGUGUACUUUUAGAAAAAGAUGAAUUGGCUGCUAGUAUGCUUGGACGUUUCUCCGCGAAGGAAGUCCACAUGGCUGCCUCCAUGCAGGAGACCUCCUUCAGAAGCACUAGCUUAACCGAAAUGAAAUUUGCAAGUGCGUCUGCGUACAGCACGCAGUCUUUGACAGCGGAAAUAGCAUUGAGCUCUAGCAGUAUAAUGGAAAUGUCAAGCCAUUUACAAAUAGAGGGGUCCUCUAAAGGAGCCAUUACCCAAGGUUUACCACCAAAAAUCAAAACACUUCCUGAAGAGAUCUGCAUUGAGAAGGGAAAGAUUCUUACUGUAGCCUGUGUUUUCUCUGGAGAACCCCUGCCUGAGAUUGAGUGGACACAUUCAGGGAUUACAUUACCCUCUACAGAGGAAAGUGACAGGCUCAAUAUUGAGACCACUGAGGAUCUCACCACCCUCAUCAUCACUAGUGUGAAAGAAAAUGAUGCUGGAUCUUACACCCUUAAACUAUCCAAUGAGUUUGGCUCUGACACUGCAACAGUAAAUGUCAUUAUUUGCUAAUACACACAGACGCACGCACACACACACACACACACACAAUCAUUCAAAUAUCGGAGUAUCCUUAAAAUUGACUUAAGCUGUAGUUAUUAUAAAAUGUGCCAUACUGAAGAACUGCCAGAAUUUUGUGCAUCAUUUGCAAUAUGUACAUAAUGUAUAUAGCUGGAUUUGUCAGUUAUGAGAAAUGUAAGCAGCGUCAAUGAAUCUAAUGAAACCAAUUGUUGACCAGGAGUUUUGUGUGUGUGUGUGUGUCUUAUAUAUCUUAUAUACACACAUAUACAUGAAAUGCAUAUCCUGGAAAGCGAUAGAACAUUCAAAACUAAAUAAUGUGCCUCAACAAUAAGUUGAAGUUUUAAUUUUGCCUCAACAGGUACAGAGGCUCCCUGUUGAAGUUUUUUGGUCAGCUCCUUGACACAAUGUUAUACAUUGUAUGACUGCAAUAUUAGUAUUAGAAAUGUUACAUGUGCAUAAGACCCUGAGUGCUGUUUGCAUUUUACCCUCAUGUAAGCUGCACAACUGGGCCUUGUGUUCAGACUGACUGUGUCAAACCACCAUUUCUUGUGACAUGCUCAAAGUGUGAGCGGCCUGCACUUUGUGUGUUAUAGAAUAUGAUGAAUAUAAUUUCUGUCAAUGGUCUGUUUCAAUUAAUUUACUAAAAACAACAUCUGGCCAUAAGACUUGUGGAAUCAGUGUUUCCUCUUAAAGGACUGUUGGUUAGUUUUAUGUGCAUGUAUAUCUGUUUUUGUAUGUUAGUAUUAGUGUUAAAGUUUUAAGUAGUGAAGGCAUUCAUUAAAGAAUUGUGCCACAGCAAUGUCAUCUGCUGUGUUAAACUCUGAAAUUUCAAUGAUGUCUGUGCUUUGAUUUUAUCAAACAGAAUGAUUAGAAAUAGCAGUAAUUACCAAUGUUUUGGGUUUUAACAAUUGUAACUUCAAUAAAGCACGAUUUCAGCACCUCUGUUAUGUUGAAGAUAUUGUUCCAUAUUUCAAAGUGUAAUGAAGUAAUUCAUGGUUAACACACUUAACCCACAUUAUAUCAGAUUAAAUAUUAUUUUGUGGCUAUCCGUGGUAUACUCAUUGUUUAGCCAAAUGAUUUAUUAUCAGAAUAUAACCACUGUGAUUAGUGAUUAUAAUGGUGAGAUACAGUUAUUCAUUCAAUUUUGCAAGAACAAUAACAGCAAUGUUACAUUGAA